This is a messenger RNA of Electrophorus electricus (electric eel), 95659 nucleotides long. The record is from RefSeq and is a predicted model, not a curated record. Lineage: Eukaryota; Metazoa; Chordata; Actinopteri; Gymnotiformes; Gymnotidae.
CAUUCCCAGCCUUGCCUCGGGUGUAGGGAUUGCAAGAAAAAGCAAAACUACACGGAUAACAGCCAGUGUAGUUUUGUUUUUUGGGGGGAUAUUUUUGAGGCACAACCGUUCUCACACUGGAUUUUCUGAAAUCAUUUCUGGAUAAGGAGGUUUUUUUUUUGGAAGAUAACACCCCUUUGGGCUCUGUCCCUACAGUUCAAGGCACUCUUGUGGAUACAAGGUGCCUGUUACCAUGACAACACAGGCGCCAACGUUUACUCAGCCGCUUCAGAGCGUUGUGGCACUUGAGGGUAGUGCUGCAACGUUCGAAGCUCAAGUUAGUGGUAAUCCAGUUCCUGAGGUGAGCUGGUUUCGUGAUGGCCAGGUUCUUACUGCUGCUGCUCUGCCCGGCGCUCAGAUCUCGUUCAGCGAAGGCCGCGCUGUUCUGAGGAUCCCUGCCGUGACAGUUGCACACAGCGGAAGAUUUUCUGUGAGAGCCACUAAUGGCGCUGGACAAGCCACUAGCACCGCUGAACUCCUGGUUACAGCGGAAACUGCACCGCCAAACUUCAUUCAGAGACUACAAAGCAUGACUGUGAGACAGGGAAGCAGAGUGAGACUGGAUGUUCGUGUUACGGGAAUCCCUACACCUGUGGUGAAGUUCUACAGAGAGGGAGCUGAGAUUCAGAGCUCCGCCGACUUUCAGAUUGUUCAGGAUGGAGACCUUUACAGUUUGCUGAUUGCUGAGGCCUUCCCUGAAGACUCUGGAACAUACUCUGUCAAUGCUACUAACAGCAGCGGACGUGCUACCUCUACUGCAGAACUACUGGUUCAAGGUGAGGAGGAAGCUGUGCCUGCUAAGAAAACAAAGACAGUUAUUUCAACUUCUCAGAUUUCAAAGACCCGCCAAACCAGAGUAGAAAAGAAAAUGGAGACUCACUUUGAGUCCACAGCUUUGCAAAUGCAAGUUGAAGGAGGCAUUGUAACUCAACAGCUAGCCCAUAAGACCCCUCCUCGUGUGCCUCCUAAACCCACGUCCAAAUCCCCUCCAUCACAUUUGACUAAAGUUUCAGCUACUCGCCACCAGUCGCCCUCUCCUGUGAGGCACGUGAAGGCCCCCACGCCGACUCCUGUCAGAGCUGUAUCGCCCUCCACAAGACUGUCAGUAUCACCCAUCAGACCAGUCAAAUCCCCAGUUCUAACUCGCAGGCAGGUCACUCCAGGUGCUGAGGUCCUGCCCCCUUGGAAGCAGGCAGGCUACGUGUCUGAGUCUAGCUAUCAGGCUAGCCUGAAGGCCAAGGUCACAGAGAUGCACUGGGAGACAGCUGUCACUGAGCAAAAACAACCUGUCCCCAAAGAGGUAUGGGCACUGCUCUGGAUAGGGGACGUUGCCUUCUUGAGAUGUGAAAUAAAUUGCUUUGUGCGUAUGGAACAGCAAAGCAUGGAUGACAAAUCUGGUGCAGUUGCCACAGUUGUGGCAGCAGUAGACCAGGCUCGUAGCCGCCACCCUCCCUCUGGCUCUACAGAGCCUCACAGUGUAGAAAGCAGCACUGCUACUCUCCUUGCACCUACGAUUGACCAGCAGAUGAAACCCAUGGUGGACGUUUCGCCUAUGGCAGUGCAUGAGCAGGCUAACAUUAGAGAGAUCACAGGGGCUCGCUCUGAAUGCAUUAUGGAAACUAUGGAAACAAGCUCUGCCUCUUACACACUUGUCUCUCAGGAGAAGGGUGAUGGUAAGAAGGCAGGUGCCGUGGCUACGGUGCUUGCUGCUGUGGACCAGGCGCGAGUUCGAAAGCCUGUGCAUGUUGAGAGUACUGUGACUCAAGAGGAAACCGCUAUAAAGCAGCAGGCAGUGCUCACGGCUAAGCAACAGGUCACAAGUAGAACAGAAGAGUUUCAAAUUUCUCCUGCUAUGCUGAGGGACACGUCUGAAAAAUCUGUUCCUGUCAUACAGAUCCCAAGAACUACAGAGAUUAGUCCGCAGGUGGACACUGGCCUUGCGCCAUCCCCGAUUCCACAUUUCACAGUUUCAAAAGUUACUGUCCCUAAACCUGAUCAUAGCUAUGAGGUCUCGAUAGCUGGCUCUGCUAUUGCUACUCUGCAGAAAGAGUUGUCCUCCACUUCUGGUGUUCAAAAGAUCAUCAAGCCCGUCAAGCCUCCAACUCAUAAAGCCGUGGAGAUGAGAGUGACCCCAGAGCUGACCCUUCCUCCCUUUAAAGACAUUACUGAGAAAUAUCAGUCACAUUUCAACACAGAGUUACAGAGACAGAUAGGUGCUUCAUAUGCAGGGGAAUGGGAGAAGCAGGUUGUUGAGACAGCAGCAGUUCCUUCAGCUGUCAAGCAACCAGUUAUGCCUCCAACAGUUGUUGUUGGCUUGAAGAACAUGACUGUUACUGAGGGAGAGUCAGUGACUCUGGAAUGCCAGAUCUCUGGCCAUCCCACACCAGGCAUUAUGUGGUUCAGGGAGGACUACCGGAUUGAGAGCUCCAUUGACUUCCAGAUCACAUAUGAGAAAACUUAUGCCCGCUUAGUGAUCCGGGAGGCCUUUGCUGAGGAUAGUGGCCGAUUCACUUGCACUGCUACCAGCGAGGCUGGAACUAUAAGCACCUCUUGCUACCUGCUUGUGCAAGUAUGUGAAGAAAUUGAGGGUCGAGAAGAGAUUAUGAUGGAGAAACAUAUUGAAACUAAAGAAGAGGCCGUGUCAGAAGUGAGCGCUGUGUCCAAGACCAUCGAAGUCGGAACAGCUGUGGCUCCAUUUUUUGUGAGGAAGCUGGCUACACAGAAACUGGUGGAAGGUGGAAGUGUGGUCUUUGAUUGCCAGAUUGGAGGGAACCCCAAACCCCACAUCUACUGGAAGAAGAAUGGUGUCCCACUCACCACCGGAUACAGGUAUAGAGUUAGCUACAAUAAAGACACAGGGGAAUGCAAAUUGGAGAUCUCUAUGACUUUUGCUGACGAUGCAGGAGAGUACACCAUCUCUGCUAGGAAUCAGCAUGGAGAGGUUUCAGCCUCCACCAGCCUGCUGGAGGAAGAGGAAUAUGAAGCUUACAUGAAAACACAGGAAGUGAUAUACAAAACAGAAGUAACUACAGCAGUGGUACCAGAGCCCAGAGUGGCAGAUGUAGCCCCUGAGAUGCUAAGGAGAUUGCCUCAACAACCACAGAUGAUGCAGACUUUUAUCUCAGAGAAGGAAUUCCAUAUAUCUGCUAUUGAGCAGAGAAUAAUCCAGGAGAUUGAGAUUCGGAUCCUAAAGAUUACCUAUCGGGAGCUGGUAAUAGAGGAUGGAGAGGAGAUGCUGAUGAACGUGGCUGAGCAUGAGGCUGUAGGAUCCUCAUUCAGUACUCCAGUCAAAAGCUACAGAAUCAUGGAGGGAAUGGGGGUUACAUUCCAUUGCAAAAUGGAAGGAACUCCCUUGCCAAAGAUUGCAUGGUACAAAGAUGGGAAGCGCAUCAAGCAUGGAGGUCGUUAUCAGAUGGAGGUUCUUCAGGAUGGUAGAACCAGUCUGCGUAUUCCGGUGGUGCUUCCAGAAGAUGAGGGAGUCUACACAGCUUUAGCUAGUAACAUGAAGGGUAAUGCAGUCUGCUCUGGAAAGCUCUAUGUGGAGUCUACAGCUUCUGCUCAACCCUACUAUCCUCAGGCAGAGGCAGUGAGGAGAGUACAGUCUGAAUCGCCCAUGUCUGCACGGUCAAUUAGCCUCUCUCCUGGACACUCGCCGGCUCGUUCUGUUAGUCGUUCUCCUGGACGAUCACCUGCUCGUAGGCUGGAUGAGACAGAUGAAUCCCAGCUGGAAAGGCUUUACAAACCUGUGUUUGUUAUGAAACCAUCAUCUUUCAGGUGCUCUGAAGGACAAACUGCAAGAUUUGAUCUGAAAGUUGUUGGAAGACCCAUGCCUGACACUUUCUGGUUUCAUAAUGGGCAACAAGUGGUUAAUGACUACACCCACAAGAUUGUGGUGAAGGAAGACGGAACUCAGUCAUUGAUUGUGGUUCCUGCUAUGCCUCAAGACUCUGGAGAAUGGACAGUUGUUGCUCAGAACAGAGCUGGAAAAACUACUGUUUCUAUGACUCUUACUGUAGAAGCUAAAGAAAACUUGGUUAGACCACAAUUUAUUGAAAAGCUGAAAAAUCUCAGUGUCAAGGAGGGAACUUUGGUUGAACUGGCUGUCAAAGCCAUUGGAAACCCUCUCCCUGACAUUGUAUGGCUGAAAAACAGUGACAUCAUCUCUCCUCACAAGUACCCUCAUAUUAAGAUUGAGGGUACAAAGGGUGAGGCACAUUUCAAGAUCCCCCAAAUCACUGGUUCUGAUAGUGCAUGGUACACAGCCACUGCUAUUAACAAAGCUGGCCGAGAUACAACACGCUGCAGAGUCAAUGUUGAGGUGGAGUUUGCCGAACCUGAACCAGAGAGAAAACUCAUUAUUCCUAAGGGAAUCUACAAGGCUAAGGAAAUUGCUGCACCAGAACUGGAGCCGCUGCAUCUCCGCUAUGGUCAAGAACAAUGGGAGGAGGGUGACCUUUAUGACAAGGAGAAACAGCAGAAGCCUCAUUUCAAAAAGAAACUGACUUCUGUCAGACUCAAGCGUUUUGGUCCUGUGCAUUUUGAAUGCAGACUGACCCCUAUUGGUGAUCCCAACAUGGUUGUUGAGUGGUUGCAUGAUGGGAAACCCUUGGCAGCUGCUAAUAGGUUACGCAUGAUUAAUGAAUUUGGCUAUUGCAGUCUUGACUAUGAAGUUGCUUAUUCUAGGGAUAGUGGUGUCAUUACUUGCAGAGCCACCAACAAAUUUGGUGUUGAUCAGACCUCUGCUACCCUAAUUGUGAAAGAUGAGAAGAGUCUUGUUGAGGAAAGUCAGCUGCCAGAGGGUAGGAGGGUACCGAGAAUUGAUGAAAUGGAGCGCAUUGCUCAUGAAGGAGCUCCUUCAGGUGUUACUGCAGAAGAACUGAUGGAAAAAACUAAGCCUGAGAUUGUCUUGCUCCCAGAACCCAUUAGUGUUCUGGAGGGGGAAAAUGCAAAAUACCGUUGCAGAGUAACUGGCUACCCAACCCCAAAAGUCAAUUGGUACCUAAAUGGACAACUUAUUCGCAAGAGCAAACGAUUCAGACUACAGUAUGAUGGCAUUCACUAUCUUGAGAUUACAGACUGUAAAUCUUAUGAUUCAGGGGAAGUCAAAGUAUUGGCUGAGAACCCUGAGGGUACUGCUGAGCAUAUCGUUAAGCUGGAAAUCAAACAGAGGGAGGAUUUUAGGUCAAUGCUGCGGCGUGCCCCUGAGGUGAAGGUUCCAGAACUUCCUGGUCCAGAGGCUGGUAAAGUAUCCUUUGAUGUUAUAAAGGUGGACAAACCUGUUGAGCCAUCACAAGCCAAAGAAGUGGUAAAACUGAGGAGGGCAGAGAGAGUUAUUCACGAAAGAUCUCCAGAAGAGACAGAGGAAUUGAGAAGCAAAUUCAAACGCAGGACUGAAGAAGGCUAUUAUGAGGCCAUCUCCUCAGUGGAGUUUAAAUCUCGCAAGAAGGAUGAGUCCUAUGAAGAAAUGUUGAGGAAAAGAAAGGAGGAGCUUCUGCACUGGACCAAGGAAAUACCCGAAUCUGAGAAGAAGAAGGAAGAAGAAGAACGCAAACUUACUAUUCCUACUAUCAGACCUGAGAAAAUAACUCUCUCUCCCAGCAUGGAGGCACCAAAAAUCUUUGAACGAAUUCAGAGCCAAACUGUUGGCCUGGGUGAAGAAGUCCGCUUUCGUUGCAGAGUUGUUGGAAAACCAGAUCCAGAAUGCCAAUGGUUCAAGAAUGGAAUCUUGCUAGAAAAAUCAGACCGUAUUUACUGGUAUUGGCCUGAGGACCAUGUCUGUGAGCUGGUUAUUAGGGAUGUCGCAACAGAAGACUCAGCUAGCAUCAUGGUGAAAGCCAUUAAUAUCGCAGGAGAGACCUCAAGCCAUGCCUUCUUGCUUGUCAAGGUAUCCAAGCAAGUUGUCAGCUUCACUCAACAACUGGAGGAUAUGUAUGCCAAAGAGAAGGACACCAUUAUGACCUUUGAAUGUGAGACAAAUGAGCCUUUUGUCAAGGUCAAAUGGCUGAAGAACAAUGCAGAGAUUUUCUCUGGAGACAAGUACAGGAUGCACUCUGACAGAAAGGUGCACUUCCUGUCUGUACUUGUCAUCGACAUGAGUGAUGAUGCUGAAUACAGUUGCACUCUUGUUGAGGAUGACCACAUAAGAACAUCUGCGAGACUCCAUGUUGAAGGUGCACCACUGGAAAUUUUGAAGACUAUGGAUAACAUUGAAGUACCAGAGACUUACUCUGGAGAAUUUGAGUGUGAACUGUCCCGAGAGGACGCUGAAGGCACCUGGUACUUUGAAAACAAAGAGAUCACCCCAAGCCUUAAAUAUGUUGUGUCCUCCCGUCGUGGACGCCACUGCCUGUGUGUAAAAGAUGUGAAGAAGGAAGACCAAGGCAAAUACACAUUCAAAGUGGGGGAUCUAAAGACCACUGCCUCCUUGAAGAUGAAAUUACGCCCAGUUACACUACUGCAAGGCCUCUCUGACCUGACCAUCUGUGAAGGUGAUAUUGCUCAACUGGAAGUCCGAUUCUCUCAGGAGAAUGUGGAGGGAACUUGGAUGAAGAAUGGUCAACCUAUCUCUGCUACUGACAGGGUUCACAUUGUUAUUGACAAAUUUGUACACAAACUCCUGGUUGAAAAUGUCAAAGACGAUGCUGGAAUGUACUCCUUUGUUGUUCCUGCUCAGAACAUUUCUACUGCAGGAAAACUGAUUGUGCAGACUAUUGGUAUUAUAACUCCUCUAAAGGAUGUUAGCACAGUGGAAGGCACAAAGGCUGUUCUAGAAGCGAAAAUUUCAGCUGCUGAUGUGAUCUCUGUGAAGUGGUACCAAAAUGAAAAGCUGCUGACGGCUAGUGACAGAGUCCAGAUGGUUGCUAAGGGUUCCAAACAACGUUUAGUGUUGAACAGGACCUAUGCCUCUGAUGAAGGACAGUACAGACUGGUUGGCAGAGUUGAUUCAUCUUGCAGACUUUCUGUCGAGAAGGUCAGUAUCGUAAAGCACAUGGAGGACUGUGUUUGUACUGAAACCCAGAAUGUCACCUUUGAGGUUGAGUUAUCUCACUCUGGCAUUGAUGCUUUCUGGACUUUUAAAAAUCAACCUCUUAAAGCUGGUCCCAGAUACAAGAUUGAGUCCAAGGGCACAAAAUAUAGCCUCACAGUUAUCAAUGCCAUGAAGGAUGAGGAGGGAGUUUAUACUUUUGCAGCUGGUGAAAAGACAUCAAGUGCAAAACUUAUUGUAUCAGGUGGUGCCAUAAACAGACCCCUGCAGGAUGUAACUGUUGCUGAGUCCCAGACUGCUGAGCUGGAGUGUGAAGUUGCCAACCCUUCUGCUGAGGGCAAGUGGCUUAAGGAUGGACAUCCUGUUAGCUUUAGUGACAAUGUAAGGAGCGAAGAGAUUGGUGCUGUGAGACGCCUUGUUAUUGUCAUCACCCGACCACAGGAUAUUGGAGAGUACACUUACCAGGUGGCAAACUCUAAGACCUCAGCCAACCUGAAAGUUGAAGCUGUGAAGAUCAAGAAGACACUAAAGAACCAAACUGUUACUGAGACACAAGAGGCAGCGUUCAGUCUGGAACUUACCCAUUUGGAUGUGAAAGGUGCCCAGUGGAUCAAGAAUGGAGUGGAAAUUCUCCCAAGUGAUAAAUAUGAGAUUACAAUAGAUGGAAUGGUGCACACCUUAAAGAUCAAAGACUGUAACGCCCAGGAUGAAUCGGUUUAUGGAUUCAAACUGGGCAAGCUUUCUGCUAAUGCUAGACUGAACGUUGAGACAAUUAAAAUUGUGAAGAAGCCAAAAGAUGUGACUUCACUGCUCAGUGCCACUGCCUCCUUUGAGUUGAGCUUAUCCCAUGAUAAUAUCCCAGUUAAAUGGAUGUUCAAGAACCAAGAGCUCAAGCAAACUGAAAAUAUUCAGAUAUUUUCAGAGAGGAAAGCGCAUAAGGUGGUCAUAGCCAAUGUUGAUGAAGACAUGGCAGGAGAAUACACAGCUAUAGUAGGACAUUUGCAGUGUAGUGCAUUUUUGCAUGUUGAAUCUUUGAGGGUCACAAAAACCAUGAAGAAUGUUGAGGUUCCAGAGACCCAUACUGCCACCUUUGAAUGUGAGGUUUCACAUUUCAAUGUCCCAUCUACCUGGCUGAAAAAUGGAGUUGAGAUUGAGAUGAGUGAGAAGUUCAGAAUUGUGGUGCAGGGCAAGCUCCACCAGCUCAAGAUCAUGAACACCAGCAGAGAUGAUGCUGCAGAGUACACGUUCGUGUGUGGAAAUGACAGAGUGUCAGCCACCCUGACUGUUAACCCUAUACUCAUCACAUCAAUGCUCAAGGACCUCAAUGCUCAGGAGAAGGACACCAUAACAUUUGAAGUAACUGUCAACUAUGAAGGCAUCACCUACAAGUGGUUGAAGAAUGGUGUAGAGAUUAGGUCAACUGAUAGAUGUCAGACCCGUUCUAGGCAGCUCACUCACACGCUCACCAUCCGUAAUGUGAAUUUUGGUGAUAGUGCAGAGUACAAGUAUGUUGCUGGAUCUGCUGAGACAUCAGCAAACUUGUUUGUUGAGGCUCGUGUCAUUGAGUUCACCAAACACAUCAAAGACAUCAAAGUUACAGAAAAGAAAAAGGCCAUCUUUGAAUGUGAGCUCUCUGAGCCUAAUGUUCAGGUGACAUGGAUGAAAGAUGGACAGGAAAUUGAGAUAACAGAAAGGUAUAAAGUUUCCACAGACAAAUACAUACAGCGCUUGAUGAUACAGAGUGUUCGCAUGUCAGACACUGGUGAAUACUCUGUCGUCGCUGGAUCAAGUAUUUCUAUGGCUCACCUCACAGUAGAGGGCAAGGAUGUUCGCAUUACUGAACCUGCUCAGAAAGAAAUAACUGUGCUGGAAAGGCAGCGAGUAGUGUUGGAGUUCGAAGUCAAUGAAGAUGACAUUGAAGGCCGCUGGCUGAGAAACGGUGUUGAAAUCCAACUUGCAAUUGAUAAGCGUUUCAGCUAUGCCACUAUUAGGAAAAUUCAUCGCUUGACCAUUGCUGAAACCUACAGGAGUGAUGCAGGAGAAUACACUUUCAUUGCUGGGAAAAACAGGAGUGUGGUCACCCUGCAUGUCAACAUCCCUGAGCCUCCCCAGAUCCUCAGACACAUGUUGGAUCUGUCUGUAGAGGCUGGAAAACCUGCACGCUUCUCUGUGGAAGUGACUGGCAUCCCUCAGCCUCAGGUGUCAUGGUAUAAGAACUCUCAGAUGCUGUCUUCUGGAUUCAAGUGCAAGUUCCUGAGGGAGGGAAAUGAGUACACUCUGCUGCUCAUUGAGGUCUUCCCAGAGGAUGCAGCUCAGUACACUUGUGAGGCCAAAAAUGACUAUGGUCAGGCCACCAGCUCUGCUUCACUGAAUGUUGAAGUUCCAGAGGUUGUUUCCCCUGACACUGGCGCACCUUUGACCCCACCUGUGAUUAUAUCUCCAAUACAAAACACCUCAGCUAAAGAAGGAGCAUCUGCGAGAUUCCAGUGUCGGGUGUCUGGAGAGGAUCUGACAAUUACCUGGUAUUGCAAAGACAAAGAGAUCAAGCAGUCAAGCUUCUUCCGAAUGUCUCAGUUUGAUGAUAACUGCCUGCUGGAGAUUGCCAGAGUUUAUGCGGAGGAUGAGGGAGAGUACAGCUGUGUUGCUCGCAGUUCUGCUGGAAUGGUCUCUUGCUCUGCAGUACUGAAUCUGGAAGUUAAAAAAGUGCAUGAAGAGAUUGAAACUAAAAUUGAAGAAGAAUUCAAAGAAUUUUCUAGCUUGACAGUGAAGACCAUGGGGGAAGAAGAAGAAACCUACAGUUCUACUCUACAAUUACCUGAAAAAGCUAAAACACUUGAACUCAAGCCAGAGCAAAAACGUUACUCUAGUUCUUUGGAAAAGAAAAAGGAAAAACCCAUUUUUCUAACCCAACUUGCACCUUCAGAAGUCACUAUUGGGAGCUCAGCUAGGUUUACUGUCACUGUAUCUGGUUUUCCAAAGCCUAAAGUUCAGUGGUUCCACAAUGGCAAAGUCAUUACUUCUUCAUCUGUAUACAAGUUUGUUGAAGAAAGAGAUGAGUACAGUCUGAUUAUCACUAAGGUAAAAAAAGAAUAUGAGGGAGAAUACUCAUGCACUGCAAGUAACAGAUUUGGUCAAACUACUUGCACAACAACCCUAAAAGUACAAGUCACUGAUUUAUCACCAGCAGAGAAGUGGGUUGAGCACAUGUUUAAAGUACCUGGAGAGCCACCGCGGUUUACCACACAGAUCGUACCUGUUCAGUGUGCUGAGGGGUGUGAGGCUAAAUUUGAAUACAAAGUGACAGGAACUCCCUGUCCAAAAAUUCAGUGGUUUAAAGGUAGCGAUGAAAUUCUGCCCAGCCCAGACUUUUGUAUUGUAACUGAUCCAGAUGGUACUGGUUUUCUUAUAAUGAUUGAUAUCCAGCAGAGUGAUAGAGGCCUUUACACUUGCAGGGCUUCCAAUCCCUUUGGGGAGGCUACUUGUAGUGCUGAAUUAAUUGUGUUCCAGAAAAGUUAUUCAGUAUCUCAUCAACAGCAGCUGACUCAACAGAAAACUUAUAAAAUGUCCAUGACUGAAGAGGCGACUGAAUCUCGCUUGUACAGUGUGAGUCUUCCUGGGCAAGCCAGAGUCAGUCUGCAGGAAGGGCAAAAGAUGAUUUAUACCAUUGGCACAGAAGAUAGGCAGACUGUAGCAAGUGAGCAAGUUGGUUCUCUUCAUGAAAUAGAUGUUUCAUCUGCCACUGUGCACAAGGAGCAGGUGACUCACCAGGCUGCAGUUCUGCAGUCUCAUGAGAUGCAGGAAAGAGUAACUGUAGCAUCCAGACAGCCACAAACAGCUGUGGCAACACCUUUGAGACAGCUCCACAUGGCUGCAAUGACAUCUGCAGUUCAAGAAAGCCAAGGCUUCACAGAGGAGCACCUUGAUCGCAUUAAAAGUCCUGAGGUUACGGAAUUGAAGAGUGCAAAGGAGCAGACUUCAAGGCUAAUGUCUGCCAUAACAGAGAGUGUAAUGCCUCUAACAAUUGUUAAAACACAGCCACUAACCAGUCAAGAAAAAGAGCAAACAAAAGCAAUUACUGAGCCCAAAUACCCAUUUUCAAGUCAUCAGGUAGAAUCAACACUCCCAAUUGUAAAAGAGCAAUCAAAGACUAUACCACAGACAGAGGCAGAAAAGAGCUAUCAAGUUAAGGAGGGUAUGAAAAUAUUGUAUGCAGCAGUUUCAGAUGAGAAGCAACAAAUAACAGAUGUCCAUGCUAAAGAUUUGUCAGUGUUAGAUAUAGCCUCUCAGUCCUCAGUAAAGAAGGAAUCCCCCAAACCAGCCAUUCUUUCAGUGAGUGAGACCAAACAAAUGCUAUCAAAAGAGCAAAAAUUCUUUAUGCACAGACCUGAUAAGCAGACUGCAGCUCUGGCUAAGGAUACAGUAUUAAGAUCAGCUCUUGUUGCUGAGGAUGUUAAUGAAUUUCAAGCUGAAAAAACAAGUGUAAUUCCAGGUUUGGAUAGUAUGGUUUCAGUUCAGGCACAGAGGGAAGAGGAACAGAUACUUAACUUACAGAUUUUUGCAGAUCAGACUAGUCUUCCUUCUGAGGGUAGAUUCAGUAGUGAGAAGCCAAGUCCUGAGCAAGCAGACUCUAGAAAAAGUCCUACUCUUUUGCACACAGUGUCAACAGAUGAACAGCAGACCAUUACUUGUGAAGGGUCAUCACAGUUCUCAACCGAAGAGACAUCAGUUUUUAUACAGCCUCAUAAAGAGGCCCUGGCCCCUUUGCAUCUGCAGGCAGUUCAAGCAGAGAGCAUGUUAUCAAAAGAGGGGAUCCUCUCAAUAGAAAAAACAGACCAACAGAUGGCAGUGCAGAGACAGGAAAAGGCCCGUAAACAUGCAGUUACCACAGAGGAGAAAAGGGAACUCACAGCAGAUUAUUCCAGAGGUCUGGAAGUUUCUGCUACAGGAGUUCAUUCUGAUAUCAAGAAAGAACCAAAACCUCAAAGCAAUUUGCAAGUCAUCACAGAACCAAUGCAGCUACCAAAGGAGACACCAUUUUCAAGUGAAACUAAGCAGCAACGUGCAUUAGUGCAAAAGGAGGAUCGCUGGAAUAUUAUUAAUGCCAUGUCCAUAUCAGACAUACAAGAUCUGGAGGAAGGACACACAGAGAAUUUAUGCGCACCAGAAAAAUAUACAUGCUUGGCUGAAAUGGAGCCUAAAAUACCAUUAGAAUCUCUUCAUGUUGAGGAGAAGGAAAUCUCAACUGAAAGCAGCGUUACUCUUGAUGCCGCGGAGCAAGACUUUGCUGUUCAAAUUCAAGAGGGUCAGUCGAUUAGAAAGUCAAUAUUAAUGGAUGAAAAGCUCCUUUUAAGAGGUGAACUGUCUCAGGAUAUUACAAAAUCACAAACAACUACAGCAACAGUUAGUCAACAGCAGAUGGAUGUUCUGUUACUAUCAGAGUCCAGAGAAAGCCAGACCCUUCCAAAGGAACUUACUUUUGUGAUUCCAGCACCUAAAGCACACAGCUUAGACAUAAAGCCUCAGUUGAAAAAUAUGCUUGCAUCAGCUGUUGCUCAAGAUCAACCAUUAAUACUGGCAGAUGUGGUCAAGCAAUUGGAUGUUGUUGAAGUACAGGAGGUCAGAGUUCAAAGGCAGCUUAGGUAUACCAUGUUCACAUAUCUCAUCACAACUGCAGGAGCCCCCAUAGAGAUCACAAUUUCUUUCGAGGGCGAGUACCCUCAGACUGCUGAUCUUAAGAGUGAACUUCAGGCUGCUUUGUAUUCCAUUAUCUAUCGUGAGCAGCAGGUUCUCACCUCCGAACAACCUGGAGCAAUGCACAUUGACAGGCCUCAGAGAUUACAACUUAGUAGGGCUGCUGCUAAAGAAAAGCUCUCACCAAUGGUUGAGACUGUGCAAUUAACUGAAAAUACAGAAACUUUUUUUCCACCUAAAACACAAUCAGCUGCUCUGAAGUCUGAAGAUGUAACCUCUUUCCAGUCUGUAAAGGCUCAGAAACAAACUGUUGUGCAAGGCUCAAAAAGUCUAGUGAUUCAGGAAACCACUACAAAAAUGGAAUUAAAGCAGUCUGUUCAGGUUGAAAGACAGGAAAUCAGAUCUGUGACAGUAAAAAGCCAAGAUCGAGAUAUUGGUACUGCAGAUAUCACCACCGAUGGGUCCUUUGUGCCAGUCCCAGUUGAGCAGUCUGACAUUCUCAUUCAGAGGGAAGACACACAGGAAUAUCUGACAGAAGAGACCAUCAAAUUACAAAAAGCAAAGGUUAGGGAGGAAUACCCAGUCUUUGAAAGCUCUUUGAAAGAUGUCAUCAUAGAUGAACACUCUAAAGUCACAUUUUCUGUGACUACAAGACAUGUCUCAAAAGUGAAUUGGCUUUUUAAUGGAAAACCAGUUAAGUCUGGCAAAGAGUUCAAGUGUUUACAAGAUAAGGACACUUAUAUGCUUGUAAUCAAUAAAGUUAUCAAGGAAAAACAUGAAGGAGAAUACACGUUUGAGGCUGUGAAUGAAGCUGGCAAGACUUCAACAACAUCAAGGCUCACAGUGGUCUCAAGAGUUCCACCUGUUUUCAAAAGAAAAAUCAAUGCUCUGGAGGCCAGUGUAGGAAGCCCUGUCACUUUUGAAUGUGAGAUUGAAGAUGCACCCAACGUGACCUUCAAAUGGUUCAAGUAUGGCUCAGAGAUCAGACACAGUGACAAGUACAAGAUCAUCAGCCAUUUAACCACAUCAUCUCUAGAGCUCUUGAGUCCAACAAAGGCAGACAGUGGCGAGUACACCUGCACAGCUUUGAACCAACAUGGUAGAGACAGCUGCUCUGCUAACCUGAAUGUGACAGAGGUUUUUCCUCCAGAAUUUGUAUCAAAGCCUGAUCCAAUUACUUCAUUUGUGGCCAAACAAGCAAAAUUCCAUUGUGUAAUCACUGGUUCGGCACCAGUGAAUGUUGUCUGGCACAAGGACAACAUUGUCAUUUCACAUAAUGAGCACUACAAAGUGUUCGUUGAAAAGAACAAGUAUUGUCUUGAGAUCACAAAUCUUGAGCAAAGUGACCAGGGAACAUACCUUUGCAAAGCUUCAAAUAGUGUUGGCACAGCUACGUGCUGCACUGAGCUGAGAGUUAUCGACAAACCCAGCUUUGUGAAGACCUUUGAGCCAACUUUUGUAGCGGUGGAUAAUUCACUGCGGCUCGAGUGUCAGGUGAAUGAAGAUACAGGUGUGUUCAUCACCUGGAUGAGGGAUGGCAAGAGACUCCAUAAUACAAUGGAUAGCAAAAUUUCUUUUGAAGACAGAGUGGCGUGCCUUGAGAUACCAAAGGCCAAGCUUAAAGAUACAGGCACUUAUGUUUGUACUGCUGCAAAUGACGCUGGAAGCAGCAUUCACUCUUCUGUGAUAAAUGUACAAGAACCUCCCAAAUUUGUAAAGAGAUUGGAGUCUAAGGUCUUAUGGAAACAGGGAACAUCUGCACGAUUGUUGUGUACUGUUAAAGGAUCUCCUGAGCUCCAUGUCUCUUGGUUUUUAAAUGACAAGCAACUCAGCUCCAGUGAGAGACAUAAAAUUACCUUCAAAGAUGGUCAAGCUGCACUUGAGAUUAUUGGCCCUACUGUGUCUGACAGUGGAAAUUACACUUGUGAAGUAAUGAAUGAGGCUGGCUGUGAAAGCUGCAGUACCCAGCUCACUGUCAAAGAACCCCCUGCUUUCAAAAAGGAAUUGGAAACAGUGGAGGUGGUGAAGGGUCUUACAGCCCAUCUUGAGUGUGAAGUUACAGGCACUGCUCCAUUUGAAGUGACCUGGUUGAAGAAUAAGAAAACAGUGAACACUGAUAAAAAACACAAAAUUGUGUCAAAGGAUACCAUUUUGUAUUUGGAAAUACAGUCCUUUGACAGCACGGAUGUUGGAGAUUACCAGUGUUGUAUUUCUAAUGAUGUUGGUAAAGUAACUUCUAAAUCAGUGGCAAAACUGAAAGACCCGCCAUCUUUUGUAAAGAGGGUCGAAAGCACAACUGCAAUUUUGGGCAGUGCUGUAAAACUGCAGGGUACUCUUAAAGGCUCCACCCCUAUUACUGUUAAAUGGCUCAGGGACUCUGAGAUACUCAGAGAUGAUGACCCUAAUAUUACCAUGAUUUUUGAAAGUAACAUUGCUGUUUUGGCAAUCAAGGAAGUAACCAUAAAACAUGGUGGAAAGUAUACAUGCCAAGCUGAAAAUGAGGCUGGUCAACAAAAAAGUGAAGCCACAUUAUCAGUUCAAGAACCUGCUAGAAUUGUUGAUAAAGCACCAUCCAUCAGUGUAACAGCAGGAGACUCUGCAACUUUGGAUUGCACUGUCUCAGGAAGUCCAGAUCUCAAAGUAAAAUGGCUCCGUGAUGGCAAGGAGAUGACAGCGAGCCGAAAAUAUAAAAUCUCUUUUAAAGACAAUGUAGCAAGCUUAAAAUUUCUCUCAGCAGAGAGGGGAGACAGCUGUGAAUACACACUUGAAGUUUCUAAUCGGGUCGGAAAAGACCAUUGUUCUUGCUCAGUCACAGUUCUUGAUAAAAUUAUACCUCCAACCUUCACAAAAAUUCUUAAAAAGGUUGAUGGAAAUGUUGGGGGCAGUGUUCAGAUGGAAUGCAAGGUGUCAGGGUCACAGCCCAUGACAAUAUCUUGGUUUAAAGAGGAAAAGGAGAUCACAACUGGGAUGAAGUACCAAACUGAAUUCAGAGAAAGCACUGCUACAUUGAAAAUAUCUAAUUUAGAGACUGCUGAUACUGGGGUUUUCACCUGCCAUGCUACUAAUGCAGCAGGGCACAGAGAGACAAGUGGAACAGUAUCUGUUAAAGAGCCUCCAGUCUUCACAUUAAAGCCUGAAUCCCAAGAAGUAAUACCAGGCUCUACUGUUGUUCUGAAAGCCACUUUCACUGGAACAGCACCUUUUACUAUCAAAUGGUUCAGAGAAGAGAAUGAGAUGUUAACCGGAGGCACUUGUUUCAUUAAGAAAGAAGCCUUUUCAAGUACACUGGAGUUGCACUCUGUGAAGCCAUCUCAUUCUUCGACAUAUACUUGCCAAGUGGCUAACGAUGCAGGGAAGGUUUCAUGCACCGCUGUCUUAUUUGUAAAAGAACCUCCAAGGUUUGUGAUGAAACUUGACCCAGCCAAAUUAGCAAUGAAUGGAACUGCUGUGUUUUUGGAGUGUAAAGUAACUGGCAGUCCUGAGAUUACUAUGAAGUGGUACAAAAAUGAGAUGGAAAUCACCCAAAGUGCUAAAUAUCAAAUGACCUUCAGUGACUCAGUUGCUACACUGCAGGUGCCCAAUUGUAGUGUUGAAGAUAGUGGAGAUUAUAUUUGCGUAGCAUCCAGUGAUGCUGGCAGUGACAGAUGCAGUUGCUUGGUAACAGUUAAAGAACCUCCUGUAUUUGUGAAAUUAUUCGAAUCCAAAGAAGUUGUCAAAGGCUCUGAUGUUGUGCUGGAGGGAUCUAUCUCAGGUUCACCUCCAUUUGAAGUCUCAUGUAUCAAAAACUCAAAGCAGAUCAGAAACGAUCGGCGGCAUGUCAUUAGCAUGAAGAACGAUGUAGUGAGUCUCCAGAUUCUCAAAUUUGAAGUCGGAGAUGCUGGCAAAUAUCAGUGCACUGUAGGGAAUGAAGUAGGACAGACGUCAUGUGAUUGUGAAAUUGUACUGAAAGAGCCACCAUCAUUUGUGCAGAAGCUAGAUACCAUGAACAUCCUUCUUGGCAGUGAGCUUACUAUGCAGUGUGUUCUGAAAGGCUCACUGCCUAUGACAGUGUUAUGGACAAAAGAUGACCAUGAGGUCAAAGACACUGAGCAUGUCCAGAUGUCCUUUGAAAACAGAACAGCACUUCUGCAUGUGUCUAGUGUACAGUCAAAACAUGGUGGAAAAUACACUUGCCAUGCGCAGAAUGAAGCUGGAAGUCAGAAGUGUACAGCAGCCUUGGUGGUCAAAGAGCCAGCAAAUAUCACAGAGCAGGCAAAGUCUAUCAGUGUCACUGUAGGAGACCCUGCUACUCUGGAGUGUAGGUUCUCAGGCACUAAAGCCUUAAAAAGCAAGUGGAUGAAGGAUGGAAAAGAGCUGACUUCAGGCAAAAAAUACAAAGUACAUAGCACUGAUAAGAACUGCACAUUAAAGAUCCUGUCUGCGGAGCGGUGUGAUGAAGGCGAAUAUAUGUUUGAAGUUUCAAAUGAUGUUGGCAAGAGCACUUGUGAGGCUUUUGUAACUGUACUAGAUCAAAUAAUUAAGCCUUCUUUCACAAGAAAACUGAAGGAAAUGGAGAGUAUUAAAGGAUCCUUUACACAAUUGGAAUGUCUGGUGUCUGGAUCCCUACCUAUAAUGAUCACUUGGUUUAAGGAGAACAAGGAGAUAGAGACAGAUGAAAAACACAAAUGCAUUUUCUUUGAAAAUGCAGCAUCUUUGGAAAUCAAUCGUCUUGAUAGUUCUGAUAGUGGCAAUUAUACUUGCAUUGCUACAAACAAAGCAGGCAGAGACCAGUGUUCUGGUGUCUUAAAAGUUAAAGAACCUCCCAGUAUCAUUGAGAAACCUGAGUCACAGGAGGUCAUACCUGGAACCAGAGUGAAGUUCAAUGUACUUGUAAUGGGCACUCCCCCACUGAACAUCAAGUGGUUCAAAGAUAAGAAAGAGAUCUUAUCAGGAAUUGAUUGCUCUGUUCAGAAAGAUGACUCUUCAAGCUUUCUUGAACUCUUUUUCACUAAACCAUCGGAUUCUGGAGACUACAUAUGUGAAGUAACCAAUGAUGUUGGUUCAGAUACUUGCCAGGCAACACUCUUUGUCAAAGAACCUCCAAAAUUCACCCGAAAACCAGACAAAGUUUCAGUGGUGAAACCUGGCCAUCUUGUAGUUUUUGAGUGUCAGGUAGCUGGCACUCCAGAGAUAGACACAUAUUGGUUUAAAGAUGGCAACGAAAUAAGCCCAAGUGACAAGUAUAAAAUGAGUUUUGUUAACUCAUUGGCAUGUCUUGAGAUCACUGGUUCUGAUGUCAAGGACAGUGGUGUAUAUUACUGUGAGGCACGAAACGAUGCAGGCAGUGAGAGCUGUAGUAUGGAGCUGAAAGUGAAAGAGCCACCUGUUAUUGUGAAGCCGUUCACUCCUGCAGAGGUUGUGAAAGGCUCGAAUGCUUACUUUGAGUGUCAAAUCAAAGGCUCCGCUCCGUUUGAGAUUACUUGGCAAAAGGAUUCCAAGGAAAUAAAAGCAAGCACUAAACAUUUAUUCUAUCAGAAGAAUGCUUCAAUAAUAGUUCUUGACAUACAGAAGUGUGAUGACUUGGAUGUUGGGGAAUAUCAGUGUAUUGUUUCAAAUGAAGUGGGCAGUUGUUCAUGUAGAACAACACUACAUAUAAAAGAACCACCAUCUUUUGUAGAGAAGAUCCAAAAUGUUGCCACAGUGUUGGGAGAUGUAGCUGAGUUUAAGUGUAUUGUGAGGGGAUCACCUCCUCUGAUUAUUCAAUGGCAAAAAGAUGAGACCUGGAUCUUGGAAGACCCUAAAAUAAUGAGGACAUUUGAUGAUAAUGUUGCUACCUUAAAAAUCCCUGUGUGUGAUCCUAGCCACAGUGGAAGAUACACCUGCCAGGCAAUGAAUGAAGCAGGGCAGGAAAAGUGUUUUGCCACCCUUUUGGUGCAAGAGCCUCCCCAGAUUAUUGAAAAGCCAGAAAUUAUUAAUGUCACUGCUGGAGAUCCAGUCAGUUUUGAGUGUAAGGUAAAAGGCACUCCAGAACUGAAAGUGAAAUGGACUAAAGAUGGCAAGGAGGUGAUGCCAUCCAGACAAUGCAGCCUCAGCUUUGUCAAUAAUGUCAGCAAUAUUAAAAUUCAGUCUGUGCAGUUAGAUGAUGGGGGAAUAUAUCUUUUUGAGAUUUCCAAUCACAUCAGUGUCUGCCAGUGCACCGUGACUUUGAAUGUCCUAGAACAAAUAAUUCCUCCGGCCUUCAUCAAAUCUCUCAGUGAUAUGGAGGAGAUUCUGGGGUCCUCUGUGAAAAUUGGAUGCAGUAUAUCUGGCUCUCACCCAAUCUCUGUAGAGUGGUUAAAAGAUGGAACUAAAUUGUCAGGUAGAACCAAGCAUAAACUGAUUCAGGAUGAUAACAGCGUGUCUUUGGAGAUUGAGCGACUAGAGAAGGCUGACACUGGAACCUACUCUUGCAAACUUACAAACAGAGCAGGCAGUUGUGAAUGCAGUGGAACACUGAGGGUGAAAGCGCCCCCGAGCUUUGUGGUGGUGCCAGAGCCCCAGGCUGUCAUACCCAAUACCACUGUUCGCUUUAAGGGUACUUUUACGGGCACACCUCCCUUCACAGUGAAAUGGUUCAGGGAAGACACUGAACUGAUCACUGGACCAUCCUGCUUUAUUGGCCUUGAAGGGCUUUCAUGCUUCAUAGAUCUUUAUGCAGUUGGACUUUCAAAUACUGGGACUUACUCUUGCCAAGUUAGCAAUGAUGCUGGUUCAGUGAAAUGUACUACAAGCUUACUGGUGAAAGAACCCCCUGAGUUUGUACAGAAACUGCCAGCAACAAAGUUUACAAAGAUGGGAGAGCCUCUUCGUCUUGAGUGCAAAGUUACUGGCACUCCUCCUUUAAAAAUUAGCUGGUACAAAAAUGACACCAUGGUCAGCGACACUCCCAAUAUGAAGAUGACGUUUGAUGACGUGAUGGCAGUGCUUGAGAUUUUCAGCACAAGUCAUGAUGAUGAAGGAGUGUACACAUGUGAAGCCCAGAAUGAUGCAGGAAUUAAGAGCUGCAGCACCACUCUCUCAGUCAAAGAACCACCGACUUUCCACAAAGCACCCACACCUCCUGAGGGAUUGAAGGGAAAAGAUGCCAGUCUUAGCUGUGAGUUAAAGGGAACAGUGCCCUUUGAGAUAACCUGGUUUAAAGACAAAAAGCAACUGAAAGAGAGUAGAAAGUACAAGUUUGUAUCUGAAGGACACUCAGCAACUUUGCACAUCCUUGGACUGGAAGCAUCAGAUGCUGGGGAGUAUGAAUGCAAAGCCUCAAACAAUGUUGGAAGUGACACCUGCUCAGCGAUGGUGAAACUUAGAGAGCCACCAGGUUUUGUCAAGAAACUGUCCAAUACUACAGCAGUAUCUGGAGAGGAAGUGACUCUGGUAGCCACUGUCAAAGGCUCUGAGCCAAUUGAUGUGUCUUGGGUUCAAGAUAAGGAUCAUAUUCUCAGAGACAGUGACAACAUGAAAAUUGCAUUUGUGAAUAACCAGGUCACUCUUACAGUCUUUAAAGCUGAUUCUACCACUGCUGGGAAGUAUACUUGCCGGCUUAAAAAUGAUGCUGGUGUGGCCGAAUGCAUGGCAAACCUUACAGUCCUAGAUCCUGCUGCCAUUUUGGAUAAGACAGAGUCUGUCAGUGUCACAGCAGGUGAUGCAGCAACUUUAGAAUGCACGGUUACUGGAACCCCUGAGCUCAAACCUAAAUGGAUCAAAGAUGGUGUUGAGCUGUCUUCUAGUAGGAAACAUAACAUCACCUUUUCCAACAAGAUAUCCAGUCUUAAGGUGUUGUCAGCAGAGAAAGGUGAUACUGGAGAGUACACCUUUGAGAUCAAGAAUGAGGUUGGCAGUGAUAGCUGCAAAAUGAACCUCACUGUCUUUGAUAAAAUUAUCCCUCCCACAUUCUCACGAAAAAUGAAAGACACUCAAAGUAUUGUUGGAAAACCAGUUGAAAUGGACUGUAAGGUCUCAGGUUCUGCACCCCUCACCAUUGCUUGGUAUCAUGAUGGGGUGGAGAUCAUGAGUGGGCCAACUUAUCAGAUUAGCUUUGCUGAGAACACCUGUACACUUAAAAUGCCCAUUUUGAAAUUGUCAGACUCUGGUUCAUACAAGUGCAUAGCAGCGAACAGCGCCGGCACUGCUGAGACUACUGCCUCGCUUGUUGUUAAAGAACCUCCAUCUUUUGUGAUGCCACCUCAGCCAGUGGAAGCACUCCCAGGUUCACAUGUAAAAUUCAGUGCCACUGUGAAAGGAAGUGCCCCAUUAAAGGUAAAAUGGUUCAAAGGCACUAAGGAGAUUGUUCCUGGCAGAGCAUGUGAAAUUGCCUUAAGAGGAGAUGUAGCCACAAUGGAACUCUUAAAUAUCGACAUAUCUCAUUCUGGAGAAUAUACGUGCCAGAUUACUAACGAUGUAGGGAAGGAAAGUUGCCCUGUCACUCUCUUUGUGAAAGAGGCUGCACGUUUUGUCAAGAAGCUAAAGAAUCUCUCAGUUGAAAUUGGAAAGUCAAUGAUACUUGAGUGCACAUACACUGGAAGCCCAAAGAUUCUUGUAAAAUGGCAGAAGGAUGACCAAGAAAUCUUCUCCUCUUACAAAUAUAAUAUCACAACCACUGAGACGUCCUGCAUCUUAGAGUGUCUAAACAGUGAUAAAGAGACAGCAGGAAAAUACACUUGUGAGGUUACCAAUGAUGCUGGACAUGAUACCUGUGAUGCAACAGUGUCCAUAUUAGAGCCACCAUUCUUUAUUGAGAGCUUGGAGCCAAUGGAGGUGACUGCUGGUGAUGCAGUCUGUCUGAAAUGCCAGAUUGGGGGUACUCCUGUGAUCAAUGUGGCUUGGUUCAAAGGAGAUGGCAAAGUCCGAUCUUCUCCAUCCUGUAGAAUUGAGUAUUCCAAAGGCACUGCUUGCUUGAAAUUAACUAAAGUUUUAAAAGCCGACACAGGGGAAUAUAUUUGUAAGGCAGAAAACAGCAUUGGAGCUGCAUCUUCUAGCUGCUAUUUAACUGUUCAAGAGGCCAAAACACCACCUUCUUUCCCCAAGAAAAUUACUAGCAUUCAGCAAAUCGAAGGACAUAGUGUCCAGUUUGAAUGUCGUGUUUCAGGAUCUUCUCCUAUUGAGAUUUCAUGGCUUAAAGAUGGUGAACCUCUGAGGAGUGACUCAGAGUACACAAUGACUUUUGAUGAUAACUCUGCUGUCCUAAAACUUGCCAAGGGUGAAAUGAAACACUCUGGAGAAUACACUUGUGUUGCAACAAAUAGUGUUGGAACCGCCUCUUGCAGAGCCAAGCUCACACUUCAAGAGCCAAGAUACCCACCUGUAUUUGACAGAAAGCCUUUGCCUGUGGAAGUUUCAGUUGGAGAUACUGUGGAACUGGAAUGCCACAUGACUGGAUCAUUGCCAAUAAAAGUUACUUGGUCCAAAGAUCACAAAGAUAUCCGCACAGGGGGCAAUUAUAAGAUAUCCUGUGUGGAAAAUACCCCACAUCUGACUAUUCUGAAAGUUGAUAAGGCUGACUCUGGCCGCUAUUCUUGCCAUGCUAGUAAUGAUAUGGGGAAGGACUCUUGUUCAACAGAGGUUACUGUGAAAGAGCGCAAAGUUCCACCAAGCUUCACCAAAAAGCCUUCAGGAACCAUUGAAGAGACCGAGGGCAAGUUAGUGAAGAUUGAGGCACGUGUUGCUGGAUCACAGCCCAUGACGGUUAACUGGUACAAAGAUGGCACAGAAAUCUUCAGCUCUGACAGUUACGACAUAACCUUCAAGACCAAUGUGCCUGUGCUCUGUAUAAAGAAUUCCAGAGUCUCACAUAGUGGUACUUACACAUGCAUGGUCAAUAAUGAUGCUGGCUCUGCUUCUUGCGAGGCUUCAGUCCACAUUAUAGAGCAAAAAGUACCUCCAAGAUUUGACUUGCCUCUUAAACCUGUGACGGUGAAUUUGGGUGAUACACUCUCCCUUAGUUGCCACGUAUGUGGUUCUCCUCCUAUUAAAAUUCAGUGGAUGAAGGAUAGAAGGGAACUGAUGACCUCUGCCAGUACGAACAUCACAUUUGUAGAUGGCAAUGCCAUACUAGAGAUAGGCAAUGUCUCUAAAGCAGAUGCUGGAGAUUAUCUCUGUAAGGCAACCAAUGAAGCUGGUAGUGAGUUCUGCAAGUCUAGAGUCACUAUCAAAGAGAAGCCAGGAGUCCCUGCACCCACUCCCACAGCUCCUGCAGCUGCUGAGCCAGUUAAGAAAUUGGACAACUUGUUCUUCAUUGAGCAACCCAAGAGUGUCCGUAUCACUGAGAAGGGCCUUGCAACAUUCAUCGCUAAGGUUGGUGGUGAUCCCAUUCCCAACGUGAAAUGGAUGAAGGGCAAAUGGAGGCAGAUGACUCACGGUGGCCGCGUAACUCUUGAUCAGAAAGGACAAGAGGCCAAGAUGGAGAUCAGAGAAGUGACCAAAUCUGACUCUGGCCAGUAUAGAUGUGUAGCAUCUAACAAACAUGGAGAAAUUGAGUGUAGCACUAACCUCACUGUUGAUUUGAAGAAGGAGAUUGCACCUGAAACAGUGACACUGAAGAAAACCCCUUCAAAACAGAAAAGCCCUAAAGAGGACAAGGAUAUUGACAUUAUUGAACUGCUCAGAAAUGUGGAUCCCAAAGAGUAUGAGAAAUAUGCUCGCAUGUACGGUAUCACAGACUACCGUGGUCUUCUCCAAGCCAUUGAGUUCCUGAAGAAAGAGAAAGAAGAACAAUAUGGAAGACCGGAAGUGGAUCGUACAGGUCGUGAUUCAGAAGAGGAUUUGUCCAAACUUGUGGCUGAUUUGCAGAAGAGAAUGGAACAGACUGAGCCUGUAACACUGAUUAAUGACAUCACGGACCAGACCACAGUUGCCAAUAAGGAGGCUGUGUUUGAAUGUGAAAUCAAAAUCAACUACCCAGAAAUUACACUAUCCUGGUACAAAGGGACCCAGAAACUCGACACAAGUGAUAAAUAUGAAAUCAACAUUGUUGGUGACCACCAUAUAUUGAAGAUCAAGAACUGCCAGUCCCGAGAUGAAGGAAGUUAUCGAAUUGUAUGUGGACCCCAUAUCUCCAGUGCCAAACUAACAGUGUUGGAAGGUGAAGUGGAGCAGCACAUGGAAGAUGUAGCUGGUAAGGAAGGCGAGACCUGUGCAUUGACAUGCCAGUUCUCCAUACCUAAUGCAAAGACGCAGUGGUUUAGAAAUGGAAAGCUUUUAGAACCUCAUGGCAGAUACACAUUCACUGUGGCCAAUUACACUCAGAAGCUCUCAAUCAAAGAUGUUAGGCCUGAAGACCAAGGAGAAUAUACCUGCAAAUAUAAAAACCUUGAAACAACUGCACAUCUUUGGGUCGAAGCGGAGCAAAUACAUUUUACUAAACGCAUCCAGAACAUUGUGGUCCGGGAACGCCAGUCCGCUACUUUUGAAUGCGAAGUGUCUUUCGACAAUGCAGUCGUAACAUGGUACAAAGACACAUGGGAGCUCAAAGAGAGCCCAAAGUAUACAUUCAGAAGUGAAGGGCGACGACACUUUAUGAUCAUCCGCAAUGUAACCUCUGAUGAUGAAGGCGUAUAUUCAGUGAUUGUCAGAUUGGAGCCCCGAGGUGAAGCAAAAAGUACAGCAGAGCUUUACUUGUCAGGGAAAGAAAUUGAUUUAGGAAGGGUGCCUUAUGAAAUCCCCGAUUCAUCAAUACAAGUCCCUGAAGCACCAUCUGCAUUUACCAUUGAAGCUGAAUCCUCUGCUGAAUACUAUCAUUAUGAAGAAAAAAUGGAAGUACAAGAGUAUGAGAUCAGGAGAGAAGAAAAGGUAGUAGAGGAAAUCUCUGUGGCAGCACUAAGAAUUCCUGUGGAAGAGAUGAUUGAGAGAAAAGCACUUGGAAUGAGAGAGGAAGUUCCAGCCAAAGUUCCUGAAGCUGUAAUGGAAUCAGAGGAGACACCUAAACCGGUAGAGGAGAAGGAAUUAAUACCACCUAAAGAAGCCAAGAAAUAUGUGGAGGAAAUAAUCAUACCAGUAAAGGUGGAAGAACCAAAAGAACGUCCCACACCAGAAGAACGUGAAGAGGUACCUACUCCUCAGCCAACUCCAGUCACUCCUAUUAAAGUUCCAGAAUCUGUGGUUCCAGAGCCUAAACCACGGGUGCCACCACCUAAACCUGCAUCAGUAGCUGAACCCAAACCAGAGGCCAAACCUAAGCCUACUGCAGAAGCCAAGCCAGAACCACAGCCUGAACUGAAGCCUAUACCUCCACCUGAAGUUCCUGUGGAGGCCAUGAAACCUAAAACUAUUCAACCAGAGCCACCAAAGGCAGUACCAACCAAACCAGAACCAGAACAGGCCAUUGUGGCUCCUAAGGAAGUAACUCCACUAAAAGUUCCUGUGGAGGCCAAGAAAGCUAAACUGACUGAACCAGAGCCACCAAGGGCAGUUCCAAGCAAACCAGAACAGGUCAUUGCGGUUCCUAAGGAAGUAACUCCUCAAAAAGUUCCCAUGGAGGCUAAGAAACUUAAACCAGCUGAACCAGAGCCACCAAGGGCAGUACCAAGCAAACCAGUACCAGAACAAGUCAUUGUGGUUCCUAAGGAAGCUCCACAAAAAGUUCCUGUGGAGGCCAGGAAAGCUAAACCGACUGAACCAGAGCUACCAAAGGCAGUACCAACCAAACCAGAACCAGAACAAGUCAUUUUGGUUCCUAAGGAAGUAACCCCUCCAAAAGUACAAGAACCUUCCAAGAAGCCAGAGGUUCUGAAAAAGACAGAUGCUCUUCCUACUAAAAUUGAUGACAAACAAACUGAAGUUCGCAAGAAGAAAAAGGAAGAUGACCCUUCUCUUAAAAAAGAAGAAAGUCCUGCACCUCAAAAACUAAAGCCUGAAUUUUUAUCAGUUGAUCCCAAAGAGCUCAUGCUGGAUGCCAGGCUAGUAUUUAAACCUGAGGUAAAACCUGUGCUUAUAACUGAGGUCAAACCAGAACCUAAACCUGAGAUCAAACCUGUCCCUAAACCUGAGGUCAAGGCUGAACCUAAACCUGAGUUCAAACCAGAACCUAAACCUGAGGUCAAACCAGAGCCUAAACCUGAGAUCAAACCUGUCCCUAAACCUGAGGUCAAGGCUGAACCUAAACCUGAGGUCAAACCAGUGCCUAAACCUGAGGUCAAAGCUGAACUUAAAUUUGAGGUUAAGCCUGAACCUAAACCUGAGGUCAAACCUGAACCUAAACCUGAGGUUAUGCCUGUGCUUAAACCUGAGGUUAAACCUGAAAUUAAACUUGAGGUCAAGCCUGAGCGAAAGUUGGUCAAGUCUGAACCUAAACCUGAGGUUAAACCUGAGCCUAAACCUGAGGUUAAGCCUGUGCCUAAACCUGAAGUUAAGCCUAUGCUUAAACCUGAACCUAAACUUGAGGUCAAGCCUGAGUGUACAUUGGUCAAGCCUGAAUCUAAACAUGAACCAGAACUGAAACCUGCAUCAAGGAAAACUGAGUCACCUCCAGCAAAAGCUCAUGUGGAGGAGGAGACACCAAAACCAACUCGACCAGAACCACCAAGGGCCAUGCCAACAGAACCAGAAAAGGUCUCAGUUGUACCUAAAGAAGUAGCCCCUCCAAAAGUUUAUCUGGAACCUACAGAAGAAGAGUUGGCAAGAAAACUUGUUGCAAGUUUUGUCCCACCAAAGGUGGAUGACCAAGCUGAAGUGCCUGAAGCAGAGAAGAAGCCUCUCCCAGAAAAGGCACCUGAGAAAAAAAAGGAAGUUGCUCCCAAAGUUGAAAAGAAACCAUCUCCAGUACCUGCAGAGAAAAUCUCUCCAAUUGAAGUUGAAAGAAAAAAAGAACUACCAGAGCCUGCAGUAAAGCCACGAGAAAAGGAAAUUUCUCCUGUUGAAGAUGCUGAAAAGGGACCUGUUGCAGCACCUGCACCUGUAAAGAAAGGGAAACCUCUUAGUAAGGAGGAAGAAAAACUAGAAAUGCCAACUCUAAAGCCAACUAAAAGGAUAUCCAAAGACAAGGAGGAAGAACAAGAAAUGUUGAAACUGAAGAAAGUUCAUAAGCCUCCACCAGAAAAGCAUGAAGAAAGCGAAAAGGUCUGUGCUGAAGCAGUCACAGGGGUUUUAAUUACUGACUCUUAUGAAGCUGAAAUGUACUUUGAGAAAUAUGAACGAAUCAAGAAACCUGAAGAAAUAAGACCUGAAAAGGACAAAAAGGAGCCAGUUAAACAUGCUCAAGAACCAGAGAAGAUGAAACCAAAGGAAGACAAGGAAGAAAAGCCUGAUUUGAAGAAAACAGUCAAGAUUCCAAAACAGGGCACAGCUGAUGAGCCAGACCUGGCUCUGAAGAAAGUAAAGAAAUUACCAUCUGAAACAAAAGAACCAGAAACAGUGAAGUUAAAACCUUUUGAAAAACCUAGAAAACCAGAGCUUGAACCAGAAAAAGACACUAAAAAGGAAUCAAAAGAGAGAGAACCUAUAUCUUUUGGAAGGGAGAGAGAACCUGUUAGUUUUGAGAAAGGUGAACGAUCUCGGAAAGAAGAUAUUCCGAAAGAGCCAGAGGUUCCUCCCAAAAUAGUGGAGCCUUCUAAACUCCAGGAAAAGAAACCAGAUGAGGCUGUAUGUAAACCUGUUGAUAAAGAUAAAAAAGGUGAAAUGCUGGACACACCUGAUACACCAUCAUGGAAAGGCAAGAGAAUCCCCCAAAAAGAUGAGGAGCCUGAGAAGGUUCAGCUAAAGCCAUUUGCAAAAAAGCCUUCAGCUGGCUCACCUGCAGAAAAGGAGACUCCUGAGCCCAAGGAACGAAAGCCUAUAAAAAUAUCACCACCAAGUAAACUGCCCAAGGAUGGAAUUAUAAAAGAACCACAAGCUCCUGUGAAAGAAGAUGAAAAGCAUAAAAUACCUGACAAAGAGUUUGAUAAGAGACCCGAUCAUGUACCUCAAGAAAAGGAAAAGAAGGAGAUUCCCAAAAAAAUAACUCCUGUGAAAAAGGAUGUGACUCCAAAGCAGGAAGAGAAGAAGCCUCUAAUAACCAAAAAAGGUAGUUUACCCAAGGAGCCUGAAAAGAAAGAAGAAAUUGUACUUAAACCUGUUGAACUGGCAAAAAAGGGUUUAGAACCCAAAAAGACUCCUUCACCCAAGGUUGACCAAGGAAAACCAAUUGAAUUAACUCCUGUGGCUCCUGUGGAGAGGAAACCAAGUGGAACUGUGGCUGUGGCUAAGAAACCACUCCCUGAAAAGGUAUCGCCCAAAGACUUAAUUGAAGCUGUUACCCUGAAAAAGGUACCUAAGAAAGUUUCACCUAAGGAGGAAAAGACCAAAGAAACUCUUCCAAUAAAAGGAAAAGGAGAGACUCCUGUAAUUAAAGAGCUGUCCCCUACAGCUGUAGAGAUGAGAAAAAUCUCAACCCAAAUGGAAGAAGAAGUAUUUGAAGAAGAGAUGAUUGAGGUUGGAGAUGAGGAAGAAGAGGAGACCUGGGGAUGGGAGUUGGCUCCUCGUGAUAGUUAUGGCUCUGAAGACUUAAAGUAUUUGGAAGAAGAUGCACUUGAGACUCCAGGGAUACCAGGAGGUAGACGAGAGGGAAAACCAAAAGAGGAGGUGGGUAGAGGGAGAGGUUUGACACCAAGGCAAACUCCCUCACCUGGUGAAGUUGGACGUAGAAAGGGUCUAAAACCCGGCGCGGGUGGUGAGAAACCUCCAGGAGAGGCAUUUGGUUUCCAGCUCAAGGCUGUCCCUCUGAAGUUUGUGAAGGAGCUUAAAGACAUAGUGCUGCUGGAGGCUGAGUCAAUUGGAUCAUCUGCUGUAUUUGAGUGCCAGAUUUCACCUUCUACUGCCGUUACAUCAUGGAUGAAAGAUGACAGCAACCUGAGAGAGAGUCCAAAGCACAAGUUUACCUCUGAUGGCAAAGACCGUAAACUGGCAAUUAUUGAUGUCCAGCUCUCAGACACAGGAGAAUACACAUGUGUAGCCAAGCUUGGAAAUAAAGAGAAGACCUCUACUGCCAAACUUAUUGUUGAAGAGUUGCCUGUGCGAUUCACUAAGACCCUGGAGGAGGAAGUUUCUGUGAUAAAGGGACAACCAAUGUAUUUGACCUGUGAGUUAAGCAAAGACAGGGAUGUGGUCUGGAAAAAGGAUGGAAAGCCACUCUCAGAUAUUCCUGGCAAGAUAGCCAUCAAUGUAAUUGGUCUGCAGCGUGCACUGACGAUUCAAGACUCCAAUGAUCUUGAUGCUGCUGUUUACACAUGUGAAUGCGAGAACCUCCAAACCCAGUCAAAUGUCAAAAUUACGGAAAUCAUUAGAGACUGGUUGGUGAGACCACUGAGAGACCAGCAUGUGAAACCAAAGGCCACAGCUACCUUCAAGUGUGAGCUCUUCAAAGACACUCCCAACUGGAAGUGGUUCAAAGGAGAUGAAGAAAUUCCUACCGAACCCACAGAUAAGACUGAGGUUAAAAAAGAAGGAAAAGAAAUCACAUUGAGCAUAAAGAAUGCUCAGCCAAAUGAUGCUGAUGAGUUUGCUAUUGAGGUGGAAGGUCGGAGAUACCCAGCAAAACUCACGCUUGGAGAGCGUGAAGCUGAGAUUCUGAAACCUCUGGCUAGUGUGGAAGUGGUGGAGAAAGAAGAGGCCAGCUUUGAUACAGAAAUAUCAGAGGAUGAUGUGCCUGGGGAAUGGAAACUUAAAGGACAGGUUCUUACAAGAUCACCGACUUGUGAUAUUAGGGUAGAUGGAAACAAACGGUUCCUUACUCUGAAAAAUGUUCAGCUUGAUCAGGCUGGAGAAGUUACUUACCAAGCCCUGAAUGCCAUCACUAGUGCAAUGCUAACAGUCAAAGAAAUUGAAAUGGACUUCACAGUCCCACUGAAGGACGUUACAGUUCCUGAAAAGAAACAGGCAAAGUUUGAGUGCAGCAUCACUAAGGAUGUGCCUAAAGUGUUGUGGUAUAGAGGAUCUGAUAUUGUAAUAUCAGACCAGAAAUACGAUAUCAUUAAAGAUGGAAAGAAACAUAUGUUGGUCAUAAACCUGUGUGAAUUUGAAGAUGAGGGCGAUUACUCUAUAGAGGUUUUGGGUAAAACUUCAACAGCUAAACUGACAGUGGAGGGUAUGAGGCUGAAGUUUAUUUCGCCAAUGUCGGAUCAAACUGUGAAGGAAGGUAAAACAGCUUUGUUUGAGGUUGAGCUGUCUCAUGAGAAUGUGCCAGUGACGUGGUACAAAAAUGAAACAAAACUGCAUACGAGCAGAACAGUGCUUACCCAUGUUGAUGGAAAGAGACAUAUAUUAGAACUCAAGGAGGUCACUCUAGAUGAUAUUUGCCAAAUAAAGGCAGAGGCAAAAGGAAUAUCAACUACAGCAAACCUGACGGUGCUAGAGGGAGAUGCCUACUUUACUGUUAAAUUGCAAGACUACACUGCAGUCGAAAAAGAUGAGGUCAUUCUUGACUGUGAGUUGAGCAAAGAUGUUCCUGUGAAGUGGUUCCAUAAUGAGAUGGAAAUUAAGUCCUCUAAGAUGGUUUCCAUGAGGGCAGAAGGUAGAAGGAGAAUCCUAACCAUUAAGAAAGUGGCAGACAAAGACAAGGGCCAGUAUGUCUGUGACUGUGGAACAGACAAAACUUUGGCUACCAUGAAUAUUGAAGCUCGCGACAUCAAGGUUGUUCGACCCAUGUAUGGUGUUGAACUUUUUGAUGGUGAGACUGCACGUUUUGAAGUGGAACUGUCAGAGGAUGAUGUCCAUGGUCAGUGGAAACUUAAAGGAGAAGUUCUUGUUCAGUCACAGGAUGUCGAAAUCAUUGAGGAUGGAGCUAAACACAUUUUAACACUGUACAACUGCAAAGUUCCCCAGACUGGCGAGGUUUCAUUCCAGGGUGCCAAUGCAAAGUGUUCUGCAAAUCUGAAAGUGAAAGAACUCCCAAUUACCUUCCUAACACCUCUGAGUGAUGUGCAAGUGUAUGAGAAAGACGAAGCAAGGUUUGAGUGUGAAAUAUCUCGAGAACCAAAGACCUUCCGUUGGCUAAAGGGAAGCCAGGAAUUGAAGGCUGAUGAUAAAUUUGAAAUCCUCUCAGAGGUUAAAAGGCACACUCUAGUUGUCAAAUCUGCAGCCUAUGAAGAUGAGGCCAAAUAUAUGUUUGAGGCUGAAGACAAGAGAACCUCUGGCAAACUCAUCAUUCAAGGCAUUCGUCUUGAGUUUGUCAGACCCAUCAAGGAUGUUACUGUGAAGGAGCGUGAGACAGCAGAGUUCCGCAUUGAACUGUCACAUGAGAAAGUUCAGGUCACGUGGUACAAAAAUGACGUGCGUCUGCACCCGAGUAAAGUGGUGCACAUGUCAGAGGAUGGCAAGAUCCAUACUCUGUCCUUCAAGGAAGUGUCCAUUGAUGAUACCUCUUUAAUUAAAGCCGAGGCCCUUGGGAAAAGCUGCGAGGCCAUGCUUACUGUUCUUGAGGGAGAAGCUUACUUUACAACCAAGCUUCAGGAUUAUACAGCCGUUGAGAAGGAUGAGGUGGUGCUGAUGUGUGAACUGAGCAAGCCCACUGCUGAGGUAAAAUGGUUCAAAGAUGGCAAAGAGAUCACUCCAUCAAAGAAUAUCCUCAUCAAGGCUGAUGGGAAGAAACGAAUUCUAAUAGUUAAGCGUGCUGACAAGAGCAAUAUUGGCGAGUAUGCUUGUGACUGUGGCUCUGACAAAACAACGGCAAAGCUGAAUAUUGAGGAUCGUGACAUUAAAGUGGUCCGACCACUGUAUAGUGUGGAGGUCACAGAGACUGAAACUGCUCGCUUUGAGACUGAGAUCUCUGAGGAGGAUGUGCAUGGCAACUGGAAACUCAAAGGAGAUGCUCUACACCAGUCUGCGGAUUGUGAGAUUAAGGAAGAAGGCACCAAACAUAUGCUCAUUCUCUACAAUGUGCAAAUGGACAUGGCUGGUGGUGUGGAUUUCAGUGCUGCCAAUGCUAAAUCUAGUGCUCACCUCAGAGUUAAAGCACGAGUAAUAGGCCUUUUGCGGCCUCUCAAGGAUGUUACGGUUACAGCUGGGGAGACUGCUACCUUUGACUGCGAGCUUUCAUAUGAGGGCAUAUCUGUUGAGUGGUUCCUUGGGGGUACAAAGCUGGAACCAAGUGACAGGGUUGUCACCCGAGCAGAAGGCAGAAAUCACACGCUGACCCUUAGAGAUGUGAAGCUGACUGAGGCAGGAGAGAUAAAACUCACUGCAAAGGAUUUCCAAACUCAGGCUGAGCUCAUUGUAAAAGAGCCUCCAGUCGAGUUCACCAAGCCCCUCGAGGACCAGACUGUAGAGGAGGAAGCUACAGCCAUACUAGAGUGUGAAGUCUCCAAAGAAAGUGCAGAGGUCAAGUGGUUCAAAGAUGGACAGGAAAUCCAUAAAACUAAGAAGUAUGAGAUGGUUGCUGAUGGUCGCCAUAGAAAACUCAUCAUUCAAGACUGCACACUUGAUGAUUCAAGGACAUAUACCUGUGACGCCCUACACUUCAAGACUUCUGCAUUCUUGAAUGUUGAACCCCCACAUGUUGAGUUCACUAAGCCACUCCAUGAUGUUGAGGUCAUGGAGAAAGAGUCUGCCAAGUUUGAAUGUGAAGUUUCCAGAGAAAGUGCAAAGGUUCGUUGGUUCAAGGAUGGAAAUGAAAUCAGAAAGGGCAAAAAAUAUGAGAUCAUUUCAAAGGGAGUUCAACGCAUCCUCAUCAUUAGCAAGGCAGUAUUUGAUGAUGAGGCAGAAUAUGAAUGUGAUGCAAAGACCUCCAGGACCUCUGGCAUGCUGACUGUUAUAGAGGAGGAGGCAAGAUUUACGAAGAACUUGGCUAAUGUUGAAGGAACUGAAACUGACAGUAUCAAACUGAUCAGUGAGGUCUCCAAGCCCAGUGCAGAGGUCACAUGGUACAAGGGUGACAAGGAACUGCCUGAGGGUGGAAGAUAUGAGCAAAUUACAGAUGGCAGAAGAAGAAUCCUUAUUAUCCAGAACCUUCGUAUGGAUGAUGCUGGAGAAUACCACUGCAAACUGCCCAGCUCACAAACCACAGGGAACCUCAGAAUUAAUGAACUUGCUGCUGAGUUUACUUCCAGACCUCAGAGUCAGGAGGUGGUUGAGGGUGAAAAGGCUCAGUUUGUGUGCUCAGUGUCCAAAGACUCCUAUGAAGUCAAAUGGCUCAGAGGCAACAAAGAACUCCAAACAGAUGACAAAUAUGAAAUUAUUUCUGAUGGCAAGAGACGAGUCCUUGUGGUUAAGAACUGUGACCACAAUGAUGAGGGACCAUUCUUGGCUCUCAUUGGAUCCACGAGAGCGUCUGCUGAUCUGACAGUGAUAGAGAAACUCAGGAUUAUCACUCCCUUGAAGGACACAAAGGCAAGUGAAGGACAAGAGAUUGUCCUCAACUGUGAGGUGAACACAGAAGCAGCCAAGGCCAAGUGGUUGAAGAACAAUGAGACAAUGUUUGAGAGCAGCAAAUUCAUCAUGGGCCAGAAAUAUAAUGUGUUCUCUCUACGGAUUAAAAAUGCUGAUAAAUCAGAUGCAGCUGCUUACACCGUUACACUGACCAAUCAGCGUGGUGAAUAUGUCAGCAGUUCAGCCAACAUUACUGUACAAGAGGAAGAUCUGAGGAUCAUUGUUCCCCUUGAUGACAUUGACACGCAAGAGAAGAAGAUUGUUAGCUUCUCAUGCAAAGUGAACAAGCUAAAUGUGACCGUGCAAUGGAUGAAGGCUGAUCAGGAGAUCACCUUAAACAAGCGUGUUGUGUACCGUGUUGAUAAGGAUAAGCACACUUUGACCAUUAAGGACUGCAGUCUUGCAGAUGAGGGUGAAUACACUGUUAUUGCUGGUGCUGACAAGUCAACAGCAGAGUUGAUCAUCAGUGAAGCACCAACUGACUUCACCACCCAACUCCAAGACCAGACCAUCAUCGAGUUCGAAGAUGCUGAGUUUACAUGCCAGCUCUCCAAAGAGAAAGCUGACGUUAAAUGGUACAGAGAUGGCCGAGAAAUCAGAGAGGGCCCAAGAUAUCAGUUUGAGCGUGAUGGAAACAUAUGCACACUGCGCAUUAGAGAGUGCCGACUGGAUGAUGAGUGUGAAUAUGCCUGUGGAGUAGGCGACAAAAAAUCCAGGGCUCGUCUCUUUGUUGAAGAGAUUCCAGUGGAGAUCAUCAGACCACCCAUGGAUGUAUUUGAGCCACCAGGUUCUGAUAUUGUGUAUGAGGUUGAGCUCAACAAAGAUAGAGUUGAAGUUAAAUGGCUAAGGAAUAACAUGACCAUUGUCCAGGGUGACAAAUACCAGAUGAUGAGUGAAGGCAAGAUUCACAGACUCCAGGUCUGUGAGAUCAGGCCUCGUGACCAGGGUGAAUACAGGGUUAUUGCCAAGGACAAGGAUGCAAGAGCCAAGCUUGAGCUUGCAGCUGUGCCAACGAUCAAGACUUUGGAUCAGGAUUUGGUGACAGAUGCUGGAACUCCAUUGACCAUGUCAGUUCCCUUUAAUGCAUACCCACAAGCUGAGGCUGAAUGGUUCUUUGAUAGCAUCAGCCUGCCAAAGGAGAAUGUUCAUGUCUCUCCUGAUAAGACAGAGUACAGGCUGAAGGACCCCAAAAAAUCAGAAGAGGGCCAUUACAAAAUCAUUAUAAAGAAUAAGCAUGGACAGGGAGAGGCUUUCAUUAAUUUGAAAGUUAUUGAUGUUCCUGGGCCAGUCAAGAAUCUAAGCGUUAUUGACACAGCAGACGGUGAGGUCAGCCUGGCAUGGGAUGAACCUCAGAGUGACGGUGGAAGCAAGAUCCUGGGUUACGUAGUAGAGAGACGUGAUGUCAAACGCAAGACUUGGACUCUCGCCACUGACAGGGCUGACAGUACAGAAUACACUGUCAUUGGGUUGCAGAAGGACUCUAUGUAUUUCUUCCGGGUUUGUGCACGCAAUAGAGUUGGUUGUGGACCAAAUGUUGAGACAGAUGAAGCUGUGUUAGCCAAGAAUAAGUUUGAUGUACCUGAUGCACCACAAAAUGUCACAGUUGGAAAUGUCAGCAAGUUUGGUGCCACAGUCUCCUGGGAUCCACCUCUGUUUGAUGGUGGAGCUGAAAUCACCUCAUACAUCAUCGAGCUCCGUGACAGAACAUCUGUGCAGUGGUCUCCAGUCAUGGUGACUAAACCACAGGACCGUAAAGCAGUAGUCAAUGAUGUUAUUGAGAACAAGGAAUAUAUCUUCCGUGUUCGAGCAGAAAACAAGGCUGGCCCUGGCAAACCAAGUGCUGCUACAAACCCAGUUAAAAUUAUGGACCCAAUAGAGAGGCCAAGCCCACCCCUGAAUCUGACACACUCUGAACAGACCAAGGAGGGCUGUCUGUUGACAUGGGAGCCUCCUCUUAGAAAUGGUGGUAGCAUAAUCACUGGCUACAUUAUUGAGAGGUGUGAGGAAGAUUCAGACAAGUGGAUGAGAUGUAAUGCCAGGCUUUGCCCAGACCUACUCUACAGGGUUUCUGGACUUAAAUGUGGAAAGAAGUACAAAUACCAAGUCAUUGCUGAAAAUGCAGCUGGCCAGUCUGACCCCUCCAAUAUUGUUGGACCUGAGCUGGCAGAUGACCCACACUUUGCACCUACACUCGACCUGAGUGCCUUCAAGGAUGGCCUGGAGGUCAUUGUUCCUCAGCCUCUUAUUAUCCGGGUCCCAAUCACUGGAUACCCAACACCUACUGCUAAAUGGACCAUUGGUGACACAGAGCUCACCGCUGGUGACCGUGUUUCCAUGGUCACAAAGCCCACCUUCACCGAGUUAGUCAUUACCCCAAGUGUGCGUCCAGACAAAGGCAGAUAUUUUCUGACACUGGAGAAUGAUGUAAGCAGUGUCUCUGGGGAGAUUGAUGUCAAUGUUAUCGCAUCACCAAGUGCACCCAAGGACUUUAAGGUUGCAGAGGUAACCAGAAAUCAUGUCCAUCUUAUGUGGGAAGCACCGGACCAUGAUGGAGGCAGCCCGAUUACUGGAUAUCAAGUGGAGAAGCGUGAUGUCUCAAGAAAGACCUGGGUCAAGGUCAUUGUUGGCUUACAAGACCAGGAGUACACUAUCACAGAUGUUGUCGAGGGAAAGGAGUACUUGUUUAGAGUUAUUGCUUGCAACAAGUGUGGCCCAGGAGAGCCCGCAUACAUUGAUGAUCCAGUAAAUGUGUCUUCACCAGCUACUGUUCCAGAUCCACCAGAGAAUCUUAAAUGGAGAGAUAAGACUGCCAACACAAUCUUCCUGUCAUGGGAGCCUCCAAAGUGGGAUGGUGGUGCUCCAAUUAAAGGUUACACUGUUGACAAAUGCCAGCGUGGCACUGACAAAUGGGAGCCAUGUGGUGAGCCAUUGCCAGACCUCAAGUUUGAGGUAACUGGUCUGACAGAGGGCCAAUGGUAUGCAUAUCGUGUGAGGGCCUUGAAUAGACUGGGCUCGGGUAGACCUAGCAAGGCAACUGAUGAGAUCCUGGCUGUUGAUCCUAAAGAGCCUCCAGAAAUUCACUUGGAUGCAAAACUACUGGCUGGCUUAACUGCAAAGGCUGGCACAAAGAUUGAACUCCCUGCUGAUAUCACAGGCAAACCAGAGCCUAAGAUCAAAUGGACCAAGGCUGAUCUUAUCCUGAAGGAAGAUGAUAGAAUCUCUAUUGUUACCAAGCCAGGCCACUCCACAGUGUACAUUGCUAAGACAACAAGGGAAGACUCAGCAACAUACAUUGUUGAGGCAGUCAACAGCAGUGGCCGUGCCACAGCAACUGUUGAUGUCAACAUCCUAGAUAAGCCUGGACCUCCAGCUGCUUUUGAUAUCUCUGAAAUUACCAGUCAGUCCUGCCUAUUAUCAUGGAAUCCACCAAGAGAUGAUGGUGGUUCAAGAGUGACAAACUACAUUGUUGAAAGGAGAGCUACAGAUAGUGAGAUAUGGUACAAGCUGUCCUCCACUGUGAAGCAAACCAACUACAAAGCCACCAAACUCAUUAAUUUCAAAGAAUAUAUUUUCAGAGUCUAUGCUGAGAAUCAAUUUGGCAUUGGUUUGCCAGCUGAGCAUGCACCAAUAACUGCCAAAUAUAUCUUUGAUUCACCUGGACCUCCGUACAAAGUCACAGCAUCAGAUAUUGCAAAGGAUGCUGUAACUUUGUCUUGGUAUGAACCCGAUGAUGAUGGUGGAAGUCCUGUCACAGGUUACUGGGUUGAAAGAUUUGAGCCGGAAGCUGACAAAUGGAUAAAAUGCAACAAACAACCGAUCAGUGACACAACCUUCAGGGUGAAAGGUUUGCCCACAAGGAAGAAGUAUAAGUUCCGUGUCUUGGCUGAGAAUCUUGCUGGACCUGGAAAACCAAGCAAGGAGACUGACCAGAUCUUGAUCAAGGAUCCAAUUGAUCCUCCAUGGCCUCCUGGCAAGCCUAGUGUUAAGGAUGUUGCCAAGACAUCUGCUUUCCUGCAGUGGACAAAGCCUGAGCAUGAUGGUGGUGCCAAGAUUGUGUCCUAUAUUGUUGAGCUCCUAAAGAGUGGAACUGUUGAGUGGGUCCGAGUGGUAGAUGGUAUUCCUUCUCUUGAGUAUUUCUUGAAGGGACUGAUGGAGAAGCAGGAAUAUUCCUUCCGUGUCAGAGCUGUGAAUGCAGCAGGCGAGAGUGAACCUAGUGAGCCUAGCGAUCCUGUGCUAUGCAAGGAAAGACUCAAUCCUCCAUCACCCCCAAGAUGGCUAGAGGUGGUAAAUAUUUCCCGGAGUGGUGCUGAACUGAAGUGGACAGCUCCUGAACGAGAUGGCGGUUCUCCCAUCACCAACUACAUUGUUGAAAAGAGAGACGUCAAGCGCAAGGGCUGGCAGGCAGUUGACACCACCGUGAAAGAACUGACAUACACUGUCACUCCACUAAAUGAAGGCUCCCUCUAUGUCUUCCGUGUGGCAGCAGAGAAUGUUGUUGGGCCUAGUGAAUACUGUGAACUUCUUGACUCUGUUCUGGCAAAGGAUACAUUCACUACUCCUGGACCUCCAUAUGCUCUGACUGUCACAGGGGUUUCAAAGACCCAUGUUGACCUAAAAUGGGAGGCACCUAAGAAUGAUGGUGGCAGACCUAUUUUGAGGUAUGUCAUUGAGAAGAAAGAGAAACUUGGAACUCGAUGGGUGAAAUCUGCAAAGACAUCAGGCCCUGACUGCAAGUACAGGGUAACUGAUGUCAUUGAAGGAACUGAGGUGCAGUUCCAGGUCCUUGCUGAGAAUGAGGCUGGAGUUGGUCAUCCAAGUGAACCCACAGACAUUGUGGUAAUUGAGGACCCAACAGGACCACCAUCUCCUCCUCAGGAUCUCCAUGUCAUUGAGGCAAACAGAGACCAUAUCUCUAUUGCCUGGAAAGCCCCAGAAAGGAACGGAGGAAGCCCAGUCAUUGGCUACCACAUUGAGCUCUGUGAGGCUGGAACAGAGAAAUGGAUGAGAGUUAACUCACGCCCAGUUAAAGAGCUGAAAUACAGAGCUGGGGAGGAUGAAGGCAUUCUUCCUGAGAAGCAGUACAUUUUCAGAGUCCGUGCUGUUAAUUCUAUUGGUGCUAGUGAUCCCUCUGAGAUCUCUGAGAGUGUUUACGCCAAAGACUCAGACUGCAACCCUACAAUUGAAUUCCAAACCCAGGACCUCGUUGUUGUGGAGGGUGACAAAAUGCACCUCCCAAUUCCAUUCAAGGCUGUACCAUCACCAAAGAUCACAUGGCACAAAGAUGGCAAGGAGAUGAAGGCUGAUGACAGGAUCUCAUUCAGAUCAGAUUACAUUUCCUGCCACCUGGAAAUUCCAAGCUGCGUGCAUGCUGAUGCUGGGCAGUACAAAGUUACCCUGGAGAACAGCCUUGGAGCAACUAGUGGGACAAUUAACGUUAAAGUUAUUGGUCUACCUGGACCAUGUAAGGAAAUUGUUGCUAGUGAUGUCACUAAGAACUCCUGCAAAGUGUCAUGGGAACCUCCAGACUAUGAUGGUGGCUCCCCUGUUCUUCAUUACAUCUUGCAGCGCAGAGAGGCAGGCAGGAGAACAUAUGUCAAUGUCAUGUCUGGAGAGAACAAAAUCAGUUGGCCUGUCAAGGACCUGAUCCAAAAUGGAGAGUAUUACUUCCGUGUCAGAGCUGUGAAUAAGAUUGGUGGUGGAGAGUUCAUUGAGCUACGCAAUCCUGUGAUUGCUGAGGACCAAAAGCAUCCACCUGAUCCACCUGUUGAUGUGGAAACGCACAACCCCUCUUCUGAGUCUGUGACCCUCACUUGGAAGCCACCCAUGUAUGAUGGUGGAUGCAAGAUCAUGGGUUACAUUCUGGAGAAGGCAAUGAAAGGUCAAGAGAAGUUUGAGAGAUGCAAUGAUUUCCUUGUGCCAGUAUUGUCCUACACAGUUAAAGGCUUGAAACAAGGAAAAGAAUAUCAGUUCCGUGUGCGUGCAGAGAACGCAGCAGGCAUAAGUGAUCCUUCACGGAGCACUCCUAUGAUCAAAGCCACUGAUGCAGUUGACCGUCCCAAGGUGUUCCUCAGUGGUAGCCUGCAAUCAGGCUUAAGUGUCAGGAAAGGUGAAGAGAUUCGAUUGACUGCCUACAUCUCCGGAUUUCCAUACCCAGAAAUAACAUGGACAAGAAACAAUUCAACUAUUAGGCCAGAAGCUUUGAAGAAGAGACCAGAAAGGCCUAUUAGGAAGAAAAAAGAAAAGGAGCCAGAGAAGGAAGAGGAAAAGAAACAAGAGGAAAUUAAAGAAGACGACAAGGAGAAAAAGGAAAAAGAAAAGGAGGUGGAGGAACCUGAGGAGCCAGAGGAAGAAUACCACCCAUCUCUGAAUGAGCGUCUUACCAUUGAUAACAUUAGGGAGGGUGAAUCCUUAAUUUGUGUGAAAGAUGUUAUCAGAGGUGAUCAUGGUGUAUUUACUAUCAAGGUGGAGAAUGAUCAUGGUAUUGCCUCUGCAAGCUGUGUGGUUAACGUUCUUGAUACACCUGGGCCCCCUGUGAAUUUAAAAUUUGAGGAAGUCAGGAAGGAUUCACUCCUCUGCAAGUGGGAUCCUCCUCUAGAUGAUGGUGGCAGUGAGAUCCUUAAUUACAUACUGGAGAGAAAAGACAACUCCAAGGUUGAGAUGGGAUGGGUUACUGUUACAACAACCCUCAGAGCCUGCAAAUACCCAGUAACAAAACUCAUCGAAGGAAAGGAAUACAUAUUCCGUGUUACUGCAGAGAACAGAUUUGGCCCAGGAAGACCUUGUAUCUCCAAACCCGUCAUUGCCAAGAAUCCAUUCGAUCCUCCAGAGGCUCCUGAGAAGCCUGAAAUUGUGGACAUCACAUCCAAUAGCAUGGUUGUCACUUGGAAAGAACCCAAGGACAAUGGUUGCCCUAUUCAAGGAUACUGGGUGGAGAAACGAGAAAUUAAUAGUACACAUUGGACAAGAGUUAACCGCAGCAUCUUUAAUAAACUGGAACUAAAUGUAGAAGGCCUCUUAGAAGGCUUGACAUACAUUUUCAGGGUCUGUGCAGAGAACAUGGCUGGAUGUGGAAAGUUCAGUCCACCAUCUGAGCCGAAGACAGCACAGGCUCCAAUCUUGCCACCGGGUCCACCAAUUGCACGUGUUGCUGACACCACAGACCAUUCAAUAAUAGUUGAAUGGGACCCUCCUGUAGAUAAUGGUGGUUCAGACAUUUUUGGUUACCAUGUGGACAAGUUAUUGGCUGGCACCAAAGAAUGGACCCGAGCCACAGAAAGACCACAAAAGAGUCUUACAUUCACUGUGUAUGGUGUCAGAGAAGGUGCGAAGUACACUACUCGCGUUAUGGCAGUCAACUGUGCGGGUGAAGGUGCUCCUGGCAUUACUGAAACCGUCAUUGUGAAGAAUCCUGCCGUGAUACCUGUAAUUGAACUUGAUGUCAGUGUGAAGGGUGGUUUUGUUGUAAGAGCUGGAGACACACUGAGGAUCCCUGCAAAUGUGACUGGUAGACCUAAACCAUCAAUUUCAUGGAUGGUAAAUGAUCGUGCCCUUGAUAAGAAGCGUGUAGAAAUAGAAGAGGUUGGACAAUCUAACACCCUUAUCAUCAAGAAUGCACAGAGAGGUGAUAGUGGCAGAUACCAGAUCACUGCAGCAAACCCAAGUGCUAUUAAAUCUGCAUGGACCACAGCUGAAGUUGUGGAUGUUCCUGGACCUGUCCUUGAACUCAAGCCUGUUGUAGUCACUAGAAAGUUGAUGAUGCUUAACUGGUCUGACCCUGAUGAUGAUGGUGGCAGUGAUCUGACUGGCUUUAUUAUUGAAAGAAAAGACCCUAAAAGUCACACUUUUAGACAGCCCAUUGAAACAGUUGCAUCCAAGUGUGAAAUUGGGGGUAUUGUCGAAGGACAUGAGUACAUUUUCCGAGUUGUGGCCAAAAACAAGUAUGGCUGUGGACCUCCUGUUGACCUUGGACCUAUCCUUGCAGUAGAUCCUCAAGCUCCACCAACUUCCCCUGAGAAAUUCCACUACACUGAAAGAACUAAGUCUUCCAUUACCCUUGUGUGGAAGCCACCUCGCAAUGAUGGUGGCAGUCCAGUCCUUGGCUAUGUGGUUGAGAAGAAGAGACAAGAUCAACCUGCUUUCCAGCGUGUCAACCCAGAGUUGUGCACUGACCUGACAAUGACUGUGGAAAAUCUAGAUGAACUGCACAUGUAUGAGUUCCGUGCAAAAGCUGUUAAUAGCAUUGGUGAAAGUGAUCCUUCUAUACCGAUGAAUGUUGUGAUUCAGGAUGAUGAAGUUCCUCCACAUUUGCACAUGCUGAAACACUUCAAAGAGGAUAUAAUCAGAGUAAGGAAGAAUGAGCCGGUUGAGAUCCCCGUUGAGAUCACAGGCCUCCCAAUACCAAAGGUUGAAUGGCUGAAGGAUGAUGUUCUUAUUCCCAAAUCCACGGAAAGAGUCCUGAUAGAGACCAAAGAGAUUGACAGACUCACAGAACACACAAAACUCACUAUCCCUGCUGUUGCAAGGCUAGACAAGGGAACCUAUACUAUAACUGCUUCAAAUUGCAUGGGCACGGUCAGCCAUCAUAUCACAUUGGAAGUACUGGAUCGACCAACACCACCAAGAAACGUUGCUCUUUCAAAUAUCCGAGCUGAGUCUUGCUAUCUGACCUGGGAUCCACCACUGGAUAUUGGUGGCAGUAUGCUAACCAACUACAUCAUUGAGAAGAAAUGUCUUGAUGUAAAGGAUGCUGAAAAAGCUGAAUGGGUCCUGGUUACUAAUACCAUCAUAGACAGAAAAUAUGGGGUACGGGAACUUGAAACAGGUGGCAGAUAUCAGUUCAGAGUCAAAGCUGAGAAUAAGUAUGGAAUAAGUGAUGCCUGUAAAACAGAGGAAGUACAUAUCAAGGAUCCAUUUGCACUACCUGGUCCACCUGAAAAGGUCACUAUCGCAGAGCACUCCACAAAUGAUAUGUUGGUGACAUGGGAACCACCCAGGGACUGUGGUGGAUCUAUGAUUAUUGGCUAUUGGCUAGAAAAGCGAGAGAAAGGCACUUCUUACUGGGCUAAAGCAAAUAAGGCCAUGGUGUCCAAACGUGGCAUGAAAGGCUGGGAAUUUCAGGUCACACGCCUCGCUGAAGGAGUUGAGUAUGAAUUCCGUGCAAUGGCUUGCAAUGCUGCAGGAAUUGGCCCCCCUAGUGCUGUCUCUGAGUCUGCCUUUGCUAUUGAACCUAUGACUCCACCUAGCAUGCCAGCAGCUCCUGAAAUUGCUGACAAAACCAAGCGCAGUGUCACUCUAUCAUGGAUCCCUCCUGCCAAAGAUGGUGGAAGCCCCAUCAAAGGUUAUAUCAUUGAGAAACAGGAUGAAGGGACAUCUGAGUGGACAAGGGUCAAUGAUGCGGAUAGUCUACACCCUACCACUACGUUCACUGUUCCAAAUCUUCAGGAGCUAAAAAAGUACAGAUUUAGAAUCAUUGCAGUCAAUGAUAUUGGAGAGUCUGAGCCAAGUCCUAGAACCCCAGAAGUUCUCAUGGAGGAUGUUCACACUGAGCCAAAGCUGUUUUUGGACAUUGGCGCUCAUGAGUUAGUAAACAUCCCUGCUGGAACUCCAAUCAAAAUCCCUGUAACUGUUAAGGGUCGUCCCACUCCCAAGGUUACAUGGGAUUUUGAGGGCAAAGCAAAAACCGAAAUUAAAGAUCGUCUUCACAACCUGCCAGUGGAUUCACAGGUGGAAUCUACUGAUACUACUUCUGCUUUAACAAUUCCUGUGAGCUUGCGGUCCCACUCUGGCAGAUACACUGUAACUGCAAAGAACAAGUCUGGACAGAAACAUAUUAAUAUCAGAGUUAUUGUGCUUGAUGUUCCUGGACCACCUAAGGAGCUCAAAAUUACUGAUAUUACACGAACUACAAUGAGGCUUAUCUGGAAACUCCCAGAUACUGAUGGUGGAGAGAGAAUCAAGAGUUACUUCAUUGAAAAGAGAGCUGUCACAGCAAAAGCCUGGACAAAGGUGAAUGCAUCCUGUGCCAGUAUGGCCUUUGUAGUGCCUGACCUCCUCGAAGGCCAGGACUACUUGUUCCGUGUUUGUGCAGAGAAUCGUAUUGGAAUGGGACCAUUUACUGAGACCACCGAGCCAGCAAGGGCAAGGGAUCCUAUCUCACCCCCUGAUCCUCCAGCUAAGGUGAAGAUCAAUCUUGUUACCAAGAACACUGUGACCCUAUCAUGGCAACCUCCAAAAAAUAAUGGUGGCGCACCAGUAACACAUUACAUUAUCGAGAGGCUGAGCUGGGACACCAGUGGUCCGCAGAAAGAGACCUGGAAACAGUGCAAUAAGAGGGAUGUGGAAGAAACUACCUUCAUAGUUGAAGACCUUAAAGAGGGUGGUGAAUAUGAGUUCCGUGUCAAGGCAGUGAAUGAAGCUGGCCCAAGCAGACCUUCUGUUACUGUGGGACCCAUCAUCAUCAAGGACCAGACCUUCGCUCCAACCAUUGAUCUUAGAGAAGCCCUGGAGGGUGCUGAAACAUUUGACAUAAACAUAACUGCCAGGAUUCAGGGCUGCCCAUUCCCAACCCUUGUUUGGCAGAAAGCUCCACUUGACAAGCCUGAUGAAAAAACUAAUGUUCAUUAUGAUCAGCAUAUCAAUAAGCUGGUAGCUGAUGACAGAUGCACUCUGCUAAUUCAGCAGUCCAAGAGAGAUGACAGUGCAGUUUAUACACUUACAGCUACCAACAGUUUUGGCACAGCAUCUAAAGAUAUCAGACUCACCAUUUUGGGGCGACCUGGACCACCAGUGGGACCUGUUAAAAUUGGGGAGAUUUUUGCAGAAAGGAUUGGUCUAUCAUGGAAGCCACCCAUAGAUGAUGGUGGUUCCAAGAUCACUAACUAUGUUAUUGAGAAACGUGAGGAGAACAGGAAGUCAUGGGUCCAUGUCUCAAAUGAUCCUAAAGAAUGUGCUUAUACAGUUCAAAGGCUCACGGAAGGGCAUGAAUAUGAGUUCCGCAUUAUGGCUCAGAACAAAUAUGGUGUAGGACCACCACUUUACAGUGAACCUGAGAAAACAAGGAACUUAUUCACUGUUCCAGGCCAAUGCGAUAAACCAACUGUCUCAGAAAUCACACGUGAAUCUAUGACUGUUGAAUGGGAGGAGCCAGAAUAUGAUGGCGGAUCCCCAGUUACUGGCUAUUGGCUGGAGCGCAAGGAAACUACAUCGAAACGCUGGACUAAAGUGAACCGUGACCCCAUCAGAAUCAGGCCCCUUGGUGUCUCUCAUGUUGUGACUGGUCUCUUGGAGGGAGCUAUCUAUCAGUUCCGUGUUAUUGCCAUUAAUGCUGCUGGAUGUGGACUUCCAAGUCUUCCAUCAGACCCUGCUGUUUCUAGAGACCCAAUUACUCCUCCAGGACCUCCAAUACCAAAAGUAAUUGACUGCACUAAAUCAACUGUAGAACUUGAAUGGAUUCCUCCAAUGAAUGAUGGGGGAUCUAAGAUUACAGGAUAUUUUGUUGAAUUCAAAGAAGAAGGAAAGGAAGAAUGGGUGAAGGCUAAAGAUAAAGAGAUUAGAGGCACCAAGUUUGUUGUACCUGGACUCAAAGAGCUUGGACUUUACAGAUUCAGAGUGAGAGCAGUGAAUGCUGCAGGUGCUGGUGAACCUGGUGAAGUCACUGAAGUGAUUGAGGUCAAAGACAGGACAAUUGCUCCUGAAGUGGACCUAGAUGCAACAGUGAAAGAGAAGAUUGUUGUUCACGCUGGUGGAGUAAUACGCAUCCUUGCCUAUGUGUCUGGCAAGCCUGCGCCAGAGAUUACAUGGAAUAGAGAUGAUGCUCCUUUGCCCAAAGAGGCUAUUGUUGAAACUACUGCUAUCAGUUCAGCUCUGGUGAUCAAGAACUGCCUAAGAAAGCAUCAAGGCAUUUAUACCCUAACAGCUAAGAAUGAAGGAGGAGAAAGGAACAAGGCAAUAAUUGUGGAAGUGCUAGAUGUUCCUGGCCCUGUGGGUCAGCCCUUCUCUGGUACGAAUCUUACCAAUGAUUCUUGCAAGCUGACAUGGUAUUCCCCUGAGGAUGAUGGUGGCUCAGCCAUCACCAACUACAUUAUAGAGAAGAGAGAAGCUGACCGCCGAGGCUGGACUUCAGUGACAUACACGGUCACCAGACAUAAUGCUGUGGUUCAGGGUCUCAUUGAUGGCAAGGCUUACUUCUUCAGAAUUGCUGCAGAAAAUAUAAUUGGAAGAGGCCCAUAUUCUGAGACAGCAUCAGAAGUUUGCAUUAAGGAUCCAGUUUCUGUGCCUGAGCGUCCAGAGGAUCUGGUGGUAAAAGCUAUCAAGAAGGAUUCAAUCACCGUAGCAUGGAGACCACCAAAAUAUGAUGGCGGGGCAGAGGUGACGAGUUAUGUUCUUGAAGUUCGUCAGCUUGGAAAGGACAACUAUGUCCAAAUUGCCAGUGACAAUAAGCUGAUGGAUCGCCAGUUCACUCAUGAGGGUCUCAAAGAGGGCGCUAGUUAUGAAUUCCGUGUGAGUGCUGUGAAUCAAAUUGGCCAGGGCAAGCCUUCCUUCAGCACCAAACCAAUUAUGUGCAAGGUAGAGCUUGAACCACCUUCCCUUGACCUGGAAUUCCAUGAUACACUUUUGGUACGUGUUGGGCAACCCUGCACUCUCCAAGGUCGCUACGGAGGGAAACCAACACCAACAAUUAAAUGGUUCAAAAAUGAUGAGGAACUUCAGGCAAAUGAGGACAUUGUGCUUACUAGCACUAAGAAGACACUGUGCUUAUCUAUUGAGAAAGCUAAGCGUGAUCACAGUGGCAAAUACACUGUGGCUGUGGAGAACUCAAUUGGCACAUGCAAGCGCAUCUGCACUGUUACUGUUGUUGAUCGUCCCCAACCUCCAGAGGGCCCUGUUGUCUUUGAUGAAAUCUACAGGGAUCAUAUGGUCAUUUCUUGGAAGCCCCCACUGGACGAUGGUGGAAGCGCUGUCUCUAAUUAUAUUGUUGAAAAGAGAGAUACCAACCGGGAUCUCUGGAUGCCUGUCAUAUCGUCUUGUACUAGAACAACAUGUAAAGUUCCUAAACUCAUUGAGGGAAGGGAGUACAUAAUUAGAAUCUGUGCUCAAAACAUCCAUGGCAUUAGUGACCCAUUACUGUCUGCAGAGACAAAAGCAAAAGAUGUCUUCAAGGUGCCAGAUGCUCCUCAGCAACCAGUGGUGAAAGAAGUCUACAAAGACACAGCUCGGAUUUCAUGGGAACCACCUGCUGAUGGCGGAAAACCAAUCACAAACUACAUUGUUGAAAAGAGAGAAACAAUGUCAAACAGAUGGGUCCGUGCUGGAACCGAUCGCAUUUUCCCUAAAACAGAAUACUGGGUUCCUGAUCUUCUCAAGGGUUGUGAAUAUGAGUUCCGUGUGAUGGCAGAGAAUGUGAUUGGUGUUGGUGACCCUAGCCCACCCACAAAACCUGUCUUCGCUAAAGAUCCUAUUGUGGUUCCAAGCCCACCCAUAAAGCCAAUGGCAAUUGACAAGACAAAGAACUCUGUCACUCUUUCUUGGGAGCCACCCAAGGACUCUGGUGGAGGCAAAAUCUUUGGCUACCUCCUUGAGUACCAGAAAUCUGGUACUGAGGAAUGGCUCCAGGUUAAUCAGACUCCUGACUCCUGCCAGGAAACUACAUUUAAAGUUAUCAGCCUUGAAGAUGGAGCACUGUAUAGGUUCAGAGUAAAGGCUGUUAAUAAAGCUGGUGAAUCUGAGCCUGCAAAUGUUCCAGAGCCUAUUCGAGCACAAGACAGACUUGAGCCCCCAGAGUUGUUGCUGGAGAUGGGCAUGCCUCGCGAGAUUAAAGCACUGGCUGGAACCCAUAUUAAAAUUGUUGCUGGAAUUAAGGGUAUGCCUAUUCCUAAUGUCACAUGGAAGAAAAAUGAUGCAGAUGUGCCUCCAAGAGCAGAAAUUCAGACCACUGGAGUAAGAACCAAGCUUGAGAUGCGUUACUGUAACCGAAGUGAUUGUGGAGACUACACACUGAAUGUUGAAAAUCCAGCAGGAUCCAAGACAGCAACGUGCACUGUGCUUGUUCUAGACAAACCUGGACCGAUUCAGCAUUUGAGAGUAUCUGAUGUUAGAAGUGACUCUGCUCAGCUGUCCUGGAAAGAUCCUGAAGAUAAUGGUGGUACACGUAUCACGAACUUUGUGGUGGAGAAAAAGGAUAUUGCUUCUACACAAUGGGUGCCAGUCUGUUCAACAUCUAAAAAGCGAAGCCAAACUGCCAAGCACUUGAUGGAAGGCACAUCAUACAUGUUCCGUGUAGCUGCUGAAAAUCAGUUUGGUAGAAGUGAAUUUGUUGAGACAACCAAACCUGUGAAGGCGAUGAAUCCACUGUUUCCACCUGGUCCACCAAAGGAUCUGCAUCACGUAGACGUUGACAAAACAGAGGUGUGGCUCCAAUGGAACUGGCCUGAUCGCACAGGAGGAAGUGACAUCACAGGCUUCUUGGUUGAGUACCAAGAGGAGGGUGAAAAAGACUGGAUUGUCUUCAAGACUGUUAGCAUUCCUGAAUGCCAUGUGACUGGUCUAGAAGAGGGAAAAACCUAUAGAUUCCGUGUUAAGGCUGAGAAUGCUAUUGGACUUAGCCGACCAGACACAACUGUGCCAGUUCUUUGCCAUGAGAAACUUGUGCCACCCAUUGUUGAAGUGGAUGCAAAACUGAUUGAUGGAAUCAUUGUGAAGGCAGGAAGUACUAUCAGACUACCUGCAAUCAUGAGAGGCAUUCCCAUUCCCAGUGCAAAGUGGGUGCUUGAUGGGGAAGAAAUUAGAACUGGAGGAAAUAUAAAGAUUGACACAGACAACUUUUCAACUGUUUUGAACAUUGCAGACUGCACAAGAAAUCACACUGGAGUGUACAUUCUCACAGUGUCUAAUCCUGCAGGAAGUAAGACUGUUUCUCUGAAUGUCACUGUACUGGAUGUCCCAGCUGCACCCAUAGGUCCUGUGAACAUCCUUGAGGUCACUCCAGAUUCGAUGGUCAUUGAAUGGCGUCCCCCCAAAGAUGAUGGUGGAAGUCCUGUAAUGAAUUAUGUUGUUGAAAAGAGAGAGUCUAAUAAGGAAACCUGGGGAGGUGUUAGCUCUGGUAGUACUGCCACAAGGCUCAAGAUUUCUCGUUUGCAGAGUGGUGUUGAAUAUGUUGUGAGAAUUCGCGCAGAAAACAAGAUGGGAAUAGGUGCACCUCUUGAAAGUGCACCAACUGUAGCUAAACACCAAUUUGAGCCACCUGGUCAUCCUGGAAAACCUGUUGCUUCUGAUAUUGCUGAGGAUGCAGUAACUCUUGCUUGGACAAUGCCAUUAUAUGAUGGUGGCAGUCCGAUUAAUGGUUACAUUAUUGAGCGCAGACAUAAGGGAGGCAAAUGGAUCAGAGUGAAUAAAACACCUUGCAGGGACCUCAGAUUUAGAGUGCUUGGACUUUUUGAGGGUAAUGACUAUGAGUUUAGAGUAUUUGCUGAAAAUAUUGCUGGCUUCAGUGGACCCUCACCUAUUUCAGACCCAGUCAAACCUUGCAGACCUAUCACAGUUCCUGGACCUCCAGUUAACCCAAAAGUUAAGGACUACAGCUGUAAUUAUGCAGAUUUAGUCUGGAUAAAACCUACAAGAGAUGGAGGAAGUCCAAUUUUGGGAUAUAUUGUAGAAUGUCAGAAAGCUGGUGGUGAAUGGGAGAAAGUAAAUGCAGAUGAUUUGAUUAAACAGUGCACUUACAGAGUCAAGGGAUUAACUGAAGGCACAGAAUACAGGUUCCGCAUAAGAGCUGUCAACAUGAUUGGAGAAGGUGAGACAAGAGAAGUGCCAGAAUCAGUUAUUGCUCAAGAUAUCCUUAUCCCCCCAGAGAUUGAGAUGGACAUCACAUGUCGCACACAUUUGACUGUCCGUGUAGGACAUAACAUUAAUAUUACUGGAUAUGUAAGGGCAAGACCUGAUCCAGUGAUUACUUGGUCCAAAGGUGAGACAGUUUUGGAAAGAGAUAAACGGACAACUUUGACAAAUAACUUUCCUGUAGUACAUAUGCGCAUCAAAGAAGCAACCAGAGCAGAUCAUGGAAAGUAUACUCUUAAGGCUGUGAAUGACAGUGGAGAAGCCUCAGUUACCAUCACUGUAAAUGUACUGGAUAGACCUGGACACUGCAGGAAUCUUACAUUGACAUAUGUGACCAAAAAUGCAUGCAUGGUGAAUUGGGAUGCUCCAGAAGACAAUGGAGGCACUGAGAUUACAAACUAUAUUGUUGAGUGUCGUGAGCCAAGUGUUAGAACAUGGUCAAUGAUCUCCUCUGACUGCACAAAUCGCAAGGUAAAGGCAAAACUACUGGAGAAUCAUGAAUAUUUCUUCAGAGUGACUGCAGAGAACAAAUGUGGUCCUGGACCAGCAACAGAAACCAAGACACCUAUACUUGCAAUCGAUCCACUUCAGAAGCCUGGUGAGCCAGAGAAGUUCCAUGUCGCGGAUUUUGGCAAGAACUUUGUGUUCCUGAAAUGGCAAAGACCAGAUUAUGAUGGUGGCAACCCUAAUCUGGGGUACAUAUUAGAAAGGAAAAUCAAGGAUGCUGAAAAAUGGGAAAGCUUACAUGAUGGUGUACUCAAAGACACAUUCUUUAUGGCAGAUAAGUGUACUGAGAACCAGACCUAUCAGUUUAGAGUUAAGACUACAAAUGAUGCCAGAGAAAGCAACUGGGUGAUGACAUCUGAAGUUCUUGUCAAAGAAGAAAUCCAGAAACCAGUCCUUGACCUCAAAUUUGCUGGUACUGUUGUGGUAAAAGCUGGUGAAUCAGUCAGACUUGAGGCAGCACUGAGAGGAAAGCCACAACCUGAGGUCAAAUGGGUGAAAGACAAAGCCACAGGACAUAACCCCAGAAUCAGCAUUGAUACUGGAGCUGACUACUCAAAAUUCCUCAUGACUAAAGCCAAACGCUCUGAUACUGGAAAAUAUAUUAUCACUGCCACUAACCUAGCUGGGAGCUUUACUGCUUAUGCAACUUUAAGUGUUCUGGACAUACCAGGGCCUGUAAGAGAUGUCAGAGUUUCUGGCAUGUCCACUGACAAAUGUAGAGUGGUAUGGGAUCCACCAGAGGAUGAUGGUGGUUGUGAAGUUGACAGUUAUAUUCUAGAAAAAUGUGAGACUAGAAGAAUGGUCUGGUCUACUUAUUCUGCUUCAGUGGUCACUCCCUAUUGCAAUGUGACGCGCCUUGUGGAAGGUAAUGAAUACAUAUUCAGAGUCAGAGCAGAAAACAAGAUGGGAACAGGUCCUCCCAUGGAGAGCAAGCCUGUUAUUGCCAGGACACAGUUCAGCCCACCUGGUCCACCUGAUCCACCAGAGGUCACCAAAAUUGGCAAGGAUGAAAUGACUGUUAUAUGGGCUCCCCCUGAAAAUGAUGGUGGAAAAUCCAUUACUGGCUACAUUCUGGAAAGAAAGGAGAAGCGUGCUGUACGAUGGGUUGCAGUCACAAAGAGUCCUAUCUCUGAGAGACGUAUGAAAGUAAUCAAUUUGAUUCCUAACCAUGAAUACCAAUAUCGUGUGAAAGCUGAAAAUGAAGUUGGAUUGGGAGAACCAAGCAAACCAUCAAGACCAACUGCUGCAAAAGAUCCAAUUGAGCCCCCUGGUCCCCCUGGCAGCCUGAAGGUGGUUGACAGCACAAAGACUUCAGUUACUCUUGGCUGGUCUAAGCCAGUGUAUGAUGGUGGUGCUCCAAUCAUUGGAUAUUUGGUUGAGAUGAGGGAUAAGAUUGAAAUGGAAGGUGAAAAAGAGAGAGAUCCAGAUGAGGGCUGGGUGAAAUGUAAUGUUGGUAUACAGCUUGUCCUCACUGAAUUCACAAUCAGCAAUUUGGAUGAGAGGAAACAAUAUGAAUUUCGUGUUUCUGCACAAAACCAAGUCGGCAUAGGCCGUCCUGCAAGACUUAAAGAUGCUGUGACACCAAAGGAAAUUCAUGAAAUACCUGAGAUUGACCUGGAUGCCAGUUUGAGGAAAGGUCUCAGUGUAAGAGCAGGAUGUCCCAUUAGGCUAUUCGCUACAAUCAGAGGAAGGCCAGCACCUAAAGUGACCUGGAAACGCAUAGGUGUUGACAAUGUUCUCAGGAGAGGUCAUGUGGAUCAGAUUGAUACAAUGACCUUCCUUGUCAUCCCAGAGAGCACACGUGAAGACUCUGGAAAAUACUCUCUGACACUGUCAAAUCCCUCAGGAGAAAAAGCUGUAUUUGUUCGUGUUAAGAUUUUAGAUACUCCUGGACCUGUUGAUGGACUGGAAGCAACAGAUGUUACAAAGACGUCUUGUCAGCUCUCCUGGUCACCCCCAGAAAAUGAUGGUGGCAGUCCAAUUCUGAACUACAUUGUUGAGAAGCGUGAAGUAGACAGGAAGACAUGGACAAAUUGUACCAAUGACCUAAAGAAGACUAGCUUUAAAAUCACAAAUCUGACACCAGGAAUUGAAUAUUACUUCAGGGUCAUAGCAGUCAACAAGUAUGGUAUUGGGGUACCAAAGGACUCCCCAAAAUCCUAUUUGGCCACAGAUCCAAUGAGUGAACCAGAUCCUCCCAAAAAGAUGGAUGUCUUAGAGAUUACAAAGAACAGUGCUACAGUUGGGUGGCUGAAGCCUCUGAGAGAUGGUGGAGCAAAGAUUAAUGGAUACAUUGUUGAUUACCAGGAGGCUGGUCAACCUGAGGACAAAUGGACACCAUAUUCAGUUGUAAAAGACUUAAGUAUUGUCAUUGUAGGUCUGAAAGAAAACACAAAGUAUAGAUUCAGGGUUGCUGCAAGGAAUUCUAUAGGAUGCAGCCUCCCAAGAGAGGCUGAAGGAAUCUUUGAACUGAAAGAACACCUGAUGGCACCAAAGAUCAUUAUGCCUGAUGUGGUUACUGCAAAGGCAGGAACCAAACUGAAAGUUGAAGCACUUGUAUCUGGCAAGCCUGUUCCUGUCACUACAUGGAUGAGAGGAAGUGAUGAUGUGGUUACAUCUGAUCGUAUUUCUGUGCAAAAGACACUAUCCUCAUCCACAUUUAUGAUUAAAGAUGUUUCAAGAAAGGACAGUGGAUAUUACAGCCUUACUGCUGAGAACAACAUUUCUAAAGUCAACCAAAUCCUUAGACUUAUAAUUUAUGAUAUCCCUGGCCCUCCAGAGGGUCCCUUGGAAAUUCUUGAGGUAGACAUUGAUGCCUGCACUCUUGCAUGGAAUCAGCCCACAGAAGAUGGUGGUAGCAACAUAACAAACUAUGUUGUUGAGAAAUGUGAUGUGACCAGAGGUGAUUGGGUCCCUGCUGUGUCUAACUGCACCAAGACCAGUUGCAGAGUUGUAAAGCUCACCCCUGGAAAUGAGUAUGGUUUUCGAGUGCGUGCUGAGAAUCGCUUUGGAAUUUCAGAACCAAUCUACUCCGAAAAAAUGAUUGCCAGAUAUCCCUUUGACCCACCUAGUGAACCAAGGAAUUGCUAUGUCAAGAAUGUUCACAAAGAAUAUGUUGUUUUAUCCUGGGAAAGGCCAGCAAAUGAUGGUGGUAGUCCUAUUAUAGGAUACUCUAUUGAGCGCAAAGAGAGAAACAGCCUUCUAUGGGUCAAGGCAAAUGAGACACUUGUUCGUGCAACUGAAUACUCUUGCUCAGGCCUUAUUGAAGGUCUGGAGUAUAUAUUCAGAGUGUCUGCCGUCAACAAAGCAGGACAGGGCAAACCAAGCAAACCAACAGAGAUCAUUACUGCAAGGACUCCAGUUGAUCCACCUGGUAAACCUGAGGUCCUUGAUGUAACAAGGAAUUCUGUGUCUCUUGUCUGGAACCGUCCAAAACACGAUGGUGGUAGCAAACUUAUUGGUUAUUAUGUUGAGUCUUUGAAACUUCCAGGUGACAAGUGGGUACGUGUAAAUGCAAAUAGCCAAAAUGUGCCCAAAGAGGAGUAUGUUGUCACUGGACUUGAAGAGGGUGCCCAAUACAAAUUCAGAAUCAUUGCAAAGACAGCGAUUUCAGUCAGCCUGCCCUCAGAAGAAUCUGAUGCAAUCACAGUCAUUGCAGAGCAUGUUCCACCAAGGAUUGAGAUUAGUGUGGAAAUGAAGAACCUUAUCACUGUAAAAGCUGGAACUAAUGUCAACCUUGAGGCUGAGGUCUAUGGCAAACCACUACCAAAGAUUACUUGGAAGAGAGACGGCAUUCCAAUAAAACUUGUUGAAGGCAUAAAGAUGUCUCAGAAGAGACACCUCUUUAUCCUAGAACUGUUCUCUGUGACCAGGAAAGAGUCUGGAGAAUAUACCAUUGUUGCUGAAAACCCAAGCGGCACUAAGUCUGGCAACAUUAAGCUGAAGGUCCUGGACAAGCCUGGACCCCCAGCCUCAAUUAAAAUCAGUCAGGUUUUUGCUGACCGGGUCAAAUUGCGGUGGGAGCCACCUCUUUCAGAUGGCGGUGCUGAAAUAACUAACUACAUUAUUGAUAAACGUGAAACAAGCAGAGCUAACUGGGCUAUGGUUACUUCCAACCUUAGUGGCCAGCUCACAGAUUGCUCAGUUGAGAAACUAAUUGAGGGCCAUGAAUAUGAGUUCAGAGUCAGUGCUGAGAACAAAUAUGGUGUUGGUGACCCAAUUGUGACUAACUCUGUGAUUGCCAAGAAUCCAUUUGAUGUUCCUGGACCAUGUGACCCUCCAGUUAUUACCAAUAUCAUCAAAGACCACAUGACAGUGAGCUGGAAGGCCCCUGCUGAUGAUGGCAAGGCACCAAUACUUGGAUACAUGGUUGAGAAGCGUGAAAUUCAGGAACUCAACUGGUCCAAAGUAAACAGACGACCUGUCAUUGAUAGAACCAUUAAAGUUGGAAGUCUCACUGAGGGUUCUGAGUACGAGUUCAGAGUUAUUGCUCUCAAUAAAGCUGGUCUUGGCAAACCAAGUGAUGCUUCUAAGGCUGCACUUGCUGUGGAUCCAUUGUAUCCUCCUGGACCACCUGCUUUUCCCAAAGUUGUUGACUCUACACACAGCUCAGUCACUCUAUCCUGGACCAAACCUGCCUAUGAUGGUGGAUGUGAAAUCUUAGGCUACCUGGUUGAAGUCAAGAGAGCUGAUUCAGAGGAAUGGCUGAAGUGCAAUAUACCAAAAAAUCUCCAGGCAACAAAGUUCCUUGUCAGCGGUCUUAUUGACAACACUGAGUAUCAGUUCCGUGUAACAGCUAUGAAUAAAAUUGGCUACAGUGAGCCAAGUGAAGUUCCUGGGAAGCAUCUGGCACAGGACAUUUUAAUUGCUCCUGAAGCUGAACUUGAUGCAGACCUUAGAAAAGCAUUGGUAUUACGUGCUGGAGUCACAAUGAGAAUCUACGUACCAAUUAGAGGCCGUCCAGCACCAAAGGUGACAUGGAGCAAGGUCAAUGCCAACUUAAAGGAGAGGCAAGGUCUUACAAUCGACACAACUGAUUGGGAUACCUUUGUAUACUGUGAGAACAUCAACAGAUAUGAUGCUGGAAAAUACGUACUAACUCUUGAGAACAGCAGUGGAACCAAAUCAUACACUAUUGUCGUCAAGGUCUUAGAUACACCUGGACCACCACUCAAUCUGACAGUCAAAGAGACAUCAAAGAAUCAUGCAUCCAUCACCUGGUAUCCUCCAUUAAUUGAUGGUGGAAGUCCAGUGAAGAGCUAUGUUAUUGAAAAACGUCUUGCUGAGAGGAAGGCGUGGACUUGCGUUGCUCCAGAGUGUCCUAAAACUUCUUUCAGAAUCACUAAUCUAGAAGCUGGAAAAGCAUAUUGCUUCAGAGUCUCAGCUGAAAAUGUGUAUGGUAUUGGUGAGGGUGAGACAGCUGGACCAGUAAAAGCCUCAGAGCAACCUGGACCAGUUACAGAUUUCAAGCCAGUAUUGGUCACCAAAGAUUCUUGCAACCUUACUUGGAAGAAGCCCAUUAGUGAUGGUGGAAGCCAUAUUGUUGCAUAUGCUCUAGAUAUCAGUGAGGGUGAAGAUAAAUGGAAGCAGCUUAUGAGGUCCAAGCAAAUGCAGCACACAGUUAAGGACCUACAAGAAGGAAAGCAAUACUUAUUCCGAGUAAGAGCAUUUAAUGAGUCUUCUGAAGGACCUCCAACUGAACUCACUGUGGUUGCAAAGGAUCAAGUUGUUCUGCCAGACUGUGACCUUAAAGGCUUGCCAGACUCUUGUUAUGUAGCAAAGGAGGGAAGUACUAUUCACAUUACUAUCCCCAUUACUGGCAUUCCUGCUCCAACAGUCACAUGGAAGAAGGGUGGUGUUACUUUGGGAGAUAGUGGAAGAAUCUCUGUUGACUCCACAGUGGCAAGCACAACCUUGCUGAUAAGAGACUGCCAGAGAGGCGAUGCUGACAAAUUUUAUAUCAUUUUGAAAAACAGUGCUGGUACCAAAGAAUCUACCAUUAACAUCAAGGUGGUUGGAAAGCCUGGAAUUUGCUCAGGGCCCAUUAUUUUUGAUGAAAUUACAGCUGAUGGAAUUACUCUGGAGUGGGGUCCACCAAAGGAUGAUGGUGGAUCAGAAAUUUCCAACUACAUUCUAGAGAAGAGGCCUUCUACAAGUAAUAAGUGGGUCACUAUUGCUUCAGCUAUUCAGAAGAACAAUAUGAGGGUCACAAGACUUCAUGAAGGAACAGAAUAUCUAUUCAGAGUAUGUGCUGAAAACAAAUAUGGUGUUGGAGAGUUCCUCAAAUCUGAUCCAGUGGUAGCUAAGCAUCCAUUCAAUGCACCAGAGGCACCAGCUCCACCAAACAUCCUGAGUAUUCACCAUGAGUCUGCUAUUGUGUCAUGGUCUGAUCCAAGGGAUAAUGGAGGCUCUCCUAUUACAGGAUAUCAUGUGGAAUUCAAAGAUAGGAACAGUUUAUUGUGGAGGAGAGCCAGCAAGACACCUUUGAGAGUAAAGGAGUGCAGAGUGACUGGUUUAGUUGAAGGUCUUGAGUAUGAAUUCAGAGUUAUGGCUAUAAAUAUGGCUGGACUUGGAAAACCAAGUAAACCCACAGAAGCACUUGUUGCACUUGAUCCAAUUGAUCCUCCUGGCAAACCAGAAGUGAUCAGUGUUACAAGAAACACUGUAACACUCAUUUGGACUGCACCUAAGUAUGAUGGAGGACACAGGCUGACUGGAUAUAUUGUUGAGAAACUGGAGCAUCCAGGAAAAGUCUGGAUGAAAGCUAAUCAUGUCAAUAUCCAGAGCUGUGCCUUCACAGUUACAGACUUGCAAGAAGGCAGCAUGUACAAUUUCAGAAUUAGAGCAAAGAAUGCAGCUGGUGCCAUCAGUGCUCCUUCAGAACAAACUGACACACUUGUCUGCAGAGAUGAAUAUGAGCCACCAACUAUUACAAUUGAUCCUGAAAUGAAGGAUGGUGUCACUGUCAAGGCAGGAGAAACAAUUGUUAUUUCUGCAUCAAGUAUUCUUGGAAAACCUCCACCUACAGCUGUAUGGUCUAAGGGAGGAAGAGAAUUAAAGCCAUCUGAUGUUGUCCAGAUUACAAGCACACCCACAUCUUCAACUCUGUCAAUCAAAUAUGCCAACAGAAAGAACACUGGAGAGUAUACAAUUACUGCAAGCAAUCCAUUUGGUAUUAAGGAAGAAAAAGUGAAAGUGAAAAUCCUAGAUGUGCCAGGUCCUCCAGGGCCCAUUGAGGUCAGCAGUGUCUCUGCUGAAAAGUGCACACUGACAUGGUUACCACCAAUAGAGGAUGGAGGCUGUGCUAUCAAAUCUUACAUUCUUGAAAAGAGAGAAACUAGCCGCCUGCUUUGGACAAAACUUGCUGAAAAUAUAAUGGAUUGCCGUCAUGUAGCCACCAAGUUGAUUAAAGGCAAUGAAUAUAUCUUCCGUGUUUUAGCUGUGAAUCAGUAUGGUAUUGGCGAUCCAACCCAGUCUGGUCCAGUCAAAAUGGUUGACAGCUAUGGACCCCCUGGCCCACCAUCAAAACCAGAAAUUGACAAUAUCAGCAAAAAUGCUGUAACUAUUUCCUGGAAAAGGCCAGCUGUGGAUGGAGGAAGUGACAUUAGAGGGUACAGUGUUGAGAGAAAAGAAAAGAGAGGUAUGAGAUGGGUUAGAGCUUCAAAGAAGACCAUCUCUGAUCUACGAUAUAAAGUAACAGGCCUCAGUGAAGGAGUUGAGUAUGAGUUCCGUGUAACUGCAGAGAACAAAGCUGGUUUUGGAGAACCUAGUGAGCCAUCACAACCAGUGCUGACAAAGGAUAUUUCAUAUCCACCUGGGCCUCCAUCUAACCCAAGAAUUACUGAUACCACUAAAACAACAGCAACAUUUAACUGGGGAAGACCCUUCUAUGAUGGUGGACUUGAUGUGACUGGAUACAUUGUUGAGCACAAAAAGGAAGGACAUGAUGACUGGGUCCAAGACACAGCCACGCCGUUGAGAAUAACUGAGUUUGUAGUUCCAAACCUACAAGCAGGAGGCAAAUAUAGCUUUAGAGUCCGUGCAAUUAAUUCUGAAGGACGUGGGGAACCAGCUGAAGUUGAGAAAGUUGUGGAACUUGUUGAUCGUGAAGAACUCCCUGACUUUGAGCUUGAUGCAGAGCUGAGAAGAACACUUGUUGUGCGCUCUGGUGCUUCCAUUCGUAUAUUUGUGCCAAUUAAGGGUCGUCCAACUCCAGAAGUUACAUGGAUGAAAGAGGAUGUUCCUCUUAAAGGUCGUGCCCAUAUUGAUACUACUGAGUCAUACACUCUUGUAGUUAUCCCAGAGUGCACAAGAUAUGAUGCUGGAAAAUACAUCUUGACAUUAGAAAAUGUUGCUGGAAAGAAGACAGGAUUUGUCAAUGUCCGAGUUGUGGACACACCCGGGCCUCCAGUCAACUUAAAACCAAGAGAAAUCACCAAAAAUAGUAUCACUCUUCAGUGGGAGAUUCCAAUUAUUGAUGGUGGAUCUAAGAUCAUAAAUUACAUCAUUGAGAAGCGUGAGGCAACUAGAAAAGCCUUCUCCACAUUAACUACAAACUGUCAAAAGUGUUCUUACAAAGUUACCAAUUUGGAAGAGGGGGCUGAAUAUUACUUUAGAGUUUUAGCUGAAAAUGAACGAGGUAUUGGUGAGCCAGCAGAGACACCUGAGCCCAUCAGAGCCUCUCAAGCUCCAUCUGCACCUGACAACCUAAUAGUCACAGACGUGUCAAAGGACACAGCAACUCUUGCAUGGACCAAGCCAAGACAUGAUGGUGGUAGCAGAAUCACUGGCUAUGUGAUUGAAGCGCAGAAGAAGGAUUCUGACCAGUGGGUACAUGUCACAGCAAUAAAGGCUUUGGACUACACUGCAACAGAUUUGACUGAGAAUGCAGAGUAUGUAUUCCGCAUUUUUGCUGUGAACAGUUCAGGCAGAAGUGAACCUCGUGAAUGCCGGCCAGUUGUAAUCAAGGAGCAGACCACACCACCAGGAUUUGACCUCAGAGGUGUCUAUCAGAAGCUGGUGGUAGCCAAAGCAGGUGAUAAUGUGAAGGUGGAGAUUCCUAUUUUGGGUCGUCCAAGGCCAUCUGUUGUCUGGAAGAAAAAAGAUCGGGAACUUAAGCAGACACAGAGAAUUAAUAUUGACAACACAGCAACAUCUACGAUUCUCAAUAUAAAUGAUAUCAAGCAGAAAGAUGCAGGACAGUAUUCAAUGACUGGAAAGAACAUACUGGGAACUGUGACAGAGACCAUUACUGUUCAAGUGCAUGACAUCCCAGGACCUCCAACUGGACCAGUAAAAGUAGAUGAAGUGUCUUCUGACUAUAUAAUCAUAUCUUGGGAUGCACCAGAGAAUGAUGGAGGAGUUCCUAUCAAUAAUUAUAUAGUUGAGAUGAGGGAAACAACAGGCACAAAUUGGGUGGAGUUGGCAGCUACUGUCAUUCGCACAACAUUCAAAGCUGCUCGUCUUACAACUGGAAUAGAAUAUCAAUUCCGUGUUAAAGCUCAAAACAGAUAUGGUGUUGGCCCCUGCAUAAUAUCUGAGCCGGUUGUUGCUGCUUAUCCAUUUGAUGUACCAGGCCAACCAGGAAUUCCACAAGUUGUUGCCUUUACAAAAGAUUCAAUUACAAUCAGCUGGAAUGAACCUUCCUCAGAUGGUGGAAGCCCAAUUUUGGGCUAUCAUAUUGAGAGAAAAGAGAAAAACAGCAUACUCUGGCAACGGAUUAGCAAAGCCCUUGUGGUUGGAAAUAUUUUCAAAUCAUCAGGUCUGAUGGAUGCUAUUGCAUAUGAAUUCCGUGUUAUUGCUGAAAACAUGGCUGGCCUUAGCAAACCAAGCAAGUCAUCUGAAAUGGCAUAUGCACUUGAUCCAGUGGACCCUCCCAGUCAACCCGUGGCAAUUAAUAUAACUAGACAUGAGGUUACCCUUCAGUGGUUGAAGCCAGAGGGUGAUGGUGGUUUCCCAAUCACUGGGUAUACAGUGGAAAAGAGAGAACUGCCCAAUGGUCGCUGGCUCAAAGCAAAUUUCAGCAAUAUUCAUGAGACAAGCUUUACUGUAAGUGGCCUAACAGAAGAUGCUUCAUAUGAAUUCCGUGUUUUUGCAAGAAAUUCAGCUGGAUCUAUUAGUCGGCCCUCCAAACCCUCAGAAGUCAUAAUCUGUAGAGAUGAUAUUCAGGAACCCAUGCUUGAUGUUGAUUCGAGUUUCAGUAGUAUUGUGGUGGUGAAGGCAGGAGACAUCUUUAGACUAGAUGCAAAUGUUACUGGCAGACCUAUCCCAUCCUUGGUAUGGACAAAAGAUGGAAAGGACCUUGAGGAUACAGCAAAAAUAGAAAUCAAAACAGCUGACUUCUACACAUGUUUGAUCAAUAAAGACUCUUCACGAAGAGAUGGAGGUGCAUUUACUCUCACUGCCAGCAACCCUGGAGGAUUUGCGAAGUAUGUCUUCAAUGUUAAGGUUCUUGACAGACCUGGGCCUCCAGAAGGCCCACUUCAUGUUACUGACAUGACAACAGAGAAAUGUAUUCUUUCAUGGUUGCCACCACUUCAAGAUGGAGGUGCAAAGAUUGACUAUUACAUCAUUCAGAGACGUGAAACAAGCAGACUUACUUGGACAAAUGUAGCUACAGAUUUACAAGUCAACCGCUAUAAGGUUACCAAAUUGCUGAAAGGAAAUGAAUAUAUCUUCAGAGUUAUGGCUGUGAAUAAAUAUGGAGUUGGAGAGCCUCUUGAGUCAGAGCCUGCUGUUGUCACUAACCCAUAUGUAGCUUCUGAUCCACCACAAGCUCCUGAUGUGACAACAAUUACAAAGGACUCUAUGGUAGUUUGCUGGGGACACCCUGAAUACAACGGCGGAAGCCCCAUAAAUACUUACAUAAUUGAAAGAAGAGAUAAAACUGGUCUCCGAUGGGUCAAAUGCAACAAGAGGACAAUAACUGAUCUGCGCUUCAAAGUGUCUGGACUUACACCAGGGCAUGAAUAUGAAUUCAGAGUGCUUGCUGAGAAUGCUGCUGGUUUAAGUGCUCCAAGCCCUUCAAGUCCAUUUUACAAGGCAUGUGAUACAAUAUUCCAGCCUGGACCACCAGGAAAUCCAAGAAUUUUGGACACAACCAAGUCAUCCAUAACUGUUGCAUGGAACAAACCAGUUUAUGAUGGAGGAUCAGACAUCACAGGAUAUAUUGUGGACACCUGUCUCCCAGAGGAAGAUGAAUGGACAGUUGUCACUCCAAGAGAGGGACUCACAGGAACAUCAUUUACCAUAACAAACUUAACAGAAAAUCAGGAAUAUAAGAUUAAUAUUUCUGCUCUGAACAGUGAGGGUGUUGGAGAACCUGCAUCUGUACCUGGCUCACCAAAAGCAGAGGAUAGAUAUCUCCCUCCUGAAAUUGACCUUGAUUCAGACCUUCGCAAAGUAGUGAAUGUUAGAGCUUCUGGCACUUUGAGAUUAUUUGUGCCAAUUAAAGGAAGACCUGCACCAGAAGUUAAAUGGUCUAGAGAGCAUGGUGAACCUCUUGAUAAAGCAUGUAUUGAGGCAACAUCAUCAUUCACAUCACUUGUUGUUGAUAAUGUUGACAGGUUUGAUAGUGGAAAGUAUAUGUUAACAGUGGAAAACAGUUCAGGGAGCAAAACAGCAUUUGUGAAUGUCAGGGUGCUUGACACACCGGGGGCACCACAAAAUCUCACAAUUAAAGAAAUUACAAAAGAUUCAGUCUCACUUAUCUGGGAUCCUCCCAUCAUUGAUGGUGGCUCAAGAGUCAGACACUAUCUUGUGGAAAAACGUGAAUCAACAAGAAAGGCAUAUUCUAUUGUAAAUGCCUCCUGCCCCAAAACAAGCUGUAGAAUUGGUGAUCUUCAAGAAGGUAGUUGUUACUUCUUUAGAAUUUUGGCUGAAAAUGAGUAUGGUAUUGGCCUUCCAGUGGAAUCUGCUGAACCUGUCAAGAUUUCUGAAAAGCCUCUUCCUCCGGGUAAAGUGACUCUUAAAGAGGUAACUGGCAGCACUGUAACUCUAUCUUGGGAAAAGCCAGAGCAUGAUGGAGGCAGCAGAAUCACUGGAUAUAUUGUAGAAAUGCAAGGGAAAGGCAGUGACAAAUGGACUCAAGUCAUGACUGUUAAAGUUACAGAGGCAGUUAUUGCCGGUCUGACUCAAGGUGAAGAAUAUUCAUUCCGUAUAUCAGCAACAAAUGAAAAAGGAACAAGUGACCCUCGUCCACUCAGUGUUCCUGUGGUGGCAAAGGACCUUGUUAUCACUCCUGCAUUCAAACAUUUAUUCAGUACAUUCAGUGUGCUAGCAGGUGAUGACCUCAAGAUAGAUGUACCAUAUGUUGCUCAGCCCAAGGCUGCAGUUACAUGGCUCAAAGAUGGCAUUGCCCUAAAAGAAACAACAAGAGUAAAUGCUGAAGUAACUGAAAAGCAUCUCUAUCUUGUAAUCAAGGAGGCUACAAGGGAUGAUGUUGGAAAAUAUACUAUCAAGAUUACAAAUGCAGUUGGAGAGGCUAUGACUGAUAUCCAUGUUGUUGUACUUGACAAACCUGGUCCUCCAAUUGGACCAAUAAAAAUAGAUGAAGUAACUGCAGAUAGUGUGACACUAUCAUGGCAACCACCAGAGUAUGAAGGUGGAUGUACAAUUAAUAAUUAUAUUGUGGAAAAGAGAGACACAUCCACCACAAACUGGCAGAUUGUGUCAGCAACAGUGGCUAGAACAACCAUUAAGGCUGCAAGACUGAAGACUGGCUGUGAGUAUCAAUUCAGGAUUGCAGCUGAAAACAGAUAUGGAAAAAGCUCUUUGCUCCUGUCUGAGCCUGUAAUUGCACAGUAUCCAUUUGAGCUCCCAGGUGCACCAGGACCUCCUACUAUUCAGUCUGUUACCAAAGAAAGUAUGGUUAUUGUUUGGAGCAAACCUGGCAAUGAUGGUGGGAGCAAAAAUCUGGGUUACCAUAUUGAAUGUAAAGAAAGAAAUAGCCUGCUGUGGGUAAAACAAAAUAAGACAAUUAUUCCAGACACAAGAUUCAAGGUUAGUGGUCUUGAAGAAGGAAUUGAGUAUGAGUUCAGAGUUUAUGCAGAGAAUAUUGUUGGUUUGAGCAAAGCCAGCAAAGUGUCAGACCUCCAGGUGGCAAGAGAUCCUUGUGAUCCUCCAGGCAAACCAGAAGCAGUCAUUGUAACCAGAAAUUCUGUCACACUAAGGUGGACAGCACCAGAGUUUGAUGGAGGCAGCAGAGUCACAGGCUAUAUUGUCGAGAAGAAAGAGUUGCCUAAUGGUCGGUGGAUGAAGGCCAGUUUCACUAAUAUCAUAGAAACUGAAUUUGUUGUCAGUGGCUUGGUGGAAGAGCAAAGAUAUGAAUUCCGUGUGAUUGCAAAAAAUGCUGCAGGUGUAUCCAGUGUACCAUCUCAAAGUACUGGUGCAAUCACAGCAAAGGAUGAGGUUGAGCCACCUAUGAUUGAUUUGGAUGCUAAAUAUGCCCAAACUAUUGUGAUUAAUGCUGGAGAAUCCUUCAGGAUUGAUGCUGGGAUAUUUGGCAAACCUGUUCCAUCAGUUCAUUGGAUAAAAUUAGGUCAGGAACUUGAAAAUACAGCUAGGCUUGAGAUUAAGAAUACAGACUUCACAACUUCUUUAAGUGUCAAAGAGGCUAUUCGCGUUGAUGGUGGCCAAUAUACACUGCUGCUGAAAAAUGUUGGUGGGGAGAAAUCAGUAGCUGUCAAUGUCAAAGUUCUAGACCGCCCUGGGCCACCAGAUGGUCCAAUUUCAAUCUAUGGGGUUACAAACGAGAAAUGUUGCAUAUCUUGGAAAGCACCAUUACAUGAUGGAGGUGCUGAGGUAUCUCAUUACACUGUUGAAAGAAGGGAGACCAGCCGAUUGGUUUGGACUGUUGUGGAAUCUAAAGUGCAAACUCCGAACUUGAAGAUUACCAAACUUCUUCCUGGAAAUGAAUACAUCUUCAGAGUGAUCCCAGUCAACAAAUAUGGAAUUGGUGAGCCCCUGGAAUCUGAUCCGGUCAUUGCAGCAAAUCCAUUCGUCACUCCUGAUCCACCGACUGGUGUUGAAGUAUCCAAUAUAACAAAGGACUCCAUGGUUGUUACAUGGGAAAGGCCUACUAAUGAUGGAGGAAAUGCAAUUACAGGGUAUGUAAUUGAAAAGCGGGAUAAAGAAGGUGUCAGGUGGAUAAGAUGCAACAAGCGUGUAGUCAGUGAACUGCGCUUCAGGGUGACGGGUCUUCUGGAAAACCGCAGUUAUGAGUUCCGUGUUAGUGCUGAGAAUGCAGCUGGAGUUGGCAAACCAAGUGCUCCUACUGUGUACUACAAGGCAACAGAUCCAAUCUUCAGGCCAGGUCCACCAAACAACCCCAAGGUUGUUGAUAUUUCAAGGACAUCUGUUGUACUACAGUGGGGCAAACCUAUUUACGAUGGUGGUUGUGAGAUUCAAGGUUAUAUUGUUGAGGCUUGUGAGAGCACAUCUGAUGAAUGGACCAUGUGCACUCCACCCACAGGAAUCAAAGAAACAUAUUUUGAAAUUAAAAAGCUUUUGGAAAAACAUGAAUACAAAUUCAGGAUUUGUGCCAUAAACAAGGUUGGAGUUGGUGAAAAUGCUGAUAUCAAAGGUUCUGUUCUUGUGGAAGACAAACUGGAAGCACCAGAUACUGAUCUUGAUGCUGACUUAAGAAAGAUCAUCACCGUUAGAGCUGGAGGGUCUCUUAGAUUGUUUGUUCCAAUCAGGGGCCGACCUACACCUGAGGUCAAAUGGGGGAAAGCUGAAGGUGAAAUUAAUGAAACAGCACAAAUUGAUAUUACAAGCAGCUAUACCUCACUUGUAAUUGAAAAUGUCAAUAGAUUUGACAGUGGAAAAUACACUUUACAAUUGGAAAACUCAAGUGGAUCAAAAUCUGCGUUCAUUAGUGUGAGAGUACUUGAUACUCCUGAUGCACCUACAAACUUCCAUGUGAAAGAAAUAACAAAGAAUUCAAUAACCCUAACAUGGGAGCCACCUUUGCUGGAUGGUGGAGCUAAAAUCAAAAAUUAUAUUGUUGAGAAGCGUGAGAGCACAAGAAAAGUAUACUCUACUGUUGCUUCUUGCAAUAAAAUGACAUAUAAGAUUGAACAACUUGAAGAAGGUAAAAUAUACUUCUUUAGAGUCCUUGCUGAAAAUGAAUAUGGUAUUGGACUACCUGCGAAGACUCCAGAACCACUGAAAAUCUCAGAAGUGCCACAACCUCCUGGAAAAAUCUCUGUUUUGGAUGUUACACGCAAGAGUGUUUCUUUGUCUUGGGAAAAACCAGAACACGAUGGGGGCAGCAGAAUAACUCACUAUGAAGUUGAGAUGCAAGCAAAGGAGAGUGAAAAAUGGUCUCUGUGUGCACAAGUUAAAUCACUUGACACCACUGUUACCAAUUUAGUCCAAGGUGAAGAGUACAACUUUAGGGUAAUUGCAGUUAAUGACAAGGGAAAAAGUGAUCCCAGACUUUUGGCACACCCUGUUCUUGCAAAGGAUCUAGUAAUCGAGCCAACUGUAAGGACAAAACUUAGUACUUAUAGUGUACAAGUUGGCCAUGACUUAAAAGUUGAAGCACGAAUCAGUGGUCAUCCAAAACCAACUAUUACAUGGACUAAAGAUGGCGCAGUUCUAAAACAGACCACAAGGGUUAAUGUUGCAGAUACUGCACAUCAUACAACUCUAUCCAUUAAAGAUGCAACAAGAGAUGAUGGUGGUAUGUACAAUGUUACAGUGGCUAAUAUACUGGGACAAAAAGAGGCCAUCAUUGAAAUCAUCAUACUUGAGAAACCUGGUCCACCAACAGGCCCUGUCAGAAUAGAUGAAAUAAGUGCAGAGAGUAUUACAUUGUCAUGGGAUCCACCAACCUACACUGGAGGUUGCCAAAUUUCAAACUACAUUGUACAAAAGAGAGACACUACUACAACCAACUGGGUAGUUGUUUCAGCUACAGUAGCAAGGACUACACUUAAAGUUGGAAAUUUGAAAACUGGAGCUGAGUAUCAAUUUAGGAUCUUUGCUGAGAACAGAUAUGGAAAAAGCUAUGCUUUAGACUCAGAGCCAGUUGUUGCUCAGUAUCCUUUUAAAGAACCAGGGGCCCCUGGAACUCCAUUUGUAUCUGCAUUCACAAAAGAGUCUAUGGUUGUUGAGUGGCACAAACCCAUUUCAGAUGGUGGCAGUGCUAUUCUUGGAUAUCAUCUUGAGAGAAAGGAAAAGAACAGCAUCCUCUGGACAAAGAUAAAUAAAACACUUAUUCAAGACACCAGAUUUAAAACUUCUCCUUUGGAGGAAGGUAUUGAAUAUGAGUUCAGAGUCUCUGCUGAAAAUAUUGUUGGAAUUGGCAAAGGCAGCAAAGUUUCAGAGGGCUGUGUAGCCCUUGACCCAUGUGAUCCUCCUGGUACCCCUGUGCCGAUUAUUGUCACAAGACACUCAAUACUACUCAGGUGGACACCACCAGAAUAUGAUGGAGGCAGUAUGGUAACUGGAUAUGUUGUUGAGAAAAGAGACCUCCCAGAUGGCCGUUGGAUGAAGGCAAGUUUUGCAAACAUUCUAGAAAAUGAGUUUACAGUCACAGGUCUGACAGAAGACUCAAAAUAUGACUUCAGAGUCAUUGCCAGAAAUGGUGCUGGAUCAGUCAGCAAACCUUCUCAGACCACAGGACCUAUCACUGCUAAGGAUGAGGUGGUACCACCAACCUAUGAGAUUGACUCACAGUACACCCAAAUUAUCUCUGUAAAUGCUGGAGAUACAUUUACACUGGAGGCAUCUGUACUUGGAAAGCCAGUUCCAACCAUGCAGUGGUUCAAAGGUGAUGUAGAAGUUGAAACUUCAGCAAGAACUGAGACCAAGAACACUGACUUCAAAGCAGUUCUUGUUGUCAAAGAUGCUAUUAGAGUUGAUGGAGGACAGUAUACUUUGCAUCUUACUAAUGUUGGUGGAACUAAAUCUGUGUCCUUCAAUGUUAGAGUGCUUGAUAGACCUGGGCCCCCAGAAGGACCUUUGACAGUUUCUAAUGUAACAAGUGAGAAAUGCUCAUUGUCUUGGCUUCCUCCCAUACAUGAUGGUGGCAGCAAUAUUUCCCAUUAUGUUAUUCAAAAAAGAGAAACAAGCCGUCUUGCUUGGACUGUAGUGUCUAGUGAUUGUGGAGCAACCAUGUUUAAGGUUACUAAGCUUCUUAAAGGAAAUGAAUACAUCUUCCGUGUUAUGGGUGUCAACAAAUUUGGUGUAGGCGAACCUUUAGAAUCUUCACCAGUAUUUAUGAGAAAUCCAUAUGUUCCCCCUGGACCACCACGAGAACUAGAAGUAACAAAUAUUUCAAGGGAUUCCAUGACUGUAUGCUGGACUCGUCCUGAGACUGAUGGUGGAAAUGAGAUUGUUGGUUAUAUUGUAGAGAAGAGAGAUAGAGUUGGGGUCAGAUGGACAAAAUGUAACAAACGCAGAGUCACAGACCUUCGUUUCAGAGUCACAGGUCUCACAGAAGAUCAUGAAUAUGAAUUUAGAUUAUCUGCAGAAAAUGCUGCUGGAGUUGGAACACCAAGUUCACCAACUGUGUAUUACAAAGCAUGUGAUCCAACAUUUAAACCUGGCCCACCAACUAAUGCACAUCUCGUUGACACCACAAAGAACUCAGUAACUAUUGAAUGGAGUAGACCAAUUUAUGAUGGUGGCUUAGAAAUCCAGGGCUACAUUGUAGAGAUUUGCAAAGCUGAUGAGGAGGAAUGGCUUACAUGUACCCCGCCUACAGGGUUGAAUGAUACUAAAUUCACCAUAACCAAACUGACAGAACAUCAAGAGUAUAAGAUUCAGAUAUGUGCUCUUAAUAGACUAGGAGUUGGUGAGCCAGUUGCUUUGCCAGGCACAGUUAAGCCUGUUGAUAAAAUGGAUCCACCUGAAAUUGAACUCAGUUCUGAGUUAAGGAAGGGCAUUGUAGUCCGUGCUGGAGGAUCCAUGAGAAUUAACAUACCCUUCAAGGGCCGACCCACUCCGGAGAUCAACUGGACUAAGGAUGAUGGUGAUCUACCUAGUAAAGCUCAAAUCGAAAAGGGUCUGGAUUAUACCCAACUCUCAAUUGACAUCUGUGACAGAAAUGAUGCUGGAAAAUAUACUCUGACUCUAGAGAACAGCAGUGGUACCAAGACUGCAUUUGUUUCAGUUAAAGUUCUGGACACACCAGGAGCCCCACAAAACUUAGUUGUAAAAGAUAUCACAAGAAAUUAUGUUACUCUUGUUUGGGAGCCUCCACUUAUUGACGGUGGUGCCAAGAUAAAGAAUUAUAUUGUGGACCAACGUAAAUCAACUAGGCCGGCAUUCUCUAACAUUACUACAAAAUGUAACAAGACUACCUUACGUGUUGGUGAUCUCACUGAAGGUGGCAUUUAUUAUUUCAGAGUCAUGGCUGAGAAUGAGUUUGGUGUGGGUCUGCCCAUAGAAACAGAAGAUUCUGUAAAAACAGCAGAUCCUCCUCUACCAGUGGGUAAAGUCACUUUGACUGAUGUGACUAAAACUACUGCAUCACUGUCAUGGGAGAAACCAGAUCAUGAUGGUGGUAAUAGAAUUAUAGGAUAUUUUAUUGAAAUGCAGCCUAAAGGUUCUGAUGACUGGGUAGUGGCAACAACUACCAAAACAUGUGAGGGAACAGUCACAGGACUUAGCACUGGUCGUGAGUAUCUUUUUAGAGUUUCAGCCUACAAUGAUAAAGGAAAAAGUGAUCCAAGGGCACUAGCUACUCCAGUGACAGCCAAAGACAUUACAAUUGAACCAACCCUCCAAGUGACUUUCAACACAUACAGUGUCAAGUGUGGCGAAGACCUCAAAGUAGAAAUUCCAGUAAGAGGUCGUCCAGUGCCAAAGGUUGCAUGGAGUAAAGAUGAGCAAGCAUUAAAAGAGACAACCAGGCUAAAUGUCUCAAGCACUGCAACAUCAACAAUCCUUAGCAUUAAAGAUGCCAAUAGAGAGGAUUCUGGCAAAUAUACAGUAACAGCUACAAGCAGUGUAGGUACAGCCUCAGAGGAAAUUGGCAUAAUCAUCCUGGACAAACCUGGACCACCAGUUGGACCAGUUAAAAUUGAGGAAAUAAGUGCCAAUUAUGUUGUUAUUUCCUGGGAGCCACCAGUGUACACUGGUGGUUGUCAGUUAAACAAUUAUGUUGUGGAAAAACGUGACACAACAACCACAAACUGGCAGACUGUCUCAGCAACAAUUGCACGUACAACAAUCAAAAUCUCUAAACUGAGAACUGGUGUAGAAUAUCAGUUCAGAGUGUUUGCUGAAAACAGAUAUGGAAAGAGCUCUUCACUGGACUCGGUACCUGUCGUUGUUAGCUACCCUUUCAGUGAACCUUUGGCACCAGGCACACCAUUUGUGUCCUCAGUGACAAAGGACCACAUGGUCAUUCAAUGGAAGCCACCUAGCAAUAAUGGAGGUAGUGCUAUUCUUGGUUAUCAUAUUGAGCGCAAAGAAAAAAACAGCAUUCUGUGGACAAAACUUAACACACUCCUCCUUGCUGAUACACAUUUUAAAACAAAUGGUCUUGAAGAGGGUAUUGAGUAUGAGUACAGAGUGUAUGCUGAAAAUAUUGCAGGAAUGAGUCCAUUUAGCAAAGUUUCAGAAAGUGUUGUUGCACGUGAUCCAUGUGACCCCCCCGGUACUCCUGAAGCUAUCGUUAUAACAAGGAACCUUGUCACAGUUCAGUGGACAAAGCCACAAUAUGAUGGAGGCACUACAGUUACAGGUUAUAUUGUUGAGAGAAAGAAGUUGCCUGAUGGCCGCUGGAUGAAAGCCAGCUUCGCAAAUAUAAUUGACACUCAAUUUACAAUCACAGAAUUAACAGAAGGAGACAGAUAUGAAUUCAGAGUAAUUGCAAGAAAUGCAGCUGGAAUUUUAAGUGAACCUUCUGAAAGCACUGGCCCAAUUACUGCACAGGAUCAAAUUGAAGCACCUUCAGCCACUUUGGAUUCCAAAUUCAAGGAUGUCAUAAUUGUGAAUGCUGGUGAGACAUUUACCAUUGACGCUGACAUUGCUGGUAAACCAAUCCCUGACAUAAUUUGGCUUAAAGAUGGAAAAGAAAUUGAUAGUGCUACUCCAAGAAUGGAAAUUAAAUCCACCAUCACACGCACUGUUCUUACUGUCAAAGACUGCAUAAGAGUAGAUGGUGGACAUUUUGUCCUAAGUCUUAGCAAUGUAGGUGGAACAAAACUGGUGCCUGUAAAUGUCAAAGUUCUGGACAGACCUGGUCCACCAGAUGGCCCUCUGAAGGUAACCGGUGUCAAAGCAGAGAAAUGCUAUUUACAUUGGAGCCAUCCAACACAUGAUGGUGGAGCUGCUAUUUCACAUUACAUCAUAGAGAAAAGGGAAACCAGCAGACUCUCUUGGACUAUGGUAGAACCAAAAAUUCAAGCUAUCAGUUACAAAGUCACCAAACUCUUACCGGGCAAUGAGUACAUCUUUAGAGUCAGGGCAGUGAACAAGUACGGUAUUGGUGAACCUCUUGAAUCUGAACCAGUCAUUGCAAGAAAUCCUUUCAAGACACCUGGUCCUCCUUCAACUCCAGAAGCAAGUGCAGUUACUAAAGACUCGAUGGUUCUUACAUGGGAAAGACCAGAGGAUGAUGGCGGUUCACCAAUUGAGAGCUAUGUCCUGGAGAAGCGUGAUAAAGAGGGUGUCCGAUGGACAAAGUGCAACAAAAAAACACUAAGCGACCUGCGUUUCAGAGUCACUGGAUUAACAGAAGGACACGCUUAUGAAUUCAGAGUAUCUGCUGAAAAUGCUGCUGGUGUUGGCACACCAAGUGAACCAUCAGAAUAUUACAAAGCAUGUGAUGCAAUAUAUCCUCCUGGUCCUCCAAGCAAUCCCAAAGUAACAGAUCAUUCAAGCACAACUGUUUCUCUUGCAUGGAGUAGACCUAUUUAUGAUGGUGGUGCACUAGUCUCUGGAUAUAUUGUUGAGAUGAAAGAAGCCAGUGAUGAUGAAUGGAUAGUGUGUACACCUCCAACUGGAGUCCAAACCACGCACUUCACAGUCAAAAUGCUGAAGGAGAAUGCUGAAUAUAAUUUCCGCAUUUGUGCAGUUAAUAUUGAAGGUGCUGGAGAUCAUGUUGAUGUUCAAGGCUCUGUAAUUGCUGCUGAGAAACUUGAGGCCCCUGAAAUAGAGUUAGAUGCUGACCUAAGAAAAAUUGUUACUGUUCGUGCAAGUGCAACACUGCGCUUAUUUGUCACCAUUAGAGGAAGGCCUGAGCCUGAAGUUAAAUGGUCAAAGGCAGAUGGUCCUCUAACAGAGCGUGCCCAAAUUGAAGUCACAAGCUCUUACACCAUGCUUGUCAUUGACAAUGUUGACAGAUUUCACACUGGCAAAUAUGUUCUGACACUUGAAAAUAAUAGUGGCACUAAGUCUGCAUUCAUUAAUGUCAGAGUCCUGGACUCCCCAAGUGCUCCAGUUAACUUAUUGGUAAAGGAUGUCAAGAGGGAUUCAGUCCAACUACAGUGGGAAGCUCCACAUAUUGAUGGUGGUGCUAAGGUUACUCAUUAUGUUGUGGAGAAACGUGAAUCCAAAAGAAUGGCAUUUACAACUGUGGCAAAUAACUGUGUCAGGAAUUCAUUCAAGGUUGAUGACCUCCAGGAGGGAGGUGUUUAUUAUUUCCGUGUACUGGCUGUGAAUGAAUUUGGUGUUGGCUUGCCUGUAUCCACCACAGAGUCAGUAAAAGUAUCCCAAGCACCCCUACCUCCUGGUAAGGUUACACUUGUUGAUGUAACUCGCCAUACUGUAAGUCUCUCAUGGGAAAAGCCAGACCAUGAUGGUGGCAGUAAAAUAACUGGCUACAUAGUAGAAAUGUUGACCAAAGGGUCAGAAAAAUGGACAGCAUGUGCAACAGUAAAAGCACUGGAAGCCAGAAUUGAAGGACUUACAAGAGGAGAAGAAUAUUCUUUCAGAAUUGUAGCAAUGAAUGACAAAGGAAAGAGUGAUCCUAAACCAUUAGGAGCACCUGUUGUGGCCAAGGAUAUCACAAUUGAACCCAUCAUUGAUUUGCUGUUUAACACUUACAGUGUAAAAGCUGGAGAAGAUCUCAAAAUUGAUGUUCCAUUCAGAGGCAGACCCCAUCCAGAAGUGACAUGGAAGAAGGAUGGCCACUCACUGAAGCAAACAACCAGAGUAAAUGUUCUGACAUCUAAAUCAUCCUCCAAGAUUACUAUCAAGGACACAAUAAGGGAAGAUGCUGGAAAAUAUGAAAUUACACUGACCAACUCAAUUGGUAUUAAAUCAGCUGAAAUAACAGUUAUUGUUCUUGACAAACCAGGUCCACCAAUUUCAAUCAGAGUAGAUGAAGUAAGUGCUGAUUUCAUCUCCUUAUCCUGGGAUCCUCCAGUGUAUGAUGGUGGUUGUCAAAUCAACAAUUAUGUUGUUGAGAAGAGAGAUACAACAACUACAACAUGGCAAAUUGUUUCAGCCACUGUGGCACGGACAUCAAUAAAAAUAUCUCGUUUAACUCAGGGAACAGAAUAUCAGUUCCGCAUUGCUGCUGAAAAUCGUUAUGGCAAGAGUCAUGUUGUUGACUCUCCUCCAAUAGUUGCACAGUACUCUUUCUCACCACCAGGUCCUCCAGCUGAUCUUCAGGUUGCUAACAUCACAAAGUCAGGCAUGUUAGUUACAUGGAAACAACCAGUCAGUGAUGGUGGAAGCCCCAUCAUUGGAUAUCAUUUGGAGUGCAAGGACCAAAGUAGCAUUCUUUGGACAAAGGUCACAAGGAAUCUAGUUCCUGAUACUCAGUUCAAAGUAACUGGUCUUGAAGAGGGUCUUCUUUAUCAGUACAGAGUGUAUGCAGAAAAUAUUGCAGGCAUUGGAACUUGUACAAAAGCUUGUGAUCCUGUAGCUGCAAGAGAUCCAUGUGAUCCUCCAGGUCAGCCAAUUGUUAUGAACAUAACAAGAACUUCUGUUUCUCUCUCCUGGACAAAGCCUGAAAAUGAUGGUGGAGCCAAGGUGACUGGUUACAUUGUUGAGCGAAAAGAACUUCCAGAUGGUCGUUGGUUGAAGUGCAAUUUCACCAAUCUCCAAGAGACAUAUUUUGAUGUGACAGGUCUUAUUGAAGAUCAGAGAUAUGAUUUCCAUGUUAUUGCAAAGAAUGCAGCUGGUUUACUUAGUGAGGCAUCUGAGGGUACAGGCCCUGUUACAGUAAAGGAUGAUGUAGAUCCACCUUGCAUCACAAUUGAGGACAAACUCAGGCAACUUGUUGUAAUCAAAGCUGGAGAUAUACUGAAAAUUGAUGCUGAAAUUUCAGGCCGUCCAAUUCCUGUGAUUUCAUGGACAAAAGAUGGAAAAGAAAUUGAUGCUAAGGCAAGAGUUGAAAUUUCAUCAACUCGUACUACCACAACAUUGAUUGUUAGAGAUUGUAUUAGAAGAGACUCUGGACAGUAUGUUCUGACAUUACAGAAUGUUGCUGGUACAAGAUCAUUAGCAGUGAACUGUAAAGUUCUUGACAGACCUGGCCCAUCAUCUGGGCCACUUGAAGUAAUUGGUAUGACAGCAGAAAAAUGCUCCUUAUCCUGGGGCCCCCCCCAAGAAAAUGGUGGUGCCGAAAUUCAGCACUACAUUGUUGAGAAACGUGAGACAAGUCGCCUAGCCUGGACCCUAGUCUAUGCAGACAUGAAAGCAACAACAUGCAAAGUGACAAAACUGCUUAAGGGCAAUGAAUACAUUUUCAGAGUUCUAGGAGUAAAUAAAUAUGGAACAGGUGAAGCUUUAGAGAGUGAUCCUGUUAAGGCCAUGGAUCCUUUUACAGUACCUGCUGCACCAACAAAUGUUGAAGUCACUAGUGUAACAAGUGACGCAAUGACAAUCUGCUGGGAAAGACCUGUCUCUGAUGGUGGCAGUAGUAUUAAUGGCUAUGUAAUAGAGAAACGUGAAAAAUCUGGGCUCCGUUGGGUACGUGUCAACAAAAAGCCUGUUUAUGAUCUAAGAGUCAAAGCUUCUAAUCUGCGUGAAGGUUGUGAAUAUGAGUACCGUGUCUAUGCAGAGAAUGCUGCAGGCUUGAGUGCACCAAGCUUGCCUUGCCCAUUGACAAAGGCAGAGGACCCAUUAUUCUUACCAUCACCACCUACUAAGCCAAAGAUCAUUGAUUCUACCAAAAGCACAAUAACACUGUCUUGGAACAAGCCCUUGUUUGAUGGUGGUUCCCCCGUCACAGGAUACUCAGUUGAAUACAGGAAAACCAAUGAGGAUGACUGGAUUGUUGGAGUCCAACACACUAAGAACACUGAGUUCACAGUUGUAGGGCUGACAUCAGGAGCAGAGUAUGUUUUUAUGGUUAGAUCAGUUAACAAAAUUGGUCCUAGUGAACCAAGCCCUGAAACUGAUCCACAAGUAGCAAAGGACAGAGAAGAUGAGCCUGUUUUCCUCAUUAGUAAUGAAAUGAGAAAGACUCUAAUUGUUAAAGAUGGCAGCUCAUUUACUUUAAGAGUUCCAUUCAAGGGGAAGCCAGUGCCAAAUGUAAUGUGGAAUAAGCCCGAUGUUGACCUGAGAGUUAGGGCAGCAAUUGAUACCACUGAUACUUGCACAUCCAUCACAGUUGAGCAAGCUACAAGAAAUGACUCGGGCAAGUACAAUGUAACUCUUCAAAAUGUUGCUGGAACAGUUACACUAACACUGACUGUAAAAGUUCUUGAUUCACCUGGACCACCUGCCAGUAUAGUAGUUAAAGAAGUAACUAAAAAUUCUGCAACUGUUACAUGGGACACCCCUGAAAAUGAAGGUGGUGCUCCUGUCAAGAACUAUCUCAUUGAUAUGCGUGAGGCAAGCAAAAAGGGAUGGACCAGGGUUACAGAUAGCUGCCACCGACUUACUUUCAAAGUAACUGACCUUCAAGAGGGAGGUGUUUAUUAUUUCAGAGUUACUGGUGAAAAUGAAUAUGGCACGGGGGUACCACUCGAAACCAAAGAUGGAACUAAAAUUACAGAAAAACCAAGUCCACCAGAAAAGCUUGGUGUAACAGAGGUCACAAAAGACAGUGUCUCCCUUGCUUGGAGUAAACCUGAGCAUGAUGGAGGUAGUAAGAUUACCAAUUACCAGGUUGAUGCACUGGAGAAAGGACAGCAGAAGUGGAUAAAGUGUGGUGUCACCAAAUCAAUGCACUUUGUUGUCUAUGGCUUGCGAGAAAAUGCUGAAUACUUCUUCAGAGUUUGUGCUGAAAACCAUGCUGGACUUAGUGACCCUAAAGACAUGGUUAUGCCAGUGCUUGUUAAAGAUCAACUAGAGGCUCCCGAGAUUAACAUGAAGAACUUCCAACGUAAUACUGUCUAUGUAAAGGCAGGGUCAAACCUUAAGGUUGAGAUUCCUCUUACGGGAAAACCACUGCCAAAGGUCUCUCUCUCGAAGAGUGAUCAGAUUCUGAAAUCAACCAUGAGGUUCAAUUCGGAAGUAACUCCCGAAUCCCUUAUCAUCACUUUACGAGAGAGUGUUGCUCAUGAUGCAGGAAGAUAUGACAUUACUGCGUCCAACUCAAGUGGAACCACCAAGUCCUUUAUUAAUAUUGUUGUGCUAGACAGACCAAGUCUACCUCUUGGGCCUGUUGAGAUUUGUGAUACCACAGAAGACAGUUUAAGUCUGAAGUGGCUCCCUCCUGCUUAUGAUGGUGGUAGCCCAAUAACAAACUACAUUGUCCUAAAACGAGAAACAACUACUGCAAACUGGAUUGAAGUUUCAUCUGCAGUUGCAAGAUGCACAAUCAAGAUUAUGAAACUGACUACAGGAGUUGAGUAUCAGUUCAGAAUCAGGGCUGAAAAUCGUUUUGGAAUCAGUGACCACAUUGAUUCAUCACCUGUCACAGUCAAUCUCCCAUAUACAAUUCCUGAUGCACCUCCAACACCAUGGGUAUCUGGUGUCACUAGAGAAAGUAUUACUGUUAAUUGGAAGGAGCCUUCCUCUAAUGGAGGAAGCCAUGUGUUUGGAUACCAUCUUCAAAUGAAAGACAAGAACAGUAUUAUGUGGAAGAAGUUCAACAAAACUGUGAUCCGUGCCACACAUUGCAAAGUGACAAAUGUCAGUCCUGGCCUCAUCUAUGAGUUCAAGGUUGCAGCAGAAAAUGCAGCUGGCACUGGUCCAUUCAGCAAAAUUUCAGAUGCUGUUCUGGCAAUUGAUGCAUGUGAACCUCCAACUGAUGUUCGUGUCACUGAUGUCACAAAGAGUUCAAUCAGCCUUGCCUGGCAGAAACCAUCAUAUGAUGGAGGCAGCAAACUGACUGGGUACAUCAUUGAGAAAAAAGAUAGUCCAAAAGACAGAUGGUCAAAAGUUAAUCUGACCAAUGUUUCAGACACCAAGUUCACUGUGUCAGGUCUGACACAAGAUGAAUCUUAUGAAUUUAGAGUAUUAGCCAAGAAUGCAGUUGGCUCCAUCAGUAACCCUUCAGCUAUUGUUGGCCCAGUUACAUGUGUGGAUACCUAUGGUGCCCCUGAAAUUGAACUUCCUCAGGAAUAUCUUGAUGUGCUAAAAUACAAAGCAGGAGAGGCAGUUCAGCUGAAAGUUGGUAUUAUUGCUAAACCUCAUCCAACUAUUGAAUGGUACAAAGAGGGAAAAGAGCUGGAGUCUGGAGCUCAGAUAAUAAUUUCAAAUGCCGCUGAUUCUACGUGCAUAUCAGUCAAGGAUGCCACACGUUUGAACACUGGAACAUAUGAACUGAAGGUCAGGAACUCCUUGGGCUCAGCUUAUGCUGCCAUUAGAGUACUCAUUCAAGACAAACCUGGACCCCCUGUGGGAGAGAUUCAGUUUAAGAAAAUUACAGCAGACACUAUAACCAUCAUGUGGGAUCCUCCAGCUGAUGAGGGUGGUGCAAUGGUCACCCACUACAUUGUGGAAAAACGUGAGAGUAGCAGAAUUAUGUGGUCCGUAAUCUCUGAGAAACUGGAGGACUGCAUUGUGUCUGUUCCAAGACUGAUCAAAGGCAAUGAGUACAUCUUCCGUGUCCGUGGGGUGAAUAAAUAUGGCAUUGGAGAUCCUUUAGAAUCUGAGCCUGUUGUUGCGCAAAAUGCCUUUGUACCUCCAAGUCAACCAUCCAAACCUCAGGUCACUAUGAUCACACGAUCAACAAUGACUGUGGUAUGGGAACGGCCAAGCCUUGAUGGUGGCAGUGAUAUUGAUGGAUACUAUCUGGAGAAAAGAGAAAAGAAGAGUCUUCAAUGGUUCAAGGUUAUUAAAGAUCCGAUUCGUGAUACUAGGCAGAAAGUCAGCAGUCUCACUGAGGGAAAUGAAUAUCAGUAUCGUGUCUGUGCAAUUAAUAAAGCUGGAACAGGUCAAUACUCUGAUGCAUCCAUCUUCUAUAGAGCACAUGAUCCUAUUGAUCCACCAAGUGAACCAACAAAACUUAAAGUUGUUGAUUCAACUAAGACAUCAAUUACCCUUGGAUGGGUGAAACCUGUAUAUGAUGGUGGCAGUGAGAUCACUAGCUAUGUAGUUGAGCAGAUGAAGGCUGAUGACAAAGAAUGGGUUACUAUUAGCUCUAAAGGUGAAGUAAGAACCACUGAGUAUGUGGUGUCCCAUUUGAAACCUGGAGUGUACUACUAUUUACGCGUUUCUGCUGUUAACUGUGCUGGAACUGGACGUGCAAUUGAAAUGAUUCAGCCAGUACAAGCAAAGGAUAUUUUAGAGGAAGCUGAUGUUGAUCUUGAUAUUUCAAUGUCAACUCAGUAUACAGUAAAGGCUGGAAGAGAUGUGGAAAUAAUGAUUCCUCUCAAGGGCAGACCAGCACCCAAUGUUACAUGGAGGAGGGGAGACAGGAAUAUUAGUGGUGAUGCGAAAUAUACCAUUAAUAACACAGAAUAUUCAACAACACUUAUCAUUCCAAAGGUCACUCGGGAUGAUUCAGGCAAAUACCUUCUUGAAAUUGAAAAUGGAGUUGGUGAGCCAAAAACAAUUUCUAUAUCUGUAAAGGUAUUAGACUCACCAUCUGCUUGCAAUAAGUUGGUUGUGAAAAAUGUAACACGUGGAAAACUCACUCUGAGCUGGGAACCUCCUCUUAUCGAUGGUGGUGCUCCAAUUACCAAUUAUAUAAUUGAGAAGAAGGAUGCUAAAAUGAAGGCUUAUUCUAUAGUUACAGCAGAAUGUUCCAACACAUCAUACAAGGUCGAAGGUCUCUCUGAAGAGAUAGCUUACUUCUUCCGGGUAUCUGCUGAAAAUGAAAAUGGUAUUGGUGAUACUUGUGAAACCUCUGAACCUGUUAGAGCAACUGAGACUCCUGGUGCUGUAAAGAACCUUGUCAUGUUUGACUCAACUAACACGUCGGUAUCUUUGGCUUGGACAAAGCCUGAUCAUGAUGGUGGCAGCCACAUUUCUGAAUAUAUCAUUGAAAAGAAAACAAAAGAGGAGGAUACAUGGAGUGUUUGUGGCACCUGCAGAUGCUUCAAGUAUGAGCUAACACAUCUUAAAGAACUCUCUGAGGUUUUCUUCAGAGUGUAUGCCAAAAAUGAGAAAGGUCGCAGUGACUUCUCUCAAAUUGGACCUAUUACUGUGAAGGAAUUCCUCAUCCCACCUGAGGCUAACCUUAUUGACUACCCUAGUGGUGAAUUAAGUGUCCGCAUUGGACAAAAUGUGAACAUUGAAUUACCAUACAAAGGCAAACCCAAGCCAACAAUUCAGUGGAUGAAAGAUGAUUUCCCACUGAAGGAAAGUGAACAAAUUCGCUUUAGACAAACAGACAAUAAAGCUAGUCUGAUUGUGAGAAACACAGGAAAGGAGAAUGCUGGAAAAUAUACCUUAGUUCUUGACAAUAAACUUGUCAAGAACUUCUUUGACAUCAAGGUUAUCACUCUUGGGCCACCAUCUGCACCAGUGGGCCCCAUCCAGUUUGAUGAAAUCAAAGCUCAGAGCAUCAUUAUUUCAUGGAAUGUGCCACAGGAAGAUGGUGGUGGAGAAAUCACCUGCUACAGUGUGGAGAAACGUGAGACUUCUCAAGCAGCUUGGAAAAUGGUUUGUUCAAGUGUGGUCAGGACCACAUUCAAAAUACCCAACUUAGUUAAGGGCACUGAGUAUCAAUUCAGAGUGCGUGCAGAGAACAAAUAUGGAGUGAGCGAGCCUCUAACCUCAUCAGAUGUUGUUGCCCAGCACCAAUACAAGCCACCAGGCCCACCAGGAAAGCCUGUCGUAUUUAACGUUACAAGUGAUGGCAUGACAGUUUCAUGGGAUGCUCCAAGCUUUGAUGGUGGUUCUCCAGUUACCGGCUACCAUCUUGAGAAGAAAGACAGAAACAGCCUUCUUUGGAUGAAAGUGAAUUCCACUGUCAUCUCUGGCAGAGAAUACAGAGUGAUUGGUCUCAUUGAAGGCCUGGAAUAUUCAUUCAGAGUGUAUGCUCAGAACAAUGCUGGGAUGAGUCCAGUUAGUGAACAAAGCAAGCACAAACUUGCAAUUUCUCCUGUUGAUCCUCCUGGCACACCUAAUUGUAUUGAUGUUACAAGAGAUUCCGUCACACUCCAGUGGGAACCACCCAAACGUGAUGGAGGCAGUAAGAUUGUGGCAUACAGUGUUGAGAGGCGCCAAGGAAGAGCUCGCUGGCUAAGAUGCAAUUUUAUUGAUAUUAGUGAAUGCCAGUUCACAGUAACAGGCCUUGCUUGUGGUGAUCGCUUUGAAUUCAGAGUAAUUGCCAGGAAUGCUGUUGGAACGGUCAGUCCACCAUCACAGUCAUCUGGCUACAUUAUGACCAAGGAUGAAAGUGUUAUUCCUGAGAUUCGGUUCAGUGCUGAAAAAACUCUGACCAUCAAGGCUGGAGAAAACAUCAAGCUGAGUUGCAAUAUUAGUGGGCGACCUGUACCUCAAGUUACAUGGUAUAAGGAUGGAAAAGAACUUGAUAAAAUGCUUGUUGAUAUUACAACUGUCAUUGGAUCAAGCUCAUUGUUCAUUAGAGAUGCUGAUCGUGAAAAUCGUGGAGUUUACACCAUUGAAGCCAAGAAUAGCUCUGGAACAAAGAAAGAGGAUGUUCUUGUCAGAGUUCAAGAUACCCCUGGUCCACCCGAGGGCCCACUUCGCUUUACAAAUAUCUCUGCUGACAAGGCAAGUCUUUGGUGGAGUCCUCCAGAAAAUGAUGGAUGUGCAGCUAUCACGCAUUAUGUGAUUGAAAAGCGUGAAACCUCACGCAUUACCUGGGCACUUGUUACAUCCAAGUGUGAAGAUUGCUCUUUCACAACCACAAGCUUGAUUAAGGGCAAUGAAUAUCAGUUCCGUGUUUCUGCUGUCAACAAGUUUGGUGUUGGUAAACCACUGGAAUCUGAUUCAAUUGUUGCUAAAAUGCAAUACACUGUACCAGAUGCUCCAGGUACACCUGACUGCACUCAUGUGACAGGAAACAGCAUCACCCUAUGCUGGACAAGACCAAGAUUUGAUGGUGGAAAUGAGAUCAAGCACUAUAUACUUGAAAGAAGAGAGAAGAAAAGCUUAAGAUGGGUAAAGGUUUCAGCAAAGAGACCAAUCACUGAGCUCAGGCACAGAGUUACAAACUUGACUGAAGGAAAUGAAUAUGAAUUCCAUGUUAUGGCUGAAAAUGGUGCUGGUGUUGGACCUCCAAGUGGCACCUCCAGAUUAUUUAAGUGCAGAGAACCUACAAGUGUGCCUAGUGCACCAACAGUGGUGAAAGUAAUUGACUCAACAAAGACAUCUGUUACACUGGAAUGGACCAAACCUGUCUUUGAUGGUGGUUUGCCUAUCAUUGGUUACAUGAUUGAAAUGUGCAAGGCAAGCCUUGAGGAAUGGCACAGAGUUAACAGCCAGACUUGUCUCCAUACCCAGUACACAGUUAUAGAAUUGGAGCCAGGGGAAGAGUACAAAUUCCGUGUAUGUGCUGUCAAUGGUGCCGGAAAGGGAGAGACAACUGAGAUUCCAAAUGCAGUGCAAGCAGUUGACAGACUAACAUCACCAGAGAUUGACAUUGGUGCAGAUUUCAAACAGACACAUGUUGUGAGGAGUGGAGGAACAGUUACUCUCCACAUUCCUUUCCGUGGAAAACCUGCUCCUCUAGCUACAUGGACAAAGGCAGAUGGAGACCUUGGUGUGAUGGUGGAUAUUAAUACAACAGACACAUUCAGCACUUUGACAAUUGAAAAUUGCACUAGAUAUGAUGCAGGCAAAUACACACUUUCUCUUGAAAACAACAGUGGUCGUAAAUCUAUUACAUUAACAGUAAAAGUACUGGACACACCUGGACCACCAGGUCCUCUGUCAUUUAAGGAUGUGACAAGAGGAGCUCUGACGCUCAUGUGGGAUGCUCCAUCCAGUGAUGGAGGUUCCCGCAUUCAUCAUUACAUUGUCGAGAAACGGGAGGCAAGUCGACUGACUUGGCAAGAAGUCAGUCUCAAGUGUACUCGUCAGAUUCUCAGGGUGACUAACCUUGAUACUGGUGUAGCAUACGUUUUCAGAGUCAUAGCUGAAAAUCAGUAUGGUCAAGGUGAGCCUUAUGAAAUGUCGGAGCCAAUUAUUGCCACUGAAGAACCUGCACCACCUAAAAGACUGGAUAUUAUUGAUACUACAUCUUCAACAGCUACCUUAGUAUGGAUGAAACCUGAACAUGAUGGUGGAAGUCGAAUCACAGGCUACAUUGUUGAAACCAGAAAGAAAGGUUCUGAUCACUGGGUUGUUGGUGGUCAAACUAAGUCUUUGAAGAUGAUUCUUGAAGGAUUGGUUGAAAACACAGAAUAUGAAUUCCGUGUCAAGGCCCAGAAUGACACUGGAGUCAGUUAUCCAAGAGAUGCUCUCACUUCUGUCAUUAUCAAAGAACCUCGCAUUGAGCCAACUGCUGACCUUAGUGGCAUCAACAAACAACUUAUUACCUGUAAAACUGGUAAUUCCUUUACUAUUGAUAUCCCUAUUAGUGGUAGACCAGCUCCAAAAGUAACAUGGAAGCUUGAGGAGAUGAAACUCAAGGAAACCGAUAGGGUUUCCAUCAAAACGACCAAAGACAGAACUACGUUGUUGGUUAAAGAUGCCAAGAGAGGUGACAGUGGAAAGUAUUACCUGACUCUGGAGAAUGCUGCGGGGGCAAAGACAUUCACCAUCACUGUAAUUGUCUUUGGAAGACCUAGCCCACCAAGUGGUCCAUUUGAAAUUUCAGGAGUAACCUCAGAGUCCUGUGUGUUGACAUGGUCAGAGCCUACUGAUGAUGGUGGAACAGACAUCACUAACUAUAUAGUUGAGAAACGUGAAUCUGGUCAAACCUCUUGGCAGGUUGUGAACUCAAGCGUGAAACGCCCAACCAUCAAAGUGACACAUUUGACGAAAUACAUGGAAUAUACUUUCCGUGUCUGUGCAGAGAACAAGUUUGGUGUUAGUAAGCCAAUUGAGUCAGAAGCCAUUGUUGCUGAACAUCCAUUCAUCCCACCAAGUCCACCAACUCGUCCAGAUGUGGUGUCUGUAUCUGCUAAUGCCAUUUCUAUUAAAUGGGAUGUGCCGUAUCAUGAUGGUGGAAGCAAGGUGACUGGAUAUUGGAUUGAAAAGAAAGAGCGUAACACCAUUUUAUGGGUGCGGGAAAACAAGAUCCCAUGCCUUGAGUGUCACUACAAGGUCUCUAGUCUUAUUGAAGGACUUGAAUAUCAGUUCAGAGUGUAUGCAAUGAACAUUGCAGGUCUUAGCAAAGCCAGUGAAGCUUCAAGACCAGUGCUGGCUUUGAAUCCUGUUGACCCACCUGGUAAACCAGAGGUUUAUGACAUUACAAGAUCCUCAGUUUCUAUCAGAUGGUCUGAACCACUUAAUGAUGGUGGCAGCAAGAUUGUUGGCUAUGUAGUUGAACGCAAGGCAUCCUCAGAUGAUGAUGAAACUCGCUGGUUGAAGUGUAACUACACUACUAUUACAGACAACUUCUUUAUAAUAACAUCUCUUGAAGAGGGAGUGGUGUAUGAAUUCCGUGUCAUUGCCAGAAAUGGUGCAGGCGUCCAUAGUAUGCCAUCUGAAUCAACAGGAUUCGUUACAUGCAAAGAUGAAUACACACCACCAAAGGCUGAGUUAGACAGCAAGCUUGUGGGUGAAAUAGUCACUAUUAGGGCUGGAUCUGACCUCGUUCUUGAUGCUGCAAUUGGUGGUAAACCUGAGCCCAAGGUCUUCUGGUCCAAGGGUGAGAAGGAGUUGGAGCUUGGUGACAAAUACUCACUAACAUACACCAGCACAAGAGCUAUGGCAAUCAUCAAAUCAUGUGACAGAAAUGAUACUGGAAAAUAUAUAUUGACUGUUAAGAAUGCCAGUGGAACCAAGGUGGCAGCUGUCAGUGUUAAAGUCCUUGAUACCCCUGGACCUCCAGAGGGUAAAAUCACAAUCAGCAGGGUCACAGAGGAAAAAUGCACAGUUUCUUGGAAAAUGCCCAUUGAGGAUGGAGGAGACACUGUCACUCAUUACAUUGUGGACAGGCGUGAGACCAGUAGACUCAAUUGGGUUGUGAUGGAAACUGAAUGCAAGACCCUGUCUUGUGUUAGCACAAAACUCAUUAAGAACAAUGAAUAUAUCUUCCGUGUCAGAGGUGUUAAUAAAUAUGGACCUGGUGUACCACUGGAGUCUGAACCAGUUAUUGCAAGAAAUGCAUAUAUGAUCCCAACACCGCCUGGUGCACCAGAAAUUGCUGCUGCUGGAAAGCAACAUGUCAUCAUUGAAUGGCUGAAGCCAGAGAGUGAUGGUGGAAGUGAAAUCAAAAACUACCUUGUGGAUAAACGCGAGAAGAGUAGUGUGAGAUGGACAAGAGUGAACAAAACUUUCACAAUCUAUGACACAAGACUCAAGAUUAUGGGUCUCUUAGAAGGAAGUGAAUACCAAUUCCGUGUUGCAGCUGUUAAUGCUGCUGGCACUAGCUUACCAAGUGAUGCAUCUGAAUAUGUCCUUUGCAGGGAGCCAACAUAUACCCCUGCUCCUCCAUCAAUUCCUCGUAUAACAGAUUCUACCAAACACAGCCUAACAAUGUCAUGGACCAGACCUAUGUAUGACGGUGGUUCAGAUGUCACGGGCUAUGUAAUUGAGAUUCUGGAGGAGGGAACUGAACAGUGGUAUAGAGCCACUCAGAAGAUUCUGACCACCACUGAGUAUACUGCAGCUGGUCUGACAAGCAACAAAAAAUAUAGCUUCAGAGUAGCUGCAGUGAAUGCAAUGGGCACAGGAGAGUUCAGUCAAGGGACUGUGGAGACUGCACCUUCAGAGAGAAUUGAAAUUCCUGAUAUUGAAUUACCUGAAGAUCUGAAGAAGACAGUUUGCCUGAGGGCUGGUAGCACUCUGCAUCUAAAUGCACUCAUACUUGGAAGACCAAUGCCAGUUGUUACUUGGAGAAAAACUGGCAUUGACCUCCAGUCCCGUGGAUACAUUGACACAACAGAAAGCACCACCGUUUUGACAGUGGAGAAGGUGCACCGUUAUGAUGCCGGCAAAUACACAAUUGAGGCAGAAAAUCCAUCUGGAAAGAAGACUGUUACAAUUCUUGUCAAGAUUUAUGAUACUCCUGGACCCUGUGGUGCAGUCAAAGUCAAAGAUUACACUAAAGAAUCGGUUGUCAUUACAUGGGAUGUUCCCACUGUUGAUGGAGGGGCUCCUAUAAACAACUACAUUAUUGAAAAGCGUGAAGCAUCAAUGAAAUCUUACAAAACCGUGACAAAUGAAUGCAAGAAGACCUUGUAUAGAAUUACUGGAUUAGAGGAAGGAAUUCGAUACUUCUUUAGAGUGUUGCCUGAGAACAUAUAUGGUAUUGGAGAACCUUGUGAAAUCAGUGAUUCAGUAUUGGUAUGUGAAGUUCCAUCUGUUCCUCAAGAUUUGCAAGUGAUUGAUGUUACAAAGUCCACUGUUACUCUUGGAUGGGAGAAACCACUUCACGAUGGAGGCAGCAGACUUACUAACUACAUUAUUGAAGCAUGCAAGACAGGAACAGACAGAUGGAUUAAUAUUGCUAAUGUGAAGGCAUCAGCGUCACAGCAUACAAUAGCUUCUCUGAAUGAGAAUGAGCAAUAUAUGUUCAGAAUCAGAGCAGAGAAUACCAGAGGCCUUAGUGAGCCCAGAGACCUGAUGUCCCCUGUAACUAUUCAAGAACAGAGAGUUAUGCCGAAGAUUGAUCUGGCUGGUAUGCCACUAAAGAUCAUCAAUGUGCCCGCUGGUAGGCCAAUUGUGCUUGACAUUCCAAUCAAAGGAAGACCACCACCAACUUGCUCAUGGUUCUUUGGAGGUGUUAAGAUGAAGGACACACUUGACCGUAUCAAGAUUGAGACAACUGUCAAAUACACUAAACUGACAGUUCGUGAAACCACAAUUGACGACACUGGUGAUUAUACACUAGAAGUAAAGAAUGACAUGGGAAUAGCUACAGAAAUCAUUAAAGUCAUCAUUCUUGAUAAACCUGGGGUGCCUGUUGGACCUAUGAGAAUUGAUGAAGUUGAUGCAACAUCUGUUACAUGUAGCUGGAAUGCACCAGAAAAGGAUGGAGGUGCCAAUAUAAGUGGUUAUGUUGUUGAGCAGCGUGAUGCUCAUCGUCCUGGAUGGUUGCCUAUUUCUGAAUCUGUCACAAGGCUUGCAUUCAAAUUCAGUAGACUGACUGAAGGAAUGGAAUAUGUGUUCCGUGUGGCUGCAACAAAUCGCUUUGGCGUUGGUGCAUUCCUUCAAUCUGAAGUUGUUGAGUGCAAGAGUGCCAAAACUAUUCCUAAUGCACCAAGCAUACCUGAAAUAUUUGAUGUGUCUCAUGAUGGCAUGACACUUACAUGGAGACCACCAGAAGAUGAUGGUGGUUCUUCAAUCGCUGGCUAUAUCAUUGAGCGUAAAGAAGCUGGAUCUGACAGAUGGGUGCGCAUUAAUAAAAAUCCAGUGACAAUGACAAGAUACAGAUCAACAGGACUUGUUGAAGGUCUUGAAUAUGAGUACAGAGUAACAGCUAUUAAUUCUAGAGGCACUGGCAAACCAAGUUUGAGCUCUAAACCAGUGAUUGCAAUGGAUCCUAUCGAACCUCCUGGGAUACCACUGAAUCCGAGAGUCACAGAUACCACCAGGACAUCUGUGUCACUGGCAUGGUCUCCCCCAGAAGAAGAAGGAGGUGCCACCAUUAUUGGUUACCUGAUUGAGAUGCAGAAGGUUGACCAGGUCGAAUGGACCAAAUGCAAUACAACACCAACAAAAAUUUGUGAAUACACACUAACACAUAUGCCACAGGGUGCUGAGUACAGAUUCCGUGUGAUGGCGUGCAAUGCUGGUGGACCUGGAGAACCAGCUGAAAUACCAGGAGUGAUUAAGGUCACAGAAAUGCUUGAAUAUCCUGAUUAUGAGCUGGAUAAGAAAUAUCAAGAGGGCUAUAUUGUCAGACAAGGUGGAGUCAUCAUACUCUCUGUGCCAAUUAAGGGAAAACCAUAUCCAAUAUGUAAGUGGACAAAAGAAGGGCGAGACAUUUCUCACAGAGCUAUGAUUGCCACCGGUGAGGACCGCACAGAGCUGAUGAUCAGGGAAGCCCACAGAGAUGACACUGGCACUUAUGAUCUUGUGUUGGAGAACAAAUGUGGAAAGAAAGCUGUGUACAUCAAAGUCAAAGUUAUUGGACGCCCAGAUCCACCUGAAGGUCCUCUGGAAUUUGACGAUAUUCAAGCACGUUCUGUAAGAGUCAGCUGGAGACCACCUUCAGAUGAUGGUGGCGCUGAUGUCCUUGGGUACAUUGUGGAGAGACGUGAGGUACCAAAGGCAGCCUGGUACACUGUGGACUCUCGUGUGGUUGACACAUCACUGGUGGUCAAGGGAUUAAAGGAAAAUGUUGAAUACCACUUCAGAGUUUCAGCAGAGAAUCAGUUCGGAAUUAGUAGAUCUCUGAAAUCUGAUGAAUCAGUUAUGCCCAAGACCCCUCUCUGUCCACCAGAGCCUCCCAGCUUCCCUCCAGAAAUUAUGGAUGUCACAAAAACAAGUAUUGGUCUAUCUUGGUCAAGGCCAAAGGAUGAUGGUGGUUCACGGGUCACUGGAUACUACGUCGAGAGAAGAGAGUUGUCCACUGAGAAGUGGGUGCGUCACAACAAGACUCAUAUCACGACAACAAUGUAUACUCUCACUGGUCUUAUCCCUGAUGCACAAUAUCAGUUCCGCGUGGUCGCUCAGAAUGAUGUUGGUGAAAGUGAGCCUGGACCAGUAUCUGAAGCAAUUGUAUGCAAAGAUCCAUUUGAUAAACCAAGUCAACCAGGUGACAUUGACAUCAUUUCCAUUACCAAGGAUAGCAUUACCAUUCACUGGCUACGCCCUGAAUUGGAUGGUGGCAAAGAAAUCCUAGGAUAUUGGAUUGAGUUCAGACAAGCAGGUGAAAGUGCCUGGAAAAAAUGCAACAAGGAGCGUUCAAAAGACAGGCAAUUCACCAUGGGUGGUCUCAUGGAGGCAACAGAAUAUGAAUUUAGAGUGUUUGCUGAAAAUGAAACUGGACUGAGUAGACCUCGUAGAACUGCCAUGGGUAUUAAAACCAAACUGAGCGUUGGAGAAGCACCAAGUCUGAAAGAAGAGAUGAAAGACAACACCACAAAUCUGGGAGAAUCUGGAACAUUGUCUUGCCAGAUUAUUGGAAGACCUCUUCCUGAAAUUAAAUGGUAUAGAUAUGGAAAGGAACUGAUGCAGAGUCGCAAAUACAAGAUGAGCUCUGAUGGUAGAAAUCAUUCUCUAACAGUAUUAACAGAUGAGCAAGAAGAUGAAGGUCUGUACACUUGCAGAGCCAUUAAUGACGCUGGUGAGGUUGAAACCAGUGGCAAGCUCUUUUUGCAGGCUGCACCCCAAUUCCAUCCUGGAUUUCCAUUAAAGGAGAAAUACUAUGCAGGAUGUGGAACAAGUCUACGCCUCCAUGUUGUCUACAUUGGACGGCCUAUCCCACAAAUCAUGUGGUUCUAUGGAAAGAAACCCCUGAAACCAUCAGAGGAUAUAAUUAUUGAAAACACAGACAAUUACACCCAUCUAGUUGUCAGGAAUGUGCAGCGCAAGACGAAUGCUGGCAAGUACAGGGUUCAGAUGAGCAAUAAAUUUGGUACAAUCGAAACAGUGCUUCGUGUUGAAAUCCAAGAUAAACCUCUGAUGCCUGAAGGACCAAUUGUUGUCGAAGCUCUCCUAAAGAACUCUGUAAUCAUUAGUUGGAAGCCACCUAAGGACGAUGGUGGCUCACUGAUUACAAAUUACAUUGUAGAAAAACGAGAGGCAAAGGAGGGCGAGCAAUGGCAUCUUGUAUCAUCAUCUGUCUCAGGAACUACUUGCCGUGUUCUAAAUCUAAUUGAGAGUGCCGGAUAUUACUUCCGUGUUUCUGCACAGAAUCAAUAUGGUAUUAGUGAGUCACUGGAGAUUCCAGCUGUUCUUAUUAUCAAGAGUCCAUUUGAAAAACCAGGUAUCCCACACCAGCCAGUUGUUACUUCUGUCUCAAAGGAUUCAUGUGUUGUGACAUGGAAACCUCCAUCCAGUGAUGGCGGUGCCAAGAUUAAGAGUUACUAUAUUGAAAAGAGAGAGAAGAAACAGAACAAAUGGAUUGCUGUUACAACUGAGGAAAUUCAUGAGACACACUAUACAGUUAAAGGCCUGAUUGAAGGCUUUGAAUAUGAAUUCCGUGUCAAAUGUGAGAACAUUGGCGGAGAGAGUGAUUGGAGUGAAAUUUCAGAACCGGUCAUUCCAAAGUCUGACACAGCUCCCCGUGCUCCAUUCUUCAAGGAGGAACUGAGAGACAUGUGUGUAAAAUACAGGGCCAAUGCAACCUUUGUCACUAAGGUUAUUGGAUAUCCUAAGCCGGUGGUUAAAUGGUACAAGGGUGGCAAAGAAAUUUUACCAGAUGGUGAAAAGAUCAAGAUCCAGGAAUUCAAGGGAGGCUACCACCAACUUGUUAUCAGUAAUGCUGAUGAGAAUGAUGUAGCUGUUUACCAAAUCAGAGCCACUAAUCAGGAAGGAUCAAUCUCUACAACUGUAACCCUUGAUGUUGAAGUUCCUGCCAAGGUUCAUUUACCACUACAUCUCCAAGGUAUGGGAGCUGUUCAUGCUCUUCGGGGUGAGAUGGUUACCAUCAAGAUUCCAAUCAGUGGUAAACCAGAUCCUGCAAUAACAUGGCAGAAAGGACAAGAGAUACUGAGUAACACAUCAUACCAUCAAGUAAUUGUUACAAGAUCCUUCACAUCCCUUGUGUUCCUAAAGGGAGUACAAAGAAAGGAUGCUGGGUACUAUAUAAUUUGUGCCAAGAACCGGUUUGGCGUUGAUAAGCAGACAGUUGAACUUGAUGUUGCUGAUGUACCCGAAUCACCUAAAGAUGUUAAAGUUAGUGACAUUGGCAGAGAUACUAUCACACUCACAUGGACUCCUCCAAAUAAUGGUGGAAGUGAAAUUACUAGCUACAUUAUAGAGAAGUGCCCAGUCUCUGGUGACAGAUGGAUACGUGUUGCCCAGACAUCUGAGGCACAAUAUACUGUGAUGAGUUUAUUUGGAAAGACCAAAUACCAGUUCCGUGUUAUUGCUGAAAAUCAAUUUGGAUUCAGUCACCCAUCUGUACCAACUGAGCCUGUGACAACAAGGGAAGACAAAUAUGCUAUUAGAAACUAUGAUGAAGAAGUGGAUGAAGCAAGAGAGGUUACAAAGGAGGAAGCACCACAUUCUAAGGUUAAGAAUGUGCCUUCUCUUUACAAAAUAUCAGAGGAACUUGCACGGUGUGGACACUUUGGAAUUGUUCAUCGCUGUGUUGAGAUUAGCUCCAAGAAGACAUUCUUGGCUAAGAUGAUAAAGGUGAAAGGUGCAGAUAGAGAGCUGGUUGCAAGAGAAAUUGAGACACUGAAUAUUGCAAGACACAAGAACCUAUUGUAUCUUCAUGAAUCCUUUGAUAGCUUGGAGGAAUAUGUUCUGAUCUAUGAAUUCAUAUCAGGCAUGGACAUCUUUGAGCGUCUUGGAACAACUUUUGACCUCACUGAGCAAGAAAUUGUUCGGUACAUGAGGCAAGUUUGUCAGGCUCUCAAGUUUUUGCAUGGCCUCAACUAUGGCCAUUUUGAUAUAAGACCUGAUAACAUUGUAUAUGCCACAAGGAAGAGCAGUACAGUCAAGAUAAUUGAAAUGGGCCAGGCAAGGCUGUUGACACCUGGAGAAAAUAUCAGAAUUCAGUUCACUGCCCCAGAAUACUGUGCACCUGAAAUACACAACAGUGAUUUUGUUACCACUGCUACUGACAUGUGGUCAGUUGGAGUUCUUGCAUAUGUUCUUCUCAGUGGUAUCAAUCCAUUCGCAGCUGAAUCAUCUCUAAAAAUGAUUGAGCACAUCUCCAAUGCAGAAUACAUAUUUGAUAGUGAAGCAUUCAAAGAGAUUAGUACUGAGGGAAUGGACUUUAUUGACAGGCUGCUGACUAAAGAAUGCAAACAUCGCAUGACUGCAUCCGAGGCUUUGGAGCAUCCUUGGCUCAAGAUGAAAAUCGAAAACAUCAGUUCUAAGGUUAUAAAGACUUUGAGACACAGACGAUACUACCAGUCACUUGUCAAGAAGGAGUGGAGCACUGUCAUUUCGGCAGCUCGUGUUGCCUAUGGUGGUGGGUACAGAAACCAGAGGAAUGUUUCAUUUGGCAGAGUGAAAAUUGGACCCCCAGAGCAAGGCCUAAGAGCAGGUCCAGUUAUGCAUGGUUCUGCUGAAGAAGGUGGUCAUGUCCGAUUUAUGUGCAACAUUGAGAACUAUGACAGAAACACACAGGUGACCUGGUACUUUGGCUCUCAUAAAUUGACAGCUAGUCAUAAGUAUGAAAUCAACUAUGCCAAUGGAAUUGCAAGCAUCUAUGUAAAAGACAUUGAGGAACGUGAUGAUGGACUAUACAGAUGCCAUGUUGUUAGUGAAGACAGGGAAGACAAUGCCUAUGCAGAGCUAUUUGUUGAGAGUGUGAGGUCCUAUCGUGAGUACUUCCUUGGACGUUCACUUAAGAAGCUUAAGCGUAGAAUUGACAAAACCAAACUUCUUCAAAGGCCUCCUGAGUUUACUCUGCCACUGUACAACCGUACAGCAUACAUUGGUGAGGAUGUACGCUUUGGUGUAACUAUAACUGUCCACCCAGAGCCACAAGUAACAUGGCUAAAAGCAGGACACAGAAUCAAACCUGAUCCAGAGAAAUACACAUUUACAAGCGACAAAGGUCUUUAUCAGCUAAUGAUUCACAAUGUUGAGCUUGAGGACGAUAGUGAAUACACUGUGGUAGCAAACAACAGGUUUGGUGAAGACAGUUGCAAAGCACGUCUAACCAUAAAAUCUCAUGCUGUUGUUGAAGACACAAUGAGACCAAUGUUUAAACGCCUCUUGGCAAAUAUUGACUGUGUUGAGGGACAAAGUGUCCACUUCGAUUUGAGAGUGUCGGGAAUUCCACCACCAACUCUGAAAUGGGAAAAAGAUGGCAAGCUUCUUGAAUUCAGACCACAAGUUGAAGUUGUUCAACAAGAUAGUGACUACUAUGUUCUCCAUAUUAGAGAAACACUUAUUGAGGACUCUGGCAUUUAUAGAGUCACUGCCACUAACUCAGCUGGUUCAGCAAGUUGCCAAGCAACACUCAAGGUUGAACGUCUAACUUAUACAAGGAGAGAAUUCAAGAGUGAGGGAGAAAAACAGAUAUAUGUACAAAAUCAAAUUGAGAAAACACUGAAAAUGGCACAAGAGUUCUCAGCAACAGAAAUGACCAUACUUAAUCCUGCAGCACAAGAGGCACUAAAAGAAGCUGCUGAACUGUACAAGCCUGCCGUGAGCACAAAGCAUGUGCAGGGAGAAUUUGACAUCUCUGACAAAGAAGAUAGAGAAAUAAAGAAAAUUAAGGAGGAAGGCAGGAAAUUAGAAUGCCUUCUGAAAUUCCCAGAUGCUCGUGUACAUGAUCCAACCGUUCUUGAAGAGGACAUGGGUAUCAAACACUUUGUGCCUUUAUCUGACAUGAAGUGGUAUAAGAAACUCUGUGACCAAUAUGAGAUUCCUGAACGCAUGGAGAGAGUUGUGCAGAAAAGACAGAAACGUAUCCGUCUUUCAAGAUGGGAGCAAUUCUAUGUUAUGCCACUCCCUAGAAUUACAGAUCAGUACAGGCCAAGGUGGCAUAUUCCAAAGCUUACUCUAGAUGAUCUAGAAACUGUAAGACCAGCAAGGCGCUCACCAUCACCAGAGUCAGAAGUCUCCUUCAAACUAAGAAGACGUUCUCUAGGUGAUCUUUCAGAUGAGGAGAUCAUCCAGUCUGUAGAGGACUACUUGACAAAGAGAAGAAUUGAAGAAGAGAAGCAAAAGCUGGAGGAAGAGCUUGAACUUGGAUUCUCCGCCUCCCCUCCUAGUGGAAGUCCUGUCCACUUUGAACUGUCAGCACUGCGCCGUCCAUCACCCAGGGUUGUCCACAAAGCUGAAGUAAAACAUGUAGAGGAAACCAAACACGUAUUAAUGGCAGAGAAACAUCAUGGUUCUCCACCACCCAUUUCCCAUUUCAUAAGGAGGCGGAGAUCUCUAUCUCCAACAUAUAUCGAACUGAUGCGCCCGGUCUCUGAACUGAUCAGACCACCGCGUGUACGUGUGCCAGUGGAAGCUGAGGAAGGUGAGAUAAUAGAGAGGAGGUCACCUACUCCUGAAAGGACACGUCCACGGUCUCCUAGUCCAAUAUCUCCUGACAGGAGGUCUUCAAGGUCCUCUUCAAGAUUUGAAAGAUCUGCACGAUUUGACAUCAUGUCUAGAUAUGAGGCAAGAAAAGCUGCUCUAAAAUCUGAGCGGAAGUAUCAGGUUGUGACACAGCAACCCUUCAGUCUUGACCAUGCACCACGCAUCACAGUUAGAAUGCGCUCACACCGUGUCCCAAGUGGUCAAGACACUAAAUUCACUAUGAAUGUCCAAGCGAAGCCAGAAUGUGAAAUUCAGUGGUUUCAUAAUGGACAAGUGAUUCAUGAGAGCAACAAAUAUUGCUUUACAAACAUGAGCGGUGUGCUGACUCUCCAUAUUACUGAUUGUCAAGCAGAGGAUAGUGGCACAUAUCGUGUUGUCUGCACAAACGCCAAGGGAGAAGCAUCGGAUUAUGGAACUCUUGAUGUAUCAGGAGGAGCAUUUACAACAUACUCCUCAAGACGCAGAGAUGAGGAGGCUCCAACGCUAUUUGUACCUGAACUGACAAAGACUGAUUAUUACCACACAACAACAAUCAGGGCCUCUUCUGCCUCAAGAACACACUUAGAAAUCAAAGAAAGCAAGACGAAAAUUACUGAGAUACAUGAAGCUUCUGCAAGUGAAAAAUAUGAGUCUGAAAGGCUUGCAUCAUCACCUAUCAGACAUUCAUCAACUGAAUACCUAUCAUCUACUUCAUAUUCUUCCUUAGAACGAUAUACAUCAUUGGAAUCUAAGUCAAGAAUUGAUUCUACAUCUACAACAGCAGUAACUACUAAGAAAGUCAAAGCCACUCUGUCAGCCCAAAUACUCACCAAACCACAGUCUCUAAUAGUAUCUGUGGGUGAAUUUGCAAAAUUUACCUGUGACAUUGAUGGAGAGCCAGCGCCAAGUGUUACAUGGAUGCAUGAGGGACGUAUUGUUAUCACUUCCCAUCGUGUACAAGUGACAACAACACAGUACAAGUCUACAUUUGAAAUAUCUUCAGUAGACUUUUCAGAUGAAGGAAGCUACUCUGUAGUGGUUGAAAAUUCAGAGGGAAGGCAAGAGGCAAAGUUUACCUUGACCAUUUACAAACCAGCACCAAAAGAAAAGGUUGUUGCACCCUCCCAAGUCAAACCUCCUGAGGCAGCAGUGAAAUUACCUGAGCCUUCUGCAAAAACCCCAGUACCUGUGAAGUCACCAGAACCUUUGGCAAAAUCUCCUGCAUCUUCUGUCACAUCUUCAGUUAAGUCUCCAGAGCCAUCAGUCAUAUCCCCAGUACCAUCAGUUAAGUUUCCAGAGCCUUCCAUGAAGUCACCAGAACCCACUGGUGUUAAGUCCCCUGAAACUGAGAUCAAAUCACCUGAGGGUGUCAAAUCUCCAAUAAGGGUAAAGUCUCCUGAGCCAGGGACUGUUGGCCCCAGAGUCAGGUCCCCACUCCCAGUCAAAUCCCCUGAAGUCAAGUCUCCUCCAAGAGUGAAGUCUCCAGAACUAAUUACCUCCCCUCUGAAAGUUAAAUCUCCCACAGGCCUGACGUCUCCUGAACCAAUAGCUUCCCCUCCAAGAGUGAAAUCUCCAACUCCAGUUAAGUCUCCAGAGCCAACAUCCCCACCUCAAAGAGUUAAAUCUCCAACAGGCACAAAAUCUCCUGAACCAAUUAGUUCUCCACUGAGGGUAAAAUCACCAUUAGGCAUGAAAUCACCUGAGCCAUCCACCUCUCUUCAAAGGGUGAAAACCCCACCAAUGGCCAAGUCUCCUGAGCCAAUAACAUCACCCAAAAGGGUUAAAUCUCCUCUUACUGUGAAAUCACCACCAAAGAUUCUCCAGCAACUUAAAGCUGAGGCAUCUGAAGAUAAGGUGAAGAUGAUUUGUGUUGCUGACAGCUCUGUGAGAGAGGUUUUGUGGUAUAAAGAUAGCAGGAAACUGAGCCAGAGUAAUCACUAUCAGAUCCAUACAGCUGCUGAUGGCACAUGCUGUCUUUAUAUAUCUGAUCUGUCUGAGAAUGAUAAGGGUGAAUAUUCCUGUGAAAUGACUGGAGAAGGUGGAGCAGUCUCAAGAACAUCAUUCUCAUUUGUUGGUCAAGUGUUCCAAUCCAUCUCUAAAAAAGUAACGACUUUUGUGUCUACACGUAUGGCUGUGAAAGAAUCAGUGUCCUCCAAGACCCAAGAGGGGGCUGAAGUGCUAAUGAAGGAGAGUGCUGCUGUCAGCAGCAUGCAAGAAAGUUUCUCUUCAAAAUCUAUCCACAUGGAAAGUACUAUGCAAGAGACAUCAUUUAGCAGUUCCACCAUGGCUGAAAUGAAAUUUGAAACAAUGUCCAUGUCCAGCAUGUCCUCCAUGACUUCUGAAUCGGCGUAUGCUAUGAGCUCAAGCAGCAUGAUGUCAAGUCAUUCACAGGCCGAGGGAACCACAGUAAGAGCCAUUUUGCAUAGCGGUCAAGGUUCAGCUCCAAGAAUUGAAGCCCUCCCUGAAGACAUCAGUAUUGAAACUGGAAAGGUUUUGACAGUAGCAUGUGCUUUCUCUGGCGAGCCUUCACCUCACAUUGAGUGGUCCCGUGGAGGAAAGACACUUCCAACUGCUGAAGAGAGUGGAAGGUUCCACAUUGAGACAACUGAGGAUCUCACCACACUCAUCAUCACUGGUGUAAAACAGAGUGAUGCUGGCUUGUACACCCUCAAACUUUCCAAUGAGCAUGGAUCUGACAUGGCAACAGUCACCAUCAACAUUCGAUCACUGUAAAACUAAUAACCAUCAUUUCACCCCCUUGCCUUAUUAAGUGCCUUUUUAUUUAUUGAAAGAACAAAAAAAAGAUAUUUACUUGAUAACUACCUGGAUAUCUGUUCCUGUAAAUAUGAACUAUUUUUAUACCAAACUUGACAUUAAUUUAUGCCAAACUAGACUAAAGUCUAAAGUUGUUAUAAAAUGUGCCAUAUUGGAUAAUUAUGACUAGGAUUUUUGAUCCAUUUUUCUGUGACAUGUACAUAAUGUAUAUAGCCGAAUUUAACGGUUAUGGGAAAUGUAUGAAUUGUUAUUUAUGACAAUAUAACUGAAACAAAUGGAACUAAUUGUUUAUCAGGAGAAAGUUUCAAAUGAAACGAAUACCCUGUUAAACCUGAAACUAAACUCUGUGCCUCAACAAAAAGUUGAAGUCUUAAGAUUGCCUCAACAGGUAGAGAGGCUCCCUGUUGAAGUUCUACUAAAUUAAAGAGACAAAGUUAUGCACUGUACAUCUGUGCAUGCAGUAUUACAAUACUCAAAUGAAUUUAUAACUUGACCAUAAGACCCUGAGUGCUGUUUGCAUCUUACCCUCAUGUAAGCAGCACAACUGGGCCUUGUGUUCAGACUGACUAUGUCAUACCACCAUUUUAAUGACAGGCUCAAAGUGCGAGCGGCCUGCACUUAAUGAGCUAAACUGUUUAAUGUGCUCUAUUUCUGACAAGGGACUGCUUGAAUACACUUUUAGAAAUAACACCACCUGGCCAACAUGGAAAGUCUAUCUUGUACUUCCUUGCAGAAGCAGAGCCUUCUCUUGGAGGAUUGCUUUGUUGUAUUGUGUGUUUGUGUGCUAGCUAUAGAACUCACCUUUACUGUUGUUGGGCAAAAAUCAAGUAAGUGCACCACAGUAACAACAUCUGCUGUGCAAAGAACAAAAACGAAUGAAUCAGCUCAGUCAACAACUAUGUGCCCUAUACUUUGGUUUGAUUUUAUGUAGAACUGUAGUAUUAAUUUUAAAUGCAACCUCCUUGAGUAUUAUUAUAAUUGAUUCAAUAAAGCAUGUUUUCAGCACUAAAACAA